GUAACAGCACCGCAGCAGUCCGCACAUCGCCGCGACCGUCGCGCAGCACCGUACCGCACCGUUCCGGCCGCGCAAUCGCCGCAGCCAGUGUCCGCCGAAACCGUUUGUAUCGUGCCGUCGUCGCCCAGUUCACAGAAACAAAAUUAUCGCGUCGAAUUCGCCGUACCGCGGGUAAAAUAUAAUUAAUAAUUAAUUGCACGAUUCGUACGCAAGAGUUUUACUCGUUAUCGUGGUUUUUUUUUCACCCGUCUGCCGUCGGUUUUUUUUUUUCAUUUUCCGCGACUAGAAUCGUGCCGUAUACCGCGAACGCGCUCGCUGGUUACCGUAAACUGUUGUUGUUUAAAUCGUUCGCGCAUAAAUACCCGACAAGGGGAAAAAUACCGAGCGCGAUCAUCCGCAACGAUACAUUUUCGGAUUUCGAAUUUUUCCCGUAUUCCGUUCACCGUCCACCCCGCGGGCCCGGUCGAAUCUGUUCAAAAUUGGCCGAGUCAAGCAGAAUCCCGUUCGUGUGGCCGCCGGCGAAACGGCUGCGAACGAUUUGGUAAGCAUAAAAAAAUUGUAUGUAUAUUAUUACCUAUUAUGUAUUGUUUUCUGGAUUUGUUUUUAACAACCAAUAAGUGGUUUUAUUUUUAUUCCCUCCCACCCACCCAUUAUUUUUUCGUCGACAAAAUCGUAUUAUUGGUAUGAUAUUAAUAUUAUAACGAUCGUAUUCGUUUUGUAAAAAUAAUAGUUAAUAAUAAUAAACAAUCAAUCUCCGAACGAAUAUAUUAUUUCGAUUUGAAUACAUACACCACAUAAUAAUAAUGUUCUCCUUUAUAACUCCUACUAACGCUGUUUUAGUACCCUAGAGGGCGCCAAACGCGAUGUAUUUUGAAAAAUUGUACACUCGUUUCGUGUAUGUGUUUUUCUUUUUAAGUAUAGGUACCUAAAUAAUAUUAUUAUAGCAUAGGUUUAGGUAUGCAUUCGAAUAGGUACUUUGUUUAAUGAGAAUACUCUCAUUAUACCUAUAUAAUAUUACUGGGUAUUACAAUUUAUAAUAUUGAAUGGAUCGACAUUUUAUUAUGGUACGACGUAGGUAUCAUUCAUAGAUAAUCAACUUCACGUUUAUAGUAUAUAAUGGGAGCAUAAUAAUAAACAUAUAUUUUAAUUUAUCUCAGUUAUCAGAGAAAUUUAAAAUUCUAUAUAUAUAUAUAUAUAUAUAAGCGUUAUAUAUUACUACAUGUAGGUCAAGUAGCUUAUAAAAAAAAAAUAUAACAUUUCAAUAUUACAGGUAUGUAUACACUUGUAUUACCUAUAUUAUAUUCCUAUAAGUCGUAUUACCUACGUAUAUAAUGUAUGUUGUAUGUAUACAAUGUGUACAAUAAACAAAAUUUAAAAUCAAUUUUUUUUUUUUGAAAACUUUAUUAUAGUAUAUAAGUACGAUAUAUUUAGAUAAAUCUUUAUAAAGGGUUGUAAAUUACGUACAUACUUACAUUGUUAUUGUGGCGAUGGUGUUACGAGAAUAAAACUAAGUUUAUAAUAAUAUAUGCGUAAAAAACGUGUUGUACAAUUUUAUACUAUUUCGUAUUAAAAAUAUAUACGUAACUGUUAUAAACAAGACUUCAAAUGUAAUUUUUAUCAUAUGCUUAUAAUGUAGUUAUAGGUAAGUGUUACGAGUCUGAAAUAUUGAUUUUUUUUUUUAUUCUUAUUAAUUUAGCCUCAUUUCUUCAUAAUUAUGUUCUAUAAUAAUAUAAUAUAUUAAUUGUUGAUGCGAGUCAAGAAAACUAUUAUGAUUCAAAGUAGGUUAUAAUAAAUUGUACAGUACCGAUACAUUUAUUAUUAUUUCUUUUACAUUUCGACUAAUUUGUAUGCAAUUUUCAAUACAAUUAUUACGACGAGAAUAUGUAGUAGUGAAAAUAUGUUAGUAUGAAAAAUAGGCAAACAAUGCCCAAUAAAAUUCUACAAUCGAGCUCCCUGGGUUAAAGUAAGGUAAAAAAAAAAAAAUAAUUUUAAAUUUUAUCAAUCAAAUUCAUUUUUUAACUAAAAAAACCACGUGCACCCUGCAGAGCGCAAAAGCGCGUGUUCAAAUAAAUAUACUUACGGGAUAAUUUCAACGUGGAAAUCUUGACGCACGAUUGCUCGAUGUGUACACUCCUUUAAAAAAAAGAAAUUGUUUAAGCCCGUGAAAUAUUUUAUUAUUAUUUGGAUAUUACUCUGUAACUUAUUAAUAAAAAGUAAGGAACGUGUUGGUUUUACUAUAAUGAUGUAUUUUAUUUUUUAUUUUUUGUGUUUGUUAACAAUUUGUUUUAUUAGAAAUCUUCCUAGGUACAAAAAAAAAAAAAACUAUAGGAUUUUCCUUGUAGCAUUUUUGAUCUAGUUGGUGAGGUCAUUGAUGUUUUCUUGAUAAAUUAGUUAUAUAAGCCCAUCACAUAAUGGGUUUUAUUUGGUUGCCAUCGACAAAGCGUUACAGACGGAACGUGGUUUUCAUAUACAAAAUUUGAAAACUGGCAAUUUUCUUAUGCGAUUUUUGUUGAUAUAUCUAGGUUAACUUGAAUACAAUGAGAUUAAUUAUACUCUGCUUAGAAUCAUUUUUCGUUAGCAAUGGUUUAUCAUAUUGUAUGUACACUGUACACUAUUUAUUAAUGUAUUUCUAUUGUACAGUUAUAAAUUAAAUUACUCUAAAUACAUAAUAAUCCUCACUUACAACUUUCCUCCUAAAAAAGUGGCACACCUAUCAGCAAUAUCGCCGUUUUUACAUUUUUACAGUACAUAAUUAUAUGCUUACUUGCAUUAUUAAUUUACUAAAAUAUUUUUCUAUCACUCGAUAGUAAUAAUAAUAACACGCGUUUUAUUUAAUACAUUUUAAUACAUCGUAUUGGAAUACUGUUGUUACCUUUUACUGUGUGUCCGUGUAUUCAAACAGAUAUAGUUCUGGAUAUUCAAUAUGUAAGUAUACUAUUAAAGCGCCCAAGACUAUAUAAAGUAAAAGCAUCUGAUACAAGUAAACUGGGAUUUCGGACCGGUAAUAACAUGUUUUUUCAGUGUUGUCCGGCAAUUUGCUCUCCAAUUCUUUAUAAUUUGUAAUAAAACAUAAAAUAAUAACCAUUGUAAUAUUUCCGUCGUAAUAAUAAUUUUUAGGGUAUAUUAUUAUGGUUAUAGGUAUUUACUUGUUUUAUCAUAGUAAUGAUUCAUUUUUGUGGGUGCCGAACGUGCAGCUAGAAUCGCGAAUUUUUCGAAGCUAUCCAAUUUUGUUUUAAUCAUCUUUAUACGAUUCGAAAUAUUCAUGUUAUCUAAACAAUACCGAAUCGACGUUGAAAAGAUAUCGUGCAUUCAGAUUUUAAAUACACGAGUAUAUAACAAUUUUGAUUAUAUUAUUAUUACUUGACCAAUGAACAUCAUUGGCUAUACUGUUCGUUAUGACGACAAUGAAUAGUACGAUCUUCAUCAUAGAUGGUUUCAUAUCGUUAUAAUAUUAUAGGCAUAUAAUACUAUAAUAUUGAUUUUGUUGUUUUACUUCGGACGAAUUUCGCUGUAAACAAAUAAUUAUAUGCAUUUAAUAUCAUCUGAUGUUCGUAUAUCACGACCUUGCAUUGUCGCUUAGCACCCAGUAAUGUAGAUUUAACGACUUUGAAAGCAUUUACCUACCGCAAUCGCAGACAAAUCUGAAUGUCGUAUAAUAUAAAAACCAUAGAUUUAGAUUUUACAUUUAUAUGUAAACUGAACAUAAUAUCGUUUGAAAAUAAAUUUAUAAUAAAAUAGUUCGACAAUUUGUAUCGUACCACAUAUCAACCCAGUAUCCACGUGUAAAAUUUAGGUAUGCAUAACUAUUUGAAUGAAUGCAUUACAAUUUAUUUUAUCCUAAUUCAACCACGGAAUUGUGUAGUUCAGCCGAAUUAAAUAAUAUAAUAUUUUAAUCAUGCUUACAACAUUUAUUCUUAAUUGUUUUUUUCUGAAUAACUGUUAAUUAUAGAAGCCUAAAAAUUCACAAAAGUUACAUUAGGUAACUAUUUAAACAAUUAUAAUAACUAUUAUAUUAAUGUCUAUAAGUAUAUACUGUAAAUUAAAAUAAUUAUUUUUCUUAAGAUUAUAUAUUAUAAUUCUUUAAACGAUUACGUAUAAAUUAUAAUUUCAAUAAUUAUUUAUCAAUUAUAUCUUAUAACUCAUAAGUUUAAUGUAUUAGUAGUUAAUCAGGCUUUUAGUUUUUCGUAUUUAUGAGCUAAAAUUUAAUAUGUAGGUACCUACUAAUUCUAUAAUUAUUAUUAUAGUUGAUUACAAUAAAAUAAUACUUUCAGUAACUAACCUGCAUUUUACAUAUAUAUAUAUAUAUAGAUUUAACUAAUUAUUUAACACGUAUUAUGUAAUUAUACCUACAAAAAAUAUAAUAUUAAUUUUAACCCAAUAAUAAGUAUUUCAUAGAAAUUUACACGUCGUUAAAAUAUCAACCGAAUAAACAUUUUUAAAUCUUUCUGUUUUGUGUAUAAUAUUCUAAAAUACAAAUUACAAUAUAUUAUUAUAGGAUGAAAUAAAUACCUACUGGUUUUUUUUUUUAAAUUAAAAGUAAAACAAAAGAAGAUAAGAUGAUAAAUAUUAAUAUUUUAAGUGUAUUAAUGUAUCAUAAUAUAGACAUUAUAUCUAUUUGUUAUGUCACAUGCAAUAAUUAUCAGAAAAAUCAUGUACAUAAAUAAAUAACUGUACCUAGGUAUGUGUUAUUUUUUAUGAGUUAUGUGUUACAAUAGCUAAAUAAGAAUAUAUGUAUACGGUUUAAAAUUGUAAUUUUUUUUUUUAAAUACAUUUUUGUAUUUUAUAAUAAUCAUUUUUUUUUUUUUAAAAUUUCGAUCGCUCUUUAUUGAGGUAGUAAAUAUAGAAGGUACCAUGUAUGUACUAUAUAUAUAUAUUAUAAUAUGUACCUAUAUUAUGUACUGUAUACAAUAUAGUACCGUUAGGUAUACCUAUUAUGAAUUUAAAAGGUAUAUAGGUACACAUACGUAAAAUACACACCUAUAUUUCCGUUUACGAUAUAAAAUUUAUAUAUAAUACGUUCAAACGCUCUGUCUGCGGUGGUUGUUGACUGUACAAUGCGACGCUAAAAAGCGUCCUUGGACCUGACCAAUAGGCUCAUGUGUUGUAAUAUAUCAAAGAUAUUUAUAUACUUGCGUCUGUAUAGGGUUGAAUAAGGGGUUAAAUCCUUUCGGCACAAUACAAACAUUUGUUUUGUCAGGGUUAGAGAAUUUAGUCACUGCCGCCGUCGUCGUAUUCAAAGGAACCGAUCAGAUAUUUUUACAAGGGUAGAGUUUUUUGAAGAGGACAUAAAAAAAAAAAGAAAGUGACGAUAGUUAUACAAAUAACGCAUAAUAUAUAUACCGCAGUGAGAUGGGUAUUUUUGUGCAUUUAUAAAGUCAAAAUCACAAUAUAUGAUGUUUUUAUUUACCUACCGAUAUACAAUACCUUCAUAAAAUCAUUAUUAUACCUGGUCGUGUUAUAUAAAAUAUAUUAUAUUACAGCUUGUACCUCUAUAUGCCUACCUGUAAUAUAUUAUAAAUACAUUUGUACCCAGCUAGUAUGUAAUGACGUGUUCAUUUAUAACAAUUCUUUUUAGAUAUUUUUAUUAUAAUUUAGUUAUAAUCACCAUUGUAAAUAUAAAUAUAUUAAAAUGCAAUAUACUUACAAUAAAACAACAAUGAAAUUAAGAAAAUCUGAAAAUCUAGGUAUAUUUAAAUAAAAAAAUUUAAUAAUUAUUUUGAUUAUAACAUAACAUAUAAUAUAUUACCGGGAAAGUUUCCAAUAUUUAGAAUUUGUUGACAAUUCCAAAUACAGUUAGGCAAGGAUACCACUAGAACUUGUUAUUGUUGCCGUAGUUCAUUAGAGAAUGUUAUCUAAACGUUAUAAACCCUUAUCCAUAGGAACAGAAAUAAAACCGAAUUAAAAAAAAAAAUUAUUUUAGGUAAAAUAUAUUGUAAACAAGACCAUUAUUUAGAGUAAACGAUUCUAAAGCGACUGAAAUAAUAUCGAAACAAAAACAAUUGUACUCAAAAUCUUUAUAGAUAAUCAUAGGAUAGUGAUAAAAAGAAAACCACUCGUAUACUGUAUUAUUCUUUUUAAUAAAAGUGAUAUUUUGUCGGAUGUUAUAACAUAAUCCUAUCUUCGUUAUUAUAAUUCUGUUAUCAAUGGGAAAUUAUAACGUUAGUAACUAUAUGGGUACUAAUAGUAUAAGCAGUAGUAAUUUGUUUAACUGUAUUAGAAAUUUUCUUAAUUUCCUAAUUUAUUGUCAACAUUUUCGAUUAUAUAAGUAUUUUCACCGUGAGAAAAUCUAUAAUCAUCGUUUACUAGCCAAACCUAUUGCUUCGUUAUAACUCGUGAAGUGAAAUUUGGUACUGUCUAUUUAUUUAUUUUAGAAUGCAAUAAUAAUAGGUUAUUUAUACUUAAUACUUAUAUAGUAUAUGUAGACUUGAAGUCAAAUUGUAAUACAAUAUACGCUCCAAAUAUGAAGUCAAUAUAAUAUAUAUAUAUAUUAAGUGCAUUUAAUAUUCCGACAACUUACCGUGCGUAACUACACGAAUAUUAUUAUUAUCAUUAUUUGUAUUGGUAGGUGGGUGCCUAUAUAUUUAAAUACACGUAUAUAUAGGUACCUCCGAAAUUAUAGAAUGGUAACCGAAAUAUAGGUACCUAAUACGAUAUAAUAUUAUAAAUUAUUAACCUUGUCUUGUACAAUUGACCACUUAGAAUUAAGUAGACUGUCAAUUUGAAUAUACCUUCUCUUCCUCCUUCCCCGUGGCCGACGCAUAAAUGAUAAUUGAAGUGUUUUGACAUUAUAUAAAUAUACAUUAACAUGUGUAUGCGUUUCCGUUCCGUCUUCUCUAUAAUACGAAAAAGCUAUGUUUUUUUUUCGGUUUUAUAUUAUCAUCAUUAUAUUGUUCGAAGGAUGUUGUGUUUUGUGUAAAUGAUACGUAUGUGACUUAUUCAUUAUAUUAUUGUCCUCCGUUGUGUAAUAGUGUGCGUGCGUAUAUUGGACUAUAAAAGACCCGGACAAUCGUCAUUAUGACGGAACUGUAUCUGCGUGUGUGUGUGUGUGUAUGUGUAUGUGUACAAAUGCAGUUACAUAAUAUACGUAUACCUGUAUAUGAAUAAUAUUUAGGUACCUAUAUACGUUUUCAAUUCUUUCUGGGAGGCAAAAAUAAAAUAUAAUAACAGACCAUCACCACCCGACUUCUUCAAAUAAGAGUGCCGAUUCCAUUAUGUUUUUUUUUUUUUUGACUUGUUAAUCAAGCUAUAACAUAAUAAUAAUAUAAUGUUGUAAUUAUAUAUGAUAAUGCGACGAUGACGACAACGACGUAUAAAUAUCCAUUUCCGUGGCAUCGUCAGAUUUUUAACGAACAAAAUUAUUUUAGUUGGUACCUGUAUAAUAAUAUACACCAUCGUAUACUAGGAUUUAUUCUAAUGAUUUAUAUAGUUAUAGUACUUAAAUAAAACACUAUUAAUAAUAGCUAUUGAAAAGUAUAGUAUAGAUGUAUCUUAUACAUAACCUAUAAUAGGUUUAAAAAAAAAUAAAUAUAUUUCAAUUGAAAAUGUUAUCUGGAAUGUUUAGAUUCUACAAAUUGAGUGUAUCGAAGAAGUUAUUAGAUUUAGUCUUUUUAGGAUGUGUAUUUUUAUCAGAAAACAUUUUUUCGAUUAGUAAAAAAAUGCUCUGAUUUCUUCACGCCGUACCUUAAAACGUGCGGAUUUCCCACCAGUUAGGAUUUUAAUUAAACUGAUUUUUUCUUUCUUAAAAUUUCGGAUAGUUUUUCUUAAAAAUUACAAAAAAAAAAAACUGACGACAAAGAACAUAGCAGGUACAUCAAGUUUAUAUUUGUUGAUUUCUGAGAAACAGUUUAUCGAGUUCCAUUUAGAAUCGGUUUUUUUUAUUGCAAUAUACCACCUAAAGCAGUGGCCACCCAAGGUGUGGAGCAUCUCGAUUGUUUUUUAAAUUUAUUUAUUUAUUUUUAUUUAUAUAUGUUAUUAUUUUAAAUUUUGAGUGUAUUCACAUAAAAAUAUAUAUAUAUUUUAUAUUCAUAAAUACACUAAUAAUGAUUAGUGGAAAUCUGCACCUUUUAAGGUACGGCAUAAAGAAAUCAGAGCAGUUUUUUACUAAUCGAAAAAAUGUUUUCUGAUAAAACAUAUCUUAAAAAGACUUAAUCUAAUAACUUUUUCGAUACACUCAAUCUGCAGAAUUUAAACAUUUCAGAUAUAAUUUUCAGUUAUUAUUAUUAUAUUUGGUUUAAUAUAUUUUAACUAUAUACCUAUUAUAAGUUUCCGUAUCGAUGUCUAUUUCUUAUUUAACAUAUAAUUUUAGAAAUUAAAUGAAAUGUAACCAUUUAUCAAACGAAUCUAUUCAUAAGAUGAAAACUAUGAACGAGAUCAAAUUUGAUUUUCAUAGGUUUUUUUUUCGUAUCAAUAACCAUUUAAAUACUUUAAAUAUUAACUCUUACAUUACCUAUUUAUUAUAAUAAUUAUAAUAUAUUUUAUUUGGUUACUAAAAACAUAAAUUAUUAAUCAUUUAUAAACAUUAAUUUUAUAUUACAAAUGUAAUAUAAUACAAACGAGUGGCGAACCUUGAAUUUAAUUAUAUGACAUUGAGCUGUCCGCAUAAUAACAAAUAAAAUAAAAAAUGUAUAGUUUAAUUUUCAAACUUAAAUGAAAUUAUUAGGUUGUGUUUGAUAGAAAUUAGAAUAAUAUUGUGUUCUGUUGUUUUUUGUCGUAUAUAUGCCAACUAUACCUGUGUUAAAAAAUAUAUAUUAAUGUCAAUCAAACGCAAUGAGCUGUAAUUGUGUUGAGAUAAUAACGCAAAUAAAUGAAGUAUAUUAUAUUAUUAUAAUUGAUUGGUUAUCGUGAUGUUAUUAUUUAAACCGUUUAUAAACAGUACCUAAAUAGUAUGUGACAUUUCGUUAUGAAAAUUAUAUUAUUACUACGCUAGAUUUCGUUAUAUUUUCUGUUUGAUCACCAACGGCAUAUUUUCAACUGUUCAAAACAUAUGAUAGUAUAAUAUAGUAAUAAUAACAAUAAUAAUAAUAUCUGGGCCUGACAAAAUUAUGAUUCGUAUUAUUUACACACUAUAGACACAUAAAUCUUAUACUACAGCAUGCGGUGUGUUUCUUAAGAAUAUUUCUUUACCCUAUUCCUUUUUUCCCUUUCUUCUUUACAUUUUUUCAUCCCUUAUGUAUAGAACGUGCUUAAAUGGUGACCAGAUGUAUACAACAUGCUUCCUAACUUAUAUGUAUAUAUAUACACACCUACCUACCUACCCCACGCACAAUGUGGUUAGAUUGUCGAUGCAUAUAUAAGAAAUAAUAUUUACUAUACCUAAACAUGCUUUAGCAAAUUAUUAAUAUUUUUACAAUUUUGUGUUCAUAAAAAUAUAAUUUCAUACUUACUACGACUGCAAUUCAUGGAAAAACUCAUUAGUAAGUUUUUACUUAUUAUAAUUAUUUAUAAAUUUAGUAAAUUUUUUACCUAUACAAUUUCGAAAAUGACUUUUUCGUGAUUGAUAAUUUAUAAAUCUUAAUAUUAUAACUAUAAAUUAUUUUCUAUAAACGUAGUUUACAAAUCAUUUAUCAAUAUAGUAAUACGUAUAACGAUUGAUUAAUUAACUAUAUACAUAAUAAGAUGACUGAGCUCUUUAUUUACCUUAUUAGUCACUUUUGUACUCGACUCAGAUUGAUUAAUACAUUGCAAUAAUUUAUCGAGUACUAUAUAUGUACUACAUACGUACUAAAUAGGUAAAGUUUUGGCUUUCGCCGUGGUAUUAUUUUCGGUAACAAAUGAGUUUGAUAUCUUAACGAAUACAUUCUAAAUAUUAUCCUUUUAUUUGAAUAUUUAGGUAAAAAAAAAAUCGUGCAAUGCUUGAUUUUCUAGUUUAUUUGGUACCACAUAUUUAACAGUAACUACUUUCGUUAUAAAUUUAUGAUUAGUUAAAAUGUGAAUUUAUCGCUUUUCUAUAAAUUUUUACUUCACAUUAAAAAUAUACUUAAUCUUAAUUGAGCAACAUUUUAAUGAAUAAUAUGAUCUUCACGUAAAUUCCAAAAUAUAGACUGUGAUGCCUUUAAGGGACGGGAGGCUAAUUUUUUCAAAUUUUAAGAUCCCCUUCUCCCAAAAAAAAAGUUAAACAAAAGUCAUACUAUUUUUUAGAUUUUGAGCGAAUUUAUUCUCUUAAAAUAAGGAAAUUAUUCGUUUUUCUAUGGCGUGUGUGUUUUUUCCUGUUUGUAAAUAUCUUUUACCUAAUAUCUUACUCUGGUUUUCAAAUGUAUUAUUUUUUCUGAAAACAAAUUAGUUGUGUGUUGCUGAAAUAAUUUUCUGAUUUUCCUUAUUAUUUUCCUAAUAAUUUGGAAAAGCCGAAAAACGGGAGUAUUUAUAAUUUAAUUAUUUUUAAACUUUUCAAAUCCGAGAAGUGGUUUAAAUUAAAAUCUUAAACAUUUUUUUUUUUUGAAAAAUAAAAUGAGUGGUAUGUGUUUAUUUAAACUUUUCAAAUUUAUAGUAAAGUAUUAUAAAUAAUUUUAAUUUUGGUUUCAGUAAACUCAUUUACAAACUUAUAAGUAUAAAACGGAUGCUGUAAAGUCUUAGUCUAAACUCGUAUUUCGGCUGUAUAGUGUAUAUAUAACGUGGUUAUUGUGAGGUUCGAAGGGUCUCUAAUUAUACAGGAGUAGACGGAAGAGAUUCUUAAAUAAGGGAUGUCUGUUUAUUAUAAGACAGGAGCCAACUGUUUCCGUCCGAGAAGACCGUAAACGUCUUCUGCAAACAGUUAAUUCUUUGUGCGAAUUGAUUUCAUUUCGAUACAAAUAAAUGAUUAUAAAAUAGAACGCAAACGGAGUCAUAAAUAAAAAAAAAAAAACAAAAAAUAUCUAAUUAUUAAUGAGCCGUUAAACUUGGCAUCAGUCCAUCUAUUAGGACUUUACGAUUUUUGUGCUGUUCGUAUUAUAUAUUAUUAUUAGACGUUUAAUAACAUUUAUAACGAAUGCAUCUUAGCGAUAAAAACUCGGGUAAUAUAAAAAAGGAGAGUACGAAUGAAUCUGAAUUUGAACCAAACGUUCAAGAAGGUCCAAAUUCGAAAUCGUUUUUUUUUUUUUAAGACAUUUCCAUCAAACCUAUAUAAGCCCUAAAACAAAAAUGAUAGUAAAAAUGAAAUUUAGUAUUACUUGAAUAUAUAUAUAUAUAUAUAUUUAUAGGAAUGAUAAGUGAGGAAAAACAAAGUUUUACAUUAUUUUUUCUGUUCGCAUAUAUUUUAUUUAUGGGCAAUAAAAUUAACUAAUCUGUAAAAUGCAAUAUAAUUUUUUAGAGGUUUUAUUCUGAUCUUACUUCUGAUUUAUAGAAAAAAAUAAAAUAUUUUUUUUUAAACAAAAUUUACAACCAUACGUAAAAAUUAUAUACAAAUUAAAUUAUAAUAUUAUUUUAUUUAACAAUUUUAAUUAUAUUCAAAAGUAAAAUAUUUUUAUCGUUUGUUGUACCUUUAAGGGUGUAACGUUUUACUAGUGUAAUCGAUUUUUUUGUUCUUUAAAAUUAAAUAAUUUUUUUGAGUAACUAACCGUACAUAGUAUAAAAAUAAUUAAAAUAAUUUUAGUAAAAUACUAUUAGUGUUGUAAUUAAUCGCAGUGGGUAUCUACAACCUAUUUACCAAAGGUGGAUCAAUUAAUUAAAAUAGUAGAUUCGAUCAAAUCAAGUCAAAUAAACAAAAAUGCCUUAUCUAAUCUUAAAUAUACAUUUUUUAAAUUUAUAUAUUUCUAUAUAAUUAUACUGAUAGAAUUCAAUAUUUCUAAAGAAGUAAUGUUUUUAAUUACACUUUUUUCAAUGUUCAAUAUUGAUAAAUUUGUGAAAUGUAUUUGAUAUUAAGGUCUUUUUUCCUUAACCAUUAUUUUUAAUGGUACAUUUACGAAAAACAACAUUUAACAAAUUUAAAUCAUUCAGAAAAUUGACAACUACAACCAUUUUCCGGAUAGCUAUUAGAUAGUUAAUUUACUAGUAAUGUGUAAAAGUUAAUUUUUUAACUAACUGCACAUCAUUGCUAUUUACUGACAUUUGAUUAGUAUAAAAUAGCGGUGGAUCCAAAGGGGACUCAUUCUUGCGAUGAAUGUAUUGAUUGUAUUAUAAUGUAUUUACAUUUUUAAUUUUUUUUUUGUUUGUGAACGGAUUUUCUAUCAGAAAUCUUACUCCAAUCAAAAAAUAAUUUAGCAAUGGUUUAUCGGUUCUUAAUCUUAUUUGUCUCACUAUCUCAACUACCCAUCUAGAACAGUAGCUGCACCCACUCCAGUAUUGCUUUUUUUUUUUUGCUUAAUAGUAAUUUUUUUUUAUGAGGUCCCUCCAAAAUCCACCACUGGUAUAACAAUCAUCUUAUUCUCGACUAUUAUAUAAUACCUACAUAUUACCGAAGCAUGAAGUAUAGCGAUGAUUUCUGUCAGAUAUAUUUAAUUAAAAUUCUCUAAACAACUCGAGUGCAUUAUUCUAUAUACCAGCAUACCUAUGUUUAUGUACAUGUAUAGUAUUUUGUAUAAAACAAAUAUUGCCAUGUUAUACUUUUUUAUAAUCUAUUAGGUACACAUAUAGAGAUUUAUAUUUUAAGAUUUAUAAAAUAUAAAUGACAAAUUUCUUGUCAAAUCUCAUAUCUAAUAAUAUACAUAAUAAUUCUUCCAAUGCAUUUUAAAAACAUACUUUGUAUGGUACUUAAAUUGUAAAUUUUUAAUAUAAAUUAAACAAUGAUACCAAUAAUAUUUAUAAUUCCCACGUUGGCUGGAAAUAUAUGGUGGUUAUGUAGAUACUUAUGUACUUAUUAUAAGUAUAAUAUUAUUAUAGAAAUAAUACCAUACCUAAUAUUUAUUGUCAAAUUUAAAGAUUAAAAUAUAUAAUGUUAUAUGUAUAUGUAUGACAUACAGUUACCUAAUUACGGGAGGGGGGGGGAGUCCAGGGGUAACUCCCCAGAGCCAUAAGUAAUAAGCAUAAAAAUUAUAUAUAUAUAUAUAUAUAUAUAUCAUAAAUAAUAAAGGAAUGCCUAGGGUAUGACAUAAAAUGGUUAGUUAUUGAAUAGUAAGAAACUAAGGUAAUGUUUUUUUUUUCUAUGACACAAAUAUAUUGUGUUUCAGUCUUUUGGAAUUCAAAUUUUAACUUAGUAAUUUGAAAUAAACGAUAACGAUAAACUUGGAGGAACAAUAAAUUUAAAUUAUUAUUAUUGAUCUGAACACGAAUAUAAAACAUGCGGUAGUUGAACAAAUAGCUACCUCACUGAUAAAUAAUACUAUCGAUAAAAAUGUAAAUCAAUUCGAUUAUAGUACAGGAACGAUUAAUCCGAUAAUUUUUACAAAUGACUUGUAGAAUACUAUAGAAAUAAGAAAUAACUAAAACCCGUAUCAUAAUUACUGGCUACUGUCUAAUGGCUAAUGGUAACGUUAUUAAUUUUUAAUAAUUUUUGCGGUCCGUAUAAUACGAAAAUAAUAAUAAUAAUAAUAAUAAUAAUAAUAAUAAAAUAAUUUAAUGUUGUUUUUUUUUUUUAUCACUCGAUAUCAAAAUUCGAAAGGUAUAUUAGAUUCCGGUUGAUUUGUUUUAUAGGUAAACGAUAUCGGCUUAUUUUAUGUGCGUGUAUACAAAACAAAUAGAAGCUGCAGUGUUUUUUUUUAUACAUAUUUCAGUAUAUACGGAUGUCUGUUAUGAACCAACAGAUGGGUUACGUAUACAACGUAACGUGUAUAGUAUACAGGGAGAACGUUUACCGAGAAUAUUAUGUUUAUGGAUGAUUUUAUGCGUUCCGAUUGAUACGAGCCGAUUAAUAAAACCGGUGCCGGAGGUUUUUUUUAUGACGCGUUUGUCCCGAUGUUUUCUUUUUCUUUUAUAUUUAUCGCGUAUACGUGUAAAACGCUCAACAGAUGCGUGAAAAGAAACGUGUUAAACAAAAUAGAACACAUAAGCACAUAUAACCAUAAUAAUAUUAUAAACGGUAUAUAAUAUUAUUAUUGAAUACAUCACUUGGAAGUAGAAGCGUUUCAGAAAACAAGUUACCAUUUAUUGGUGAUUUCGUUUGUGGUUUUGUUUUCUUAUUCGAGGAAGGAAUACACUGCAGUCCAAAAAAAUUGUAUUCGUUGUUUAAUUAAUAAAUGUAAAAUACGGUGAUUGAACACGAGUGAUAAACUGCAGUGUAUAUGCAAUGUGCAAUACCUAAUCUAAUAAAAUAUUAGUAUUUGUGUGUUAUUAAUAUCCGUUAUCUGUUAAACUUGUAGUUUCUUCGAAAAACGUUUUAUUUACAUUUUUAUGUGCAUUUUUUUAAUCCAUCAUUUCAUUGUUUUGAUUUCUUGCAUUAUGUGCCAUUAUAUUUUAUUAUUAUUGUUUUUUUUUGGAUUUUUGUCUAUAAUAAUAUUAUAUGAUUGUCAGGCACUUAGUUGUUGUGAUUCCAUGAUGCUCUCGAUUUUCAAUCAAAAUAACCAUAUAUAACGAACAUGACUUUUUAAUGUUUGCGAAGUAAUGACAAAAUCUUUUAUUCACUUAAAAUACAAUAUAGUUUAAAUUGGGAAAUAUUUAGAUCAAAUUUUGGCGAAAUAACUCCACACGGUUUUUUGAGCACGCCUGCGUACGCAUGCCAAGUAUAUUUAAAACAAUCGUUAACCGUCAAAAGCGUUUAAUAACGUCCAGUUUAACGGGCGUCUAUACAAUAAUAGAAGGGCUUAUUACGUGGAAAACGGUCGUUCGAGAAACGUUUACGAGCGAUUUUAUAGGUUCCGAUUAAUGCGAGCCGCCGAUUAAUGAACUAGAGUUUUAUAUUUUUAUUUUUCCUUUACCCUCCGUUUUUUAUUUAUCGUAUAUUUAUACGAGUGCGCGACGCAAUAGGCGGACAUUAUAUUUUAUUCCCAACAGAAAUAGACAAACAAAUUGUUAAACACAAUACUAUUUUGCGUCUAAAAAGGAAAGGCGAACGACUUACAGCGCCAUCCCAUAAAACUAUUGAUGUUUCAUUUAUUUACAUUUUUUUUUUCUUAUUUUUUUAAUGUGCACGUAAAACACUGAAAACUUGUUCAAAUAAAUAGACGACGAACAAUGGUGUGUAUAUAGUAAUCAAAUUAUAGUGCGCUCUGAAUACUAUAGGUCGGAAUGUUAUACGCAUCAAAAUCGUGUGUUUAUCACGGGCUGUAGGUAUUUAAACCGUGAAAAUUGUCACUGGUAAAUAUUUUCAACGUUAGUCUUAUGACUUAAUUGUUUGUAAUUUUGGUGUGCAUUUAUUUUUCUAAUUUUCUCCGAAAAUAGACACUAUUGUACUGUGUUGUGUCUGUUUAUAUUCAUUUAAUAUUUUUAUUUUUCUCAGUACUUUUGGACUCUUUUAACGCUGGACUAAAUGAGCUCGAAUACAGCGGGAAUAGUGUUAAAGGAGGAUUGAAGCGACAAAAGUCGGGUUGAAUUUCUAUAUAAAUAUUAUGAUUCACCCUACAGUCUGCCCAAGUGAAACACUCGGGACAAUACUAGCACAUUAGAUAUAUUAUAAUACCGCCGCUUAUAUACAACACCACGCAUCUCAAAAUUUGAUGGUUUGGUGUUAUUAUCAAUAUUAAUAAAACAAAUAGCAUGGUUAGGUACUCUGUAAACCACUAAAACGGUAAUACGACUUGUAUCAAACAUAGGUAACGUAUUUCAGCAAAUAAAACAUAACAAUAGUUGUAUUAUGAAGAAAAAAUACAUUUAAAAAAAAUUAUUAGUGCAAAAUAGUAAAUAUUACCAGUAUUUAACUUGGUGAGAUUACAUCAUUUAAAUAAUGUUUUUUUUGGUUUUUCGUCCUGUAAAACUAAAAUAUUGAAUACUAUUGCAAUAUAAUCGACGAUACAUAAUUUUAGAAUAUUAGGUAUGUUUACAAUGUUGUAAUUAAACUGACGGCUAUAACAUAAUAUACGAUAUACAUUAUAAUUAUCUGGUAAAAAGAAUAUUUACCUACCUAUUUAUAUAAAUAAAUACUGCGUGGGUGUGCUGUAUAAUAUGCCGGCGUUUGACAGUAGCCAUUAUAGUACCCGGACUUAUAUCGGACCCUUAUUAUACAAUAAUAUUAGAACACAUGACAGCUAUUUACCGUGAAAUUUAUAAAUACGUAUAAUUUCGUAUAAACCGGUUUUUUCUUCAAAUUGACUCGAGUCAGUGGUAGAUUUUUACAUUUUUUCAUAAAAAAAAAAAAACCAUUUAGGUGCGUGAGCGCAAUGUUUCAUUAGACAUUGUUUGUAUUUAGUAUUAAUAUUAUUAUUAUAUUUUUUCAACUCGUCACGAACGACGACUCACGGCGGCCAAAAAAUUAUUGUGAUCACUGUAUAAUGUACAUAAAGUCAGUAGUAUAAUGUACACGUCACCUGCUGCUGUAUCGUUUGCGCAUAUCAAGAUGCACCCACAAAGUACAUGGUACAUUGGUACAUACAGCUACAUAGCUUAUACCUUAUAGCAUCAGCAGUUAUCAUACAUUUCGGCAUUUUGGCCAUAAAAAAAAUAAAUACUACGAUAAAUUUCACGUAAUAGUAAUACGCACAUUCUAUUUGUUUUUGUUUUUAUUUUUAUCAUAACGAUUGGCAUUAAAAUUGCAUGAAAAUUCAUUGGAACGUGCCAAGUGUAAACUACACGGUUUAAAUCAAAUACGCGCAGGCAGAUAAGACACUAUUAUACUAUUAUGCUGACGUGUAAUUUAGCACUUUGUAAUGAUAGUUGUAUAAUUGUCAUAAAGAUACAAGUUCGGAAUAUUUUAUUAUAUUUUAAAGGCAUUUUAAUUAUUAAUUUGAUGUAUUUUUUUUUUCCGGGAAACUUUUUUUCGAUUAGUAAAACACUUAAAAUUGUUUCUAUCGUACCUCAAAAGAUGUGUACAUAAUAAAUCCCAGACAGUUUUUUAUAAAAAUUUAAAAAAAAAACCGAAAACAAAUUAUCGUCAGAUUUAUAUUAAUUUAAUGUUAUUUUGAUUUCCGGGUUACCGGAAAAUUAUAAGGAAAAAAAACAUCUAUAAUAUUACCAGUUUACCAAGAUCUUCUCCAAAUCGGUUUUUUGAUUUAAAUAAUUUAUCGUUGCUUACAGUAUAUAUAAACUAAACUAUCUAUAUAUCUAUACCUUCUCAACUUGCCACUUAUGACUGCAAUAGUGCGAAUAGUUUAUGCGGCUUAUUCAAUUUAUUGUUGGUCGCUUUGUAAAUAUACAGAGGUGGCUAAAAGUCGCGCAACGCCUACCGUCUUGUAUAACAUCUGUUCUUACACCAUAAUCGGUCCUUACUUUCACGACGGCAUGGUAAACGGUCCCAAAUACAUCGAAAUGCUUGAAGAAGUCAAGAUCGAACUCGACAACAACGAUAUCUUCCGUGGUAAGCGAAUUAUCUGGCAAAUUUUUUGCGCGAUUUUUGGCCACCUCUGUAUAGUUUAAAGUUUAAAGUUUUAGUUAAUAUUAUAAAUUUGAUUGUAACUAUUAUGUGUGUGUAUUGGAGUCGAUGCACGUAUGUAAAAAUGAAAGAUCUUAUUGCGUGACGUCCAAAUCGGAUUCUUAAUCGAAUAGGGACGUUACAGGACAAGUAUAUUAUUAUGGAAAUCAAAAUAAGAAUAAAAUAUUCUACAGUCGUCUCUGAACUAUGGACAACCCUGGACAGACAUAAUGAAUAGGUACCUUAUGGCUCAUAUAAUAUAUAGGCUAUACAAUGGGCGUAGGCAGUAACACAAGUCAAUUUGUAUAUUGUGUUAGUUCCAUAAUUAACAUGCGUCCUAAUCUGUGUUGGGAGUAUUGAAACGUAUGUCCAGUGUUUUUUUUUGUUGUUGUUGGAUUUAUACUUUUGGUUGACUUGCGCGUUAUUUUACUUCUGUCGUCCGGGUUUGUUUUAGUAUAGUUUAACUGUUAAAUUUAUAUAUAUAUAUAAACCAUACUUAUUAUAAUGCAUUAUAGAUAUUAUACACAGGUCUCGUAGUUAAUGAGUUAUAUGUUCUUUGGAAGUAAUUAAAUUAUAACGAAUUACAAUUUUGAAUAUUUUAAAAACACAACAAAGGUAGUUUUAUUCGAAAUUUUAUGAUCGCAUCGCGGCAGUAUCCGUAUAUAAUACCUAAUAUAUGUAUGUAUAAUAUUCGGAUUUACUGCAGUUGUGGGCGGCCAAUUACUACACUAAGUCGUUAUUUACAUUCGUCAUCGUAAUCGAUUUAAAGCGGUACAUGUAUUGAACCCGUGCAAUUUAAAAAGGCGUAUCAACGAUGUGUACACGUAUAAACAAUAAAAGUAAAAUUUAAAAAAAAAAAAAAGCGGUGUUAAACGCACACUCGCGUGAUAAAUUGUCCUGCUUUUUUUUUUGUUGUGAAUGAAAUGGUUUUUCUUUGACAAAUUUAUUUUAACUAAUAUUACCUAAUAAUAUAUUAUACACCGUUUCUACUUUUAAAAUAUCUCCAGAAUUUCAUGUUUCAGCACCCUUAUAAUAUUAUGUAGUUAAUAUCGGUUUGUACGGUUAGACGCAAUAAUAUACAAAUAUUUUCAGACACGCGACUAUUGUUGAGCCAAACAUGCGAUUAUUGUGUCGGAAAAUCGUGAAUUAUUUAUCGACACACUCAAAUAUAGUAUUAUUGUUUGUAGUUUACACGUUUUCAUUUGUCCGGCAAUAAUAUAGUAGGUAUGUCAUUAUCUAGGAAACAAGUUUUUUUUUAUAUUCCUUUGAUUCACUAGAAUAUAGGUAACGUUAAUACGUGCAUACUUUAAUUUUUUGCUCAAAUUUAAAAUACGUUUAUUAAAAAUAAUUUUAUCUAUUUGUUAUCCGAAUGUGCACGCAAGGAAGGUAAUGUAUGUGUGUGUGUGUUAUUUUUAUUUAUUUUUUUAUGGUACUUGUAUUCUAUUAAAUAUCAUUCAAAUACUUGUAAUAUUAUCGAAUACCUAUGAGAACUCAUAAUAUAUUACCCGAUUAAAAUGUUAAUACUGGCCAUAUAAACGAGUACUGUAGUUCCCCUUGGCAAUGAUGGAAAUGAUCUUUGAAUUCAAUCUUUACACAAAAUUACGUACGAUUUUAUUGGACGUUAGGUAUUUAAUAAAACAAAUUUUUUAUUUUUUCAAUUUCCUUAAAGAAUUUUUUGAUCUAUUUAAUUUGGUAAAACAACAAAAAAAAAAAAAAAAUACUACAGCUGUUCCAAAAGCUAACUUGGGAUGGUCUUAAUCAUAUAGUUUCGUUUGUGUCGAUUGCUUUUUGAAUUUUUGAUUCAAUCGAAGAUGUUACAUUAUUAUAACUAGAAUAUUAUUAUCUUGAUUUUUCUAUUCGAAACAUACAUACUACAUAUUUUACGAUAGCUAAAAUAUACGCAAUAAUAUCAUAGUAAACAUAUAGGCGUAUAAUAUAAGUAUAUAGUCGUUAAGAAGAGCAGAUGUUGGCGGUUUAUCAAACUGACCGCUGCACGGUGCAGAGGAGAAUUCACUCCCUCGCACACUCCGGACAAACUAUAAUAUAGUCGAGAGUGUGUUUACAUCGUCCUGCAGUGUAACGAUUGGUCCGACAUCGUACAAUGGACAUGUGCAUAUAAUACAAUAUUAUAUAGGCUAUAAAUUUGCACGGUAAUUUGCUCGGGACAACAAAGUGCAACGGCUAAGUUACGGUGUGUCAAACCCUACAAUAGCAAUAACACACGAGACUAUAAUAUUAUAUACAUAUAUGGAUAUAUAAUAUAUGCAUGUAUAUUAUAAUAUUAUUAUAUAGACACGGCUGCAGAAGGCUACAGGAUACGAAAUUGCAAGUGCGAAACAGAAAAAAUUAUUAUUUCUUAAUAUUUUAAUUGGGGUAUAACCGUAUAGGUUACCGUUGUAUUUAGGUGGGCAAUUGGGGCUAGGUGGGAUAUCUAAUACCUAUAUAGGUGUGGAAAAGGGCGGUAAUUUAGUUUAUGUGCCAAAAACAAGUAACUCCGUUUGUACAAAUUUAUUUUUCAGCUAGGAGAAGUUUUGAUAUGUUCGUUAUAACUUAUAACUUCUAAUAAAAUGGUUGUUUUGAAAUCACAGUUUAACUACCUCAAUAUUAUUAUAUAAUACACAUAAUUAAUUUACAAUAUUUAUUGUGCACAUACAACUUAUACUAUAAUAUUAUAAGUUGGUUAACGAUUUUUCCGUGUUUUUAAACAAUACAAUUUAUAUUUUAGAUAUUAUACUAUAAUUUAAUAAUAAUUGUGAUUUUUUUUUCUCGAUAUCAAUGUGAAAUGAUUUUCCUAAUUCGGAUUAACUUGUAUCUAUAGUGUACUAGGAGGUACACUAUAGAAUACAGAUUACAUAUUAUCAUAAACUAGUCUUUUUCUCGAGAGAUUUUAAGUGAAUUUUAUUUCUGUUUUUAUUUCUUCCAAUAUCAUUAUCAAGUCACUUUACUUUAUUUUAAAAUCGUUUACUCCUAAUUUUUAAACCUUAAAUAGUUAUAUAAUUUUGAUCAUAAAAUAAGAACCUCCCUCUUUUUGAACACAGAUAUAAAUAGAGAGUAAUUAUUUUACCUUUUUGAUGCAUUUAACAUUAAUAUCGGAUUUACCGUUUAUGAGUUAUAAUAGUUUAAAAUUUGGACCGAAGGAGUAGGGAAUUUUAUUAACUUUUAUAUUCAUUUUAGACGAUAAAUUUCCUACUUUUCUGGUCUAAACUUUAAAUUGUUAUAAUAUUCUUAGAUAAAUGUCUUCUAUUUGAAUCCGUGUUAAAAGAGGGAUUUGCUAUUAGAAAACCCGAAGUGAAUACUCAUUUAGGGUAUAAGGAAUUGGAGUGAAGAAUUGGAAAUAGUGGUAAAAUAAAGCUUAAACGACUCCAUAAUGGGAUUGAAAAGUACAGAAAUCAAAUUAAAUUUACUUAAAAUCAUCCGAGAAAAUCACUAGCUGGCUCGUGUUAAGUGGAUCACUCUGUAUUAUACAUAUGGGAAAUAAUUACUGAACCAUAUAUAGAUAUAGAGAUCUAUGUAUAAUGUUACGUUUUGAUUGUUAAAAAUUAUUAUUAAUACAAAAUAAUUAUACGAACGUUUGUGUUACGAAAUCAUUAUCACAAUAGAAAUAAUUGAAGAGUAGGCACUAGGCACCUAUAUAUAUAUAUAUAUACCGCAGACUUAUUGUGCCUCCCCCCAAGGGCGAUUUGUAAUGUUUGUAAACAUGCGUGUAGAGCAGCUAAUAAUAAUGUAGACACGGACACAAACGGUAAACGCGAUGCUGCGAUGAUGAACGCUCUGCUACCGCUAUAAUAUUAUGAUGGACAAACUGCAUCGAUACAUACUGUACAUUUAUGAUGUUCGAUCUAGAUCAUAAUAUUAUUUAUCAACAUUGCAGUCAAAACGUCAUCGAGGUUCGAUCGGAGGUUAGUCGGGUUUAAAAAUAUUUUCUAUAUUAUUAUUCGAGCACCAUUAGUCCAAUUUUAAUUUUGACAACAUCUUUGAUUUCUUUUAUUUCUUGUCUAUGUUUUGUAGGAAAUAUUUGUUCGAUUUUUAUGUAUAGCUUAUUAAUUUAAAGUGCAUGCUGAAUUUAACUUUUUUUUACGUCAUAAAAUACACAACAAAAAAAAUAUAUUAAAAAUAUUUCCCCUACAAAACAGAAAAAAAAGUACGUAUAAAAAGUCAAAUUAUUUAUCAAAAAAUUAAUCUAACUACUGGGAAUAUGUUUAUUUAUUCCAGAUUAUAGGUCUAAUUGUAUGAAAAAUAAAUCUCUAAAAAGUACCUUAAUUAUUUUUAUUAUUUAGUUAUCUGGUCUUUAAUAUCAUUCCGUUGCACAACCUCAAUCUAUCAUCAAACAUUAUAUCUCUAACUAGCCGAAUUACCCGGUAUUUUGUGGGCUCAAUCAUUUCAAAGCAGAAAUCAAUAAAUGAAAUUUAUUUCAAUGUGUCUCGUUUCCUCAUUUCUACCCUUAUAUCUAUCACAGUUUAUCGUUGUUGGCCGAAAAUUUAUCUUUCUUGUCAUCGUAUUUUUCCCUGUAUUGAGUUUUGUUCCAGUUAUACUGUCUGGAGUAGUGGUGGGUUUUGACUUUUUAGAAAGAAUGAAAAGUUUUUAAUUCAUGCUUUUAUACACCUCUCUACAGUCACCAAAGUAAUAUUGUACAUAAAAAAAAAAAAAAAAAAAUUAAAUUUAUCAUUAUUAUCACAAGUAACGGUUUAUUCUCAUUUUUUAUCGGGCACUCGAAUCGCACAGGUAUUCCGAAAAAUGUAUUAAAUUACAUAACACACCGAGUUAAAUGAUUGUCAGAAACAUAAAUUAUUGGUAUUGUUAUAGAUAUUUAGAUUGUAUAUUUUUAAUUGCAUUUAUUAUUUUAUUAGUCACAAUAAUUACGUUAUCAAUUGACGAUAUUCAUAGUUGAGUUGGUUUCACAUAAUACAUAAGAUGACUUUUUUAAUUAUGAAAAUUUCAUAUUAUCUAUAUACUAACAUAAUUGUUAUUAUAUUUAUUGUAUAUUUUUAUUUCAAUUUUAAUGUGAUAAAUACUUUAAAACGAAAAUCGCUUUAAAAAUAUUUUAAAGUUUAUAAUUUUUUUUCAAUGUAUAGUCAAAAUAGAUUAUAAUAUUCGAAUGAUAUAAAAAUAUUUAAAAUUGUUUGUAAUUAACUUAUGGUAGUAUAUAGUUACCAUAUAGUAUAGAAAUAGUAAUAUUAAAAUAAAAUUGCUUAUACAAUUUAGAAAUAUAUUUUAAUAUAAUAAAUGAAUACAUACUUAAUGUAAAAUAAUAUUAAGCAAAAUACAAAAAUCAUUUAUAUCGUAGAUUACCUAUAGCAAAAAUAUAUAUAUUUACAUUUUCCUUGUGUACAAGGUAUUAAAAUUAAAUUGUCCCCCUUUUCAUUUGUACCGUUUAUAUAGUUACGUACAGAUAAUAGCUUAAUAGUUACAUUAUUAUUACAUUUUUAUAUACCUCAACAAAUUCUUAUCACGAAUAAUUGUCUAUAAAAUCACGUUUAGUUGAAUGCCAUCGAUUAGAUUAGUUAAUAAUAUUUAUUAAAUUAAAUUAUUAAAAAUAUAUUUACGAACAUCUAUUAUUAUUAUUAUUAUAAUAAAGCCAAUAUACUCUUCUGUAAUAUUGUAGUUACACGGAUGUGUUAAAUUAUUUUUUUUAUUAUAAAAUAUAAAAUUCUGAUUUUUAACGGUUAUAAAUUAUUCGUUCGAAGGUCUUUAAUAUAUAUAUAUUUAUGUAUAUGUAUAAUUUAAUAACAAGCGUGAAACGUCCGUCACAUAACGGCCAAAUACCAGACGAAUAGCAUUAAAAUAAUAUUGGGUAUUUUGAUACAUAGUAGCGUAGCAGGGUCGAAUUAAGUGCAACGCACAACUCUAUAGGCAUUUGUUUUUGAAUUGUCAUCGAAAUGGUUUAUCUAUAAAUUCAUAACCAAUACACUCGGAAGUUUAGCUGUAAAAUUGUCUAAUAUAUGUGAUUUGAAUUGUAUAAUAUACAUUUUUUUUAAUUUAAACCAUUUUAAUUUGCUUAAUUUUGAAUUUUGUGUAAUCGGAAUAGAUUAUAAUAUCAAUAUUUUGGAUGAAUUUAUUAUCGUAUAGGUAUUUAAUUCAAACAGUUUUUUUUUUAUAACCGAAUAUAUUAUAAACUAUUUGUUUUAUAAAAACUAUCGAGUAGUCCGAUAGUGAUUAUUCGGCUGUGUCCUUCAGUAGUACCUGACUAUGCCUAAUAAUUAAUACAAUUACAUAGUUUAUGUAUAAUGUAUAAUGCAGAUUUGUCGAGUCAUUUUUAUAUUACUAAUUAUAUUGUAAUUUGGUUAUUAUUAAUAUUUACAAAUUAUGAAAAUAUAUUAAUUUAUCCUAUAUUAGCAAUAUAAAGCCAUACCAGAUUCCAGAUGUUCUCAACAUAAUGAGUUAAUAACUUAUGAUUGAUUAUAAUAAUACAAAUAUUAAUUAUACCUACAGUCUACACCUAUACAAUUUACGUAAAAUAUAAUAAAGUAUAGAUACAUAUAUUCAUAUAAUUAACGAAAUAUAGGCAUAGGUAAUCCGUAUACAAAUCAUCUCAGAGUCGCGUGUGUAUAAAAAGAUAUUGAAUGAUAUCGUAUAAUAUCAUAAAUAUCUAUUAGGUACAUUAACAUAUAUCAUAUAAAAAGCCAGAACAUCGAUGAUUUUUUUAUGUUUUUAACACCUACCAUUUUUCUUCUCUUUUAUACGUAUAAUUAGUUCUUAAUGACAUUCAAAAGUGUUUUGCGUGGUGAAAUUAUAAAAAAAAAGUGUUAUCAUACGUAUGUAAUUAAUCUGAGAUUAGAAUAAUAUAGGUAGGUACCUACGUAGUUCACGUCUCUGUUCUUGAUUAAAUACCUAUAAUAAUAUGACGCCCACGAGGCCGAUAUUUUGAAUUUAACAACCCACGUUUAUCACUUUUUAAUCAUAUAACAAAAACGUCUACACAAUAAUUAGGCCAUGUUUAACGAAGGAAUAAUAUAUUAUGAUAAUUUUCCAUUGUAAAAAAAAUAUUCAUACAAACGUGUAAGUGUUAGGUUAGGUACCUACCUAUAUGAAAGACCUAAUCAGUUUAACUGCGGGUUAUAAAAAUAUAUUCAAUGUAUAUUAGUAAUCCUAAAAUAAUUUAAAAUAAAAAAUAUAUUAUAAGUAUUAUUAUUGCGUGUAAUAUUAUAUAAUAUAAUUUUUCGGUUAAAUUUCAAGAUUCAUGAAUAUAAAAAAUAAGAAAUGUAUUUAUCUAUAUUAUGCUCUGAUACCGCGGUUUACAUUAAACACGUGUAUUAUUAUUUGUUUUUUGAUAUCGUCAAUUACUUUAUUAACCAUAUAAUAAUACUAUAUAUAAAUAUAUAUAUAUAUAUAAUAUACAAUAUAUAUGCACCAAAGAAAUAUUUAAUACAACAACGAAAUAUAUAUAUAUAUAUAUAUAUAUAUAUAUAUAUAUUUAAUUAUAGUUUAAUACCAUUUAAAAUAUUAUAGCUAUUUAAUAUUUAAAAACUUUUACCAACGUUUUUACUCUACAAAUAGAGUUUCUAUAAAAGCUAAAUGAUAAGUAAAACAAAAAAUUUUAUCAAAUAGUUACGAAAGUAAAAUAAAAUAAAAUUGUCUUCGCUACACAGAAAAACAGAAUCAUGGAUACGUUGUUGAGCUUAGAAUAUAAAUUAUUAUUACUCAAUUAGUAUAACAUAUAUAAUGAUUUAGUGUAAUUUUAUUAUCUGAGUUUUGCGAUGCAAAACAAUUUUUAUCUUUUAGAGAACGUGUAUAACUAAGCACUCAUAAUAUUAAUUUAAUUAAAUAACUACAGAGUAGACAAAUAACUCAAACUGUACUUGUUUAAAUACUCUUUACUAUUUUAAUUGGUAGUAGAUACAUACACAAUAUAAACCUGUUUUGUGUUCUAUAAUUUCAUCCGAUAUUUUAAUAUUUCGUUUUUUCGUAUUCUUCUUUUAACAGCUUUGGUACUUGUAAUUUUUCUUGAGCGCGUAUUUCGUUCUCUUCGGUAAAAGAGCCGGAUUUGAUAAAUGGACCAUCUACUGGAUAUAUAUAUAUAUAUAUACUUGCACGAUGUUUACUCAAUAUUAUACGCGGUGAAAUAGUAAUAACAGUCGAAAUUGAUGGGCAUCGCCGCAGCAGUAUCGGAAUGCGAACAUUUUCGUGAAUAUAAGGUUAGGGAGGCCGAAGGAACUGUGAAAAAAUGGAUGGGGGAAGAGAAGGAGGAGGAGGAGGCAAAAAAACAAAAUAACACACGUCAUUCGAAUGUUCACUAAUCUUGUUUCCCAUUUAGGUCGCGGAUAGUGUAUAUAAGUAUGUAUAUGUAUAUAGUUGUAACGUGUAAGGGUUGGCUUCGGGGGCGGCGGAAAAGCGUGCAGCUACGGGAUGACGGUUAGUAGUCGUGCGAUAAUAUUAAUGAUGUAGUCGGAAUUUAUUUAACAACCGGCGGCGACCGAAAAUAAAAACAGUUUUAAACUGUAGCGAACGCGCGCGCGAGAAUCUAUCACUGUAAUUAAUGAACUUAUGAUGACACCUACCAUUAGUGCGCGUGCCUCAAACCGAAUAAUCAGUAGGUAAUAAUAUAUAAUAUUAUACGGCAUGGCCGUCUUCUUUGCCGGAAUGGAGUAAAGUAGCGAAAACACCGAGCUUAUACCAGUGGCUGCAGUUAUAUUGCAACAAUAAGUUACUAUACGGGCGUGUUACCGGAAAUGUUGGAAAUUUUUCGAGAACGACGAUAAUUCCCCGAUACUGUUAGAGAAUGAUAGCGUUGCCCAACGCCUGUUGUUGAACUUUUUAUCAUUCCCGUAGUAUAUUAGGCAACGUUAAUCGAAUCUCUAACUUAAAUUUGUGUGUAACAAAUACAUUCAUUCUUCAUGUCCGCAUCAAAAACCAAAAUAAAUCCACGCUAAGCAAAAUAAAUGGAUCCGGUAAUGUUCUGUUAUGUGAAAAUAUAAUUAUAUAUAUGAGUAUAUGUAUAUGAUAUAUCUAUAACGGUUUAAGAUAUAUAUGUUAUUCAACGCAGUCAAAAACAUGACCUCGUGAACUGAUAAUCUAAUUAAAUUAACUACCAGUGCUCCAAGCGGGAAAAGAGACAACACGGUCGCGGUGUUGCUAAAAAUGGGAAUAAUUCACUAUUUUAAUUUUAUAUCAGCAUAGAUAUUGAAUUUGAAGUGCUAUGUUAUUUCAUAAAUUGUUUUUGGGUGUUAGUUUACAAGUCUCUACGGAAUAUUAGUUGUUAUAGGUCGUUAGGCAACCAAUAUACGUUUCUUAAAUCGUAACACCUACUCAUUGUUAGAUGACCCAAAGUAUAAUCCUAAAGCCAUAAUUACCUGUUAUCGUUGGGAAGUGAAAACAAGAGCACAAAGCAAUUAUACAAUUUCCUUGUCCUAUUAGGAAUUAUCAACAUUUUCGGUGACCAAAUACAUAAUGUUAUGUGUAUCGACUAUAUUAUAUUAUUAUAUUAUUGUCGACGUAGUAUAUGGCAAAAUUCUGUUUAAAUGCGGUUGUUUUUAGCUAGAAUAUCUGCCUAUUAUAAUAGUAGUAAGUUAUACAAUAUGUAAACGUUAGUGUUAGACGAUUCCUACUUGAACCGAAGUCCUUUGAGAAAUAUUAUCCGUUACAGUAGUACUGCAGAGACACCCUUGACAUUUAAAUAUAAAUAUAUUUACAAGACUUUCGUCAUUUCUUCUAACACGUUCUUAUCAUUAAUAAAAAUAACGUCUAACGACCGUGCAUAAUACCUGUCACACAUAUCACUAUCACUAGGUACCCGGGCAGCGAAGUAAUAAUAAGAAUCACGUGUCUUUACAUCAAACAAUAACGUUUACCGUAUUUCCGGUCGACUUCGCGUCGUCGUUGGUAUUAUUAUAAUAUAGGUAGUAACCAACGAAUUUAUUGCGCUUACAAAUGCGUAUAUUCUUUAAAUGUGCGCACACGUCCCUGUGCCAUUUGACACUUAUACUCGGAGCUGUAUAAUGGGCAGAUUUUCUUUUUUUAUACAUUUAAUUAAAACGCGUUUAAAGCUAUAUCAUAAUAAUUUCCAUUUGCAUGCUGUUUUCGUGAUUAAUCGAGUUUUAAGUUUGAAAGUAAGUAUUUACAUUACGGUAUUUACGUUUUUUACACGUAUACAAAACCUAUAGUAUAAAAGGUUUCUUGUAUAAACCUAGUAAGGCAACAGCGUGCGAUUAUAUAUAUGUUUGCGUUAUAUUUUUAUAUACAAAAAAAAAAAAAAAAGAAGAAACUAAUUAAACCGACCUGCGGGUAUUUUUUUCUUUUACAGUUCGUAUCAGUAUAAAAAUUAAAAUCAGUUUUGGGUAUAUUUAUUUAAUUGAAAUCUCGUUCAAAUUUUUUGAAAAACAAAAACUACAUUGUAUGUAUCAAAAAUUGAAAAACUGGAAAUAAUAUAAAAUAAACUAAUAUAUAUAUAAUUUAUGUAAAAUAAGUCAAAACAAUUUAUCGACUUACAAAGUUUUGUCAUGAAGUCAACGUGAAUAUUUGCAUUUUUGAACUAUAUUUGAUCCUUCUAUUACGAAAACUACUUAUGAUAUCAUAACGGACUAUUAAAAUGUAUCUAUAUUAAUUAAUGGCGAAUUGCAUCAGCCGUUUCAUUAAUUAUAACAUUAUAAACAAUUUUCUAAAACGACAAAAAACAAAUCAAAUAGGUGUUAUUGGUUUAAUUAUAAUUAAAUGAUUGCGUCAAAUAAUUAUUAUAAACAUGUAUGCAAUACGCUUCUAUUGUUAUAAAUUUAAAUUUUAUAGUUUAAUUUUCAAUUGAAAAAAUCGAAGACCUUGAGUUACAACCAGCUGAUUAACUUUUAAAAUUGUUUAUGAACAAUAAAAACGUUUUCAGAUUUGUCUGAAUGUUGCACUCGAAUAUAAUAUGUGGAGAAUUAUUAUUUUUUUAAUUUUGUCGCUUAGAAGUGAAUUUUUUUUUAAAAAAUGUGGUGUUAUUUGGCUGUUUGGCCAAGGUCUUCAAUUUAUAAUCGUAUAGUAUAGUAAAUUAAAUAAUAUAAAUUUACGCCUGUAAGUAUAUAGUAUUUGAAUGUGUGCGUUUUACAGUAUAUAAUAUAACAUCAAAAAAAAAUAUACUAUAAGUAAUAACCUGUUAUAUCAUUGCAUUGUACUAAAAAAUAUUCGUGACCAAUUUCCAUCCUAUCAAUUAACUUAUCUAUUGUAUUUCUAAAAAACAAAAAACGCAGUUUUAUUUCAACCAUUAAAUUAUAGGUUAAUUAUUAUUUUUAUUUUCGCUAACGAAUUGAACAAGACUGCAGUCUGGUUAUAUCAUAUUAUCAAUAUGGUUAAUUAAUCUGUUAGUAUUUUAAAACUAAAUUUCUACGUAAUACGCGCUUUAUACCUCGCGGUGGUAUACCUAUGUAUGUCAAAAUCGGGGUAUAAGGCCAAAAUGACUUAUGGCCGAGUGCCAAUUAGACUAAUGUAGUUUUAAUGAAACACGUGCUUAAAAUUUGUAUACACAUGUCUCUCUAUUGAGAGACGAAAUGUGUAUUUUUUUUAUUAAUUUGAUUAGAGAUAAUUAGUAUAUUAUUACCCACGUUUUUAAAGUUUUCCGUCUAGGGUUAAUAUUAUAACAUAUUCCAGUAAGUAGGUAUAGGUGCAAAAUAUCGAUAAAAUAAUUAUGAUUGUAUUACGAAUGUUACGAAAAAAAAAAAAAAUAAUAAAUUCGGUCAUAUUUUCCUCCAUAGGUAAGUGCAGUUGCAGAGUUAGAAUGAUGUCGGAUUUAAUAUGACUUAUCUUAUCGUUAUUUUUUUUUAGGGUUUUUAACAAUAUUUUAGGUAAAAUUGUUAAGAAUCUAGGAAAAAUGUUCAAAUAAAGAAGUACAGGGCAAAACAUCCACAUUCUUUAAGAUAAGUUGUAAACAUUCGGAACCUUUUUAUAUACCGAAAAUAUGUUUUUCAAGAAAAAAAACCACGUCUUACCAAUAGCCAUAAUGAGAAUAUCAAAAUGUAUAGGGUGAGGUUAGAUAAAUAAUUUUUCAGUUAAAUGUCAUAUCAUAUAAAAUCCUAAACAUCCUAUUAUUAUUUUUAAUGUGACCAUUUUACCACGAACAAUGCCGUUCGUGCAUAUGUCAGUUGAAUACAAUUUAAAAGAAACGUGCAGGUUCCGAGAAGUCAUUGGUAUAAACUAUUACUAUAAUAAUUGUGUAUGAAUAUUGUGGGUAUUGAAUUUGUUAUUUUCGUAUUUAAUAUAAUUGAUUUAGGGGAGGGGGAUAAAAAGACGAACGAUUAUUUAAUUUGUUCCAAAUAUACCUACCUGAAACGUAUACUUAAAUAUGGGUACCUAAUGACAAGGUUAAUUAUAACAGUUUCCCAUAAUGUAAGGUUUUUCAAAAUUUUAACAGCGCUAUAUCGUUUAAUGAUCAUACAUCACAUAACUAUUAUAAUACAUAUUUAUAUUUGUUUAUCAGAAAUUAAUUUUUUUUUUUGUCAUUUAUUGUCUGUUUUAAACAUAGCUAAGUACCGAAUUGCCAACAAUCGACUGUAUGAAAAUGGCAAUGGACGCCGCGGACAGCGCGAGACUUGGUUUAAACUUGAAUUUGAGCGUGCAGCCACAAUCGUACCAUUGGGUACAGUCGCCGAAAGGUAGUGAUGACGAGGACGACGACGACCGUAGAAGAGUGGACGACGAUUGUUCGCCCGAAGAAGAACCGGAUAUCCUGGAAAUGCAGGUACAAUAUUUCAUUAUUGUUUAACAUAUUAUAAAUCACUUCAAUUAUGUCAUAGUUCCAUAUGAUUUCACAUAUAAAUGUAAAAAAUACUGAUAAUGUUGUCGGGUGUGCUACCGUUUAGAAGAGAAGUUGAAAAAGGAGAUAAUAGUAUAUAAUUUAUUAUAUUAUAAUAGUAUAAUAGUAUAAUAUAUAUUUGUAUGCAAUGUAAACCAUUGGUAACGAAAAAUGGUUCUGAGCAUAUAAUAUUUUGCGAUUUUUUUAAAAUUUGUUUUUCUUCUGUGUGUUACCAAUAUAUUUCUACCAGAAAUCAGUGAUUUUCAUAAUAAUUUGUAAAAAUCGGAAACAAAUGUAUAGGAAAAACGAACAUAUAUUUACGGCGCAGUUGCGUUAACGAUUUCAUUAUUUUACAACUUUUACUUUUCUUAAUCCGAAAUUCAAAAGUGGCUUCUUUUUCGAAAGAAAAUUUUAGAUUUAAAAUGUUUCAAAAACGUUCUUAUUAAGUUUUUGAUUAGAUAAAUAUUUCUGGUGAAAAAGUAGAAUACUGACACGAUGAGAAAUAGUGAACCCAAUACAUUUCUCGUUUCGUUCAGAACUUAAUAGUAAAUCGCCAAUUUUGAACCUUGGUGCAUUCAGUAUACAUACAACAUUACGUAUAAAUACAUUUCGCAACUCCCGCGUGAAUUACAGGAGUAUACAAUUUGUUUUUCUCGUCCAAUUACGAAUUUCAUAUUAAUAUUUAAAUGUUUGGGUUUCAGCGAGAAGAGCGCGAAACUCUCAAUCAGUUGGCACGUCGUUUGGCGAGCGGAUCGCACGGAUUAAUGGGUGGUCACGCAGCAUCUAUGAUACAACACUUGGUUUACCGACAUCCUAACGGUAUGUCCGCGUCCGAUCAUGUCAUUAUGCCGAUGUCAUCUAGACGACCGAACGAUUUGGAGUCCCCGCCCGGGUCCAGUAGAUCAGGCGACACCCCUCUUGGCCACGAAUAUCCGUCGGAAAACGAUUCGUCGAUGUUGGCCAGAAAAGGCGAAGCUCAAUCGUGGACUUUCGAAGAACAAUUCAGACAGGUAAGCGAAUGUGUAACAUCCCUUAAUAAAAAUAACUAUACCACUAUUGUUAUUAGAGUGUUAAUAUAAUUUAAAUAUUUUCUAACUUGUUUAUUAUAUAGGUAUAGGUACGUAUAUUUUAGAUUCUGAGUGGAGCGAAGAAGCUUAUAGUUUAGCCAAAAGUUUUAAAAAAAUUUUUUUUUUUUAUCUGUGCGCAACUUUUCUACCAAAAUACUUGCUUGGAUUUCUACGUGUAGCACCUUUUCUGAAAGGAAAUCGGCGUGGGGAGGUACUUUAAGAAGGUCAUUUUUCAAUUUUCUUAAGAGUUUUAUCAUCAAAUUUGAAAAUAUAUAUUUAAUAUUAUAAUAUUUAAUUAAUUAUAAUAUUUGAAAAAUAUAAGAAUUAUAGGUAUUAGUUAAAAUAUAUUACUGCCUUCUUUUUUUCUGUGCACAAUUUUUCAACCAGCAAUUUUGCUCCAAUUUAUAUUGCUAGCAAUGUUUCUAAAAGGAACUAGGGAGGUACUUUAGAGAUGUCGUUUUUCGAUUUUUUUCAAGAGUUUUCCCAAAAAAUGUAAAAAUUUGGUAUAAAAUAUGGGAAAACCGGGAAAAACGUAGGAAAAUUGGGAAAAUCAGUACAACAUUAAAAAAAUAUUAUUAAAGAAAGUAUAUAAAGCCUAUUUAAUUAUUUUAUUAUAAAAUAAUAUUUAUAUUGUUGACAAAGCAUUACUAUCAACUGAACUCCGCUCAGUAUCGUUUUUUCGUAAGCAAUGGUUUAUCGUUGAUUACAAAUAUACAUUAAAUUCCCAUCUAUAUCCUACCUUCUCGACUUCCCACCUACACCAGUGCUGCACCCGUCCUCAUUAUCUUAGCUUUUUUUUUUUAAAAGCUGAAUUAUUAUUUUAAUUUUAAUCAACUAAAUUCGUAUUAUAAACCAGGAUGUUUGUCCGGGUUACGCUCUAUAGACUAGCAAUAGCCAGUUAGCCAACGAUGCCUUGUUUUCAGUUACAUACAUAUCUUAAUUUUUAACUUUUUUUUUUAAAUAGUAUGUAUAUGAAAUGUGCAACGAAUAACAGUUAUAACUAUAUAGUAUUAAAAUCGAAACGUUGAGAUGCUUAAUAUAUAGCGUAAACCAUAGAGGAGAUACUAUAUAUAUAUAUAUUGGCUAUUUAGAAAAAUUAUUGAAAGGAAGCGUUUUUAUUAUUUUAAAGGCCCCCGUGGUUAUUUUUCGUUAACUCAUCGAGCCUUACUAUUGUAAUGAAAAAUGUUAUCCCUUGUGAUGAUAUAUUUCGACAAAAGUACAAUUAUUUUAAUCGAGUCUCCGUUUCCUAUAUAUUACGUGACAAAAAUUAUUAGACCCAAGGAUUUGGGUUCGUGUCAUCACUCGCUCGGCAUGUAGCCUUCAGUAGGUACCCAUCAGACCGAGCGUGUUAUGAAUUCGCGAUAGUUUCGGUACUCUUGUAUAUUAGGUUCUGACGAAAACCCGCGAUUUUAUAGGAUUACGAAAUGAUAAAUGACGAUAUACACGCGCGUAUACAUCUGGCGCAUAGUAUUAGGACACGGUAAAAAAUAUGACGCGUCACCAUUAUUAGGUAUGUAUACGAAAAUAUUUAUAUACUUUUAUUCGUCGAAUACACUUUCUAGUUUCUGUAUACCCAGAGGUGUGCAUAGCUCGCGCGACGACGGUUUCACACGGACCAUUAUAAUAUCGCGUAGUUGAUAAAGCCUUUUUUUUUUCCUUUUGAUUUUCGCGGGGGAGGAUAAAUGACAAUAUUGUGUGCGUAUACACUUAGGCACUCGCUACUUAGUACGUACGACGACGAAAACGCGAUAAUACUGUCCCGUCGGACGGUGUGCGCGAGCGUCAUCCUUGUUUCUCAUGGAGGUCGACGACACACGCGGCGGCGGUCGUAUUAUUAUGCGUUUACAUUAUUACGCCGCGCACAAAAGACCACAAUCAGUAUGUGAUAUUAAGCGAUGCGUGUAGCGUGUAUGGAACGCGUAAUGAAACAAAAACUAGUUCGGGUGGAUGGAGGGAGGAGGGAAAUUAAACGACGAGCCAGAAAAGAAUACGAAAGAAAGACGGGGGGAGGGGGAAGAAAGGAAAACGGACGAAAGAAAAACGUACGUAUACACGCGCGCGCACCUGUUGAAUCGGUCACAAGAGACGGCGAAAUUAUUAAUAAGAGUGGCGACGGCGACCCGCGGACAAUGCGCCCGCGGGCCAACAACUACCGGGUGAGAAUAUUUGUGUGCCGCGUGAGAGACGGAUUUCGAUCGCGUCGUGUCGACCGAUUCGUCAUCAUCACGGCGACGACGACGGUAGGUGUCGCACACCUGCCGCCGCCUUUGCCGGCCGGUCCACGUCUCCGUCCGUAUUAUGCGCCGAGUCGUUAUAAUUUUAUACAAUAAAAAAUAAUACAAUACGAUAAUAUGCUGUGUACGUAGGUACGUAUGUAAAUAUACUGUAUGUAUAGCCGUCGUCGUUCUCACCGUGCGGCAUAUGAUGCGACGCGACGGCGGCGGCGGCGGCGGCCCGAGAUGACCUCUGUGCGACGCGUGCGGAUUCGUCGCGACCGCGAACCCGGGCGAGCCGCUCGGCUUUAGUGAGUGAACCGGGCGAGUCGGGGAGAGGGGGGAGUGUCAGUUUGAAAAUUGCAAUUCCUCCGAAAACCAAUCUACGACUCGGUAGUCCACAUAAUCAAUAGCCCUUAUAUGUAUUAUAUAGACGAGAAUCCCCCUAUUUCGUUAUCACUACUUUUUGAUAACGCCGAUAUAAAUAAUAAACACCGCAGAUACGAUAUUGACUGUUGCACAUUGGAAAUAAAUACAUUUUAUUUUGUUUACGAUAAUAGGAACACGUCGAUAUCCUUAGGGAAAAAAAAUCUGAGUGAUAUCGGUGUCAAAAUAAUAAAAACUAACUUAAAACUUUUUUGAUUCAAAUAAAAAGUAACUUGUUAAGUCAUGAGCUACAAUAAGAAAACUGUAGGUAAUUUACAAGUUAUAAGGUUACUGAUUUGUGUUACUUUGUAACUAGUCACUACCCAGGUUUGCGUGACUACGGGCCGGGGUUAUGCGGGGUGGUAUAGACACUGUAAUAAUUACAGUAUAAAUAAAACGAAAAAAAAAGUCGCAUUAAAAGACCGGCGACGAAACGAAAUUAUAAAAAGAAAGAACAAAAAAAAAAAAAUCCGUGCGUGUUAAUUUGACGCGAGUUUUAAAUAUAAACUAUAGGUAACUAUAUAGGUAUGUACACGGUGUUUGAUAAUUAUUAUUACACGCGGAGUUCAUGAACUACACGGUAUUAUAUUAUACAACCUGUCUGCACGAGCUGUGUAUAGGGUGACAAAACAGGAGGGCGUUAAACAUAUAGAUACAAUGUCAUCAUGUGUAGGUAUAUUCGAACGAAUUUAACUUUUCGUAAGUAUAUAGAUAGAUCUCCCGUGACGGUCGUGGAACUAUACAAAGUGAUCGACAUACUAUACAACACUCAUUAUAUCGGAAAGUAUUUUUCGUAACCUUAUUCGGAAUUUGUUUUCGAGAACAUUUAAGAAACAAGCAGUUAUACAAUUGUAAAUUAUCGUAAUUUUUUUGAUCGCCCUUAUUUUAGUUAGUGAAACCACUAUUCACUUUUAAUUUUUGAAUAGCGACCGUGAGAGAAAAUUCCAUAAAUAUAUACGGAGUUUUGGUUCACAUCAAUUUUGGUGUUAAAAUUUUGAAUUUCUGUCGAUCCGUAGGGGAGACAUUCCACUUUUAGGUUUGAGUGGGUGGUAGUAUCAUUUAUGUGGCGGUUCGGUGGGCUGCGUGAAAGUAGCUAGUGGAUUCACACCACCUAAAAAAGUAUGACCGAGAAUAAUAAAAGUGUAGGUAACGUUUUAGAAUCGCUUAUUUCUUAAACAAACUCCGAAAAUGAAUAACAUCCGAGAUAAUGAAUGUCUAGCGUUUAUCACUCUGUAAAAUAAUUUCUAUUCCUAAGAGAGAAAAAAGGGCCAGGACAUAAUCUAUUAAAACCUUUAUGUAUAAUAUAGGAUAAUUUUUAAUUUUCUAUAUAUUCGGCCAAUUGUCACUAGCAAGAAAAUGACAUUUCAUAAUCUUAUUAAUGUGAAAGGUAAAGUGAUGACGAUUUUUCAAAUUCUUUUUUACAUUUCUAUGACCAAUUUGAUCGAAUUUUUCGUGCAAUACCUUCAAAGACAUAGGAUAACCACUCGGCAGGACUUCACCUGUAACAUUUUUUAUUAAACAAUUUUCCAUAGUUUAUCCCUUAGAUCCUUUUUCUGUUGUUUUCCUCAGAAAACACUUUCGAUUAGUAAAAAUGUUCCAAUUUGCUUACAUCGUUCCUAUAUCUUAAAAUAUAUGAAUUUUUCGGUAGGUAGUAUUUUAUUGGAAAGAUAUUUUUCGAAAUUUCCAACAGUUUUUCUAAAAAAUAAAAAAAUAAACAUCGAACGAUCGGUUUUAUUUUUACUGAUUUUUGAUUUACAAGGGCGAAAUUAACACGACCAACCCAGAGUCGUUUUUAUUUUAUUUUAACAAUUGAGUUCAUAAUUUUGUAUGAAUUUAUUAAUAUGUUUUGUUUUUUUCUUUUACUCAGUAUAUUAUAGGUAUAUUUAAUAAACUGCCACUAUCUUCCAUAUUAUGUUUUUUUUUUGUGCGAGCAAGUUUGUUUGUAAUUAUUACAGACAUAAUACUUAUGUAAUUUGUUUAUUAUUAUUAAUUUUUUUUUUUAUUAUUAUUAUUAAAAAUAAGAUUGAUCGGAUCAAAUCGUUGGCUCCGCUUGAUUCAUUGCUAACAUUUAUUAAUCCGUUGGGACGUGCGCGUAUGUAUAGGUAAUAAUUUUGAAACGAACGUUCGGGUAUACACGUGUACGGGUACCCGGUACCUACUUGUAAAACGAUUUUUUAGUAACUAACCGUAUAAUAAUAAUGUAUUACCAUAGUGGUCGGCCGGUAAUGUAUUCUAUUAAGAUACCUUUUAUAGCCAAUAAGGAUUAUACACGCGUUCUUGGUCUUUUGUUCCAAAUAAAAUAUUAUGUUAUUUUCGUGUAUAUUAUUAAAUAAUAUAUAUAUUGACUGAUCGACCAUCUCGGUAUACGCCCACCGCAGUCGAGUAGUCGCGUACAUACAAUAUAUAAAAUAUUGUUCCGGAUUGAUCAGAAAUAAAGAAUAAAGACUCUCUAUAUAUAUAUAUAUAUAUGAUACAAAAAGUAUAGAUAGAUAGAUAGAUAGAAAAAAAAAAUUACACGCCCUACGCGAUGUUAAUUACGGUUUAGAUGUGCUGAUUGAUAGGUCAUCCGUACAUGGGAAUCUCUCGUCAUUAUAUUAUUAUUAUUAUUAUUUUUUUUUUUUUCACCUCCCUCUCUUUUUCUUUUGGUCUCCCCUUCUUGUCCAUCCCCUCCUUUGCCGCUUUGUACGCCUCGAAAAAAAAAACCGAUCACAUUUAUUUGCUUUUCCCAAUUAUUAUAGACAAUGAAUAAUCGCGUCCGAUUUAACUGCCGACCAGAAACGGUUUUUUUGAUUCGGCCGGCCGAAUAAAUGGCAGACAAUCGCUCACAGGGCAAUAGAACAACGCGCCGUUCGACACCUUCACAUACUUCGUCAUCCAUCCGUCCGUUGUACCCGCUCGUAUACCUACCUUCAGCGUUUAGUAAUUGCAUCGAUAAUAAUAAAUAUAAUAGUUAUAAUAGUAAUCACAUCUAAUGUUUUAUAUUUUCGAAAAUCGUGACUGUCGUUUUUCGACUUGGUUUUUUUUGGGGGGUACAUUGAAACAACUGCAGUGGGUAUUUUAAUAAUAUGCAAGUUCAGAAUAAUCGACGUGACACAUUUAUCAACAUUCACCGUUGAUUGGUUUUUUAAAAAAUAUUUUAUUUUAUUUUAUAAUUUCACUAGUUUUUUAUGAUUUAAUAACUUAAUGUUUUAAUAAUUCAACUUACGCAAUAUAAAAAUGUAGUAUUUUUUAUCAAUUGUCUACUAUGCACUUUUAUUUAAGUAUACAUACAUAUGGGUUUUAUGUCAUAGUACAAAUAUUAAUUUAUUAGAUAUUAUUUGCAAAUAGUGAAAUUAUUUUUUGUUUUUUUUUUUGAUAUUAGUGCUAACCAAGCCAUAAUAACCUUUUCUACGCUUCUGCCGGGCCUCUAUAUUUAUCCCAAUCUAUUGAAUUUCCUUCUUUCACAGACAUUUAGCUGAUUAGAUAUCAAACCUAUAGACCAAUAGACUAAUAUCGAAAAUAAAAAUAUUUAUGCUAUUUAAAAUGUGGCCAAUCCGACUUAAAGCUUGAAAGUCUUAAAAUAAUUCAAAACACUACAUUCGGCUUAACACAAGGUCCAAAAUUUAUCCCAUACGUUUUUGAAAAGGAAUUUUUUUUUAUUUAUAUAAAAAAAAAAAAAAAAAAAAAUAAACUCUUCUGAAAACUUGCCCGUAUACAUUAAGUUAAAUAUUUUUUCAAACUUCUCAAUCAUGAAUAAUUAUUAUGUAUAAAUAAUAAUAAUAGUAUAGACCUGCAGGUGAUCCAUUAAAAUAAUGACUAUAGAUAUAGUGUUAAAAUAAAACUGUGUAACGAUAUAUUCGAUGAAGGAUCCACACGUUCAGAAUAUACAAAUGCAAUAUUUAUACGAAUCUUAUAACUCGAAUAGAUAUUCGACUGUUUUACAGUCACGUAUCAAUUUGGCGUGUAAUUGAUCAACACACAUACUAGCCCCCGGCCAAUAUAAUAUGUUCGUGUACUUAUAGCCCAUAGGUCGUUACCUCGAAUCGAAAAUUCCUUCUUGGUUUAUUCCGGUAGCCGCAGCUGAGUUCACACGUUAAAUCUUUGCAACUACAUAGUACAUAUAGUAUCGUCAAUUAUUUAAUUGCGUGUACCAAACCUCUAUUACGUCAUACUAUCAUUGUACGAAAACGUAUAUUGGGUUUGUUUUUGUGUUCGAAUAUAAAUUUGAAAAAUGUCGUACACUAACAUUAUCGUGAAUAUUUGACGCGAUGAUGUUUUAUCGUUUUUAAACAUUGGCGUAAGGAAUUAUUAUUUUCGUUAUACGUGACGAUAUAGAUAAUACUUAUCCGUAAAAUAUGUAAAAUAGACAUUUGAUCGGGAGGGAAGGGGGGUUCGAAACCAAUAUUAUUCAAACAAAUAAAGGGGCGUAAAGAAUUAUCACUAUUACAAUAUUAAACAAACAUUAGUCAAUAUUUAUAGGAAUAGUUUUACUGUGUACAAUAUAUAAUAUAAUAAUAAUACGUAUAUAAUAUAUUAUAAUAAUGCGUAUAGUAUAUUUUAAUGCUGUCAUUAUAGGAGGUCGGUCCUUGUUUUCGAAUAAUCGUUAUCAGUUAAUAUAUCUCAAACAGUGAAUGCGAUAUUGUAAAUGCUGCAGCUGUUUAAACGUCAUUAGAUGUAUGAGUUAUCUGUUAUUAAAAUAUGUGUUCAUCGAAUUACAGCUUUGCAGGAGUUCGCGAUUAGAAUCGUCGACCACACGAAAAAAAGAAAAAUAUAAAUUAAAAAAAAAAAAAAAAUGCAAACACAAACAAUAAAUUCGUUCUUUAAAAAUAUUUAUUGAUUAUAGAAUUUAUAACGAGUAGGUGUGUAGGUACACACCAGGUGGGUAUUUAGCUACCUAACAACUAUUUUUUUCCAAAACAAUUUUCGGAACGUAAACACGAUAAUGUUACGAGGAGUUGGGCAAAUAUUCGAAUACUGCCCACAUUUUAAAACGAGAAAAACCCUUAAUUUUCCUAACGGGUGGAGAUGAAAGCGAGUCGAAUUGCAUGUUUCUAUAUAGAGUGCAGUUCAAUAAUAAUAUAGACGUUUUCGCCGAUAUGAUCCGGCUUUAGAAGAGGAUUAAGUACUACACAUUCGCGUGUCAUUUCCAAUUAUCGGCCGAUUGUCAAAUACGUGUCGUCGCUUCGCAUUUCUGACGAUAGACGAUAUACGUGGAGAACGGUCUAUAAAUUUGUAGGGUGACUAAUAGAUAUAAUAGGGGAGAGAAUAUUGUUUCAUUAAUUGUUUCACGACUUAAUCAACUUAAUCGCGUGUUUGAUUCCCAUAAUAAUACAGACGAGUAUAAUAUAAUAAUAGAAGUAGUAUACGAGCUUCGUUUGCAGGACUAUUUCAGAAAAGCGAGGGUAGGUAAUUGUUUUCCAUAACUCAAACGAGCAAUCCCUUUCAAAUAAUAAUAAUUGCAUUUCCAAAUGGUUAAUUUUUUCGAUUUUAUGAUGACGUUAUUAUUUUCAACGACUCGAAAAACCGACAUUUAUUACAUUGUAAUAAAUAAUAAUUUUGGUUUUAAAAUAUCAUGUAAAAUACUGAACCAUAAAUAACUAUCCCUAAAGUUGAUGAUUGGUUCAUACAUAAUACCUAUAGUAUAACCAAUACGUUUCUCGUUACGCUUAAAAUAUUUAGAAAAAAUAAUAUAUAAAUCAUAGAAAAACGCUCAGAAUCUAAUAGAUGUAUAUUAUCAAUAUUUUAAUCUAUAUUAUAUAAGAAAUGACAUAGACAUCAUUUUCAGUAUUUGGGUAUAUAAAUACUUUUUUUUUUUAAAUAACUAGUAAUUUUACCCCGAGUAAUUUUCGCAAGACACUUAGGUAUUCGUAUACUAGGUCGAUAUACAAACAAAGUUUGUUAUUGUAUUCUUCUAAAAUGAUAACUAAUAAUUUAUUAUAUUGUACAUUAGUGAUUUUGUUAUCAUUAAUUUCGAUUACACAGUGAUAUUAUAUACAGAGACAUUAUAAAAUAGUAGGUUUCUAAUAUGUACGACUACAAUGUCCACAAUAAUUCUGUUGACGUUUGACAUGAAAUUUGUCAUACUGGGAAAACAAUUUUGGUAACCCAAACGAAAAACGUUCGAUAGGCGUGUGACGGUUGCGGCUCACUUUUCGUUGGCCCUACUAUUAUUAUAGAUACAAAUAUGGGUACAAUACAAAAUUAGGUGUUUUACUUUAAUAUUAUAAUACUACUUAUAUAUUAUACGAGUAUAUAUUUUUAUCAUAUUACACACAAUUAUUAAUACUUAAAACGUUUCGUAGUAUUCUAUUAAACGUCAAGAAUCACAAAAAAAAGAAUAUAUAGGCGGUAAAAAUAAUUGAGUUGAGUCAGUUGCUUUGUUUCUACAUAGAGUUCGAAGUACUUUCUUUUGUAGGUAUAUAUUAUUACAAUAUCUUUCACAAGUCGUUUUUGUUUAGCUAUAAAAGAUUAUAUUUCCAUUCAAAAAAAAACUGUCCGAAAUUAAUCUUGUGUAUAUAUACUUCGUAUAUAUGACGUUAAUACACGUGUUUACGUGUUUUUAAUUAUGUUCUCCUAUUAAUUUAGAGUUCUAUUCAUCGUGUGGUUCAUAAUUUAUGCGAUUGUAUUCUAAAUCCGAUUCUAAAAGAACUACCUACCUACUUAGUUUCUCUUUAUAAUACUCGCCCCAACAGCACAUUCAAAGUGAAUUUUAGUAUUCAAAAAUUGUCGACGGUAUACUCAGGAAAUCCUAAAAUACUAUUCUGUAAUACUUAAAUAUAACAAUCAAUUACUUGUUUUUUUCUUUCUCCGUGUACCCGCUAAUACACUUAUUACUGGUAUUAGAUAUUUUGUUCCAUUUUUUUUUUAGGUUAGACAAUUUAUUUACUUAUUUUACAUUACCUAAUCGAUAUAUUAUAUAAAAAAAUAAUUUGAUAUACUAUUAGGUAAUCUUGCUUCAAUACCAAAUUAUGAUUAAUAUUAUAAAUCUAAAAUCGGUACUCCAAUUUGCUGCUGCAGAAUGUGUGGUUGCAUGUACGAGUAGAGUGUAUUUCUCGUGAUAUCAAGAUUUUAGGCAGACCUUACAAAACGCUUCUUUGACACGUACAAUUUGUAUUUAUUUAUUAGGUACGUAAAAAUAUAUUAUAGUAUAUAGCCUAAAUGUGUUUACCAAAUAAAAUAUCAAACUGGACCGCGUGCUUUAUAUAUAUGUUAUUCGAACACGUGCUACAUUCGAGAAUAUUAUUAUAAGUCAUGUUACGCUAUAAAUUCGUUUAGACAUAUUUUUUUUUUCUAAUGAGUCAAUCACGACUGGCGAGAAAAAAAGCGUUUGCUUGCUGGAAAUUCAGUGGGUUCAAGAAGCUCGUGCAUAUAGCGCGUAUUCAUUUCAUUAUAUUUGCUCACAGCUUGUCGUGUUUGAUUUCCUUUCAGACUUCUGAUGAUCCUAAUAUUAUGUCCUCGAUAUAGUGACGUUGAAUCCACGGUGGGGCUUAGGAGGGGAAGGUACGCAUAUCAUACACCUAGACACAGAAUAUAAUUUAUAAUAAUAUCUAAACAGUUUUUUUUUUUUCAUAAAAGCCACAUACAAUCAAUCAACGUGAAACUCUUCUCUAUAGGUGUGCAACUCGACCGUCGCCUUAUAUGACAGCUCCAUUCCUUUCCUGCGUGUAAAUAACGUGUUUGUUCUCGCCACCGGAUCGCUAAUUAACUGUUUGGUAUCUAUAUAUGUUUGUAUAUUGCUAUAAAACCGAACAACUGAUAAAGUGAUAACUAUAAUGUGCGAUGGAACCGAAACCGGAUUACAAUCUAUUUUAUAUCAAAUAAUAGAAAUUAAAAAUGUGUACUAUUAUAUUUUCAAAAUCAACUCGGACUUUUUACAAGUUAAUUAUAGUUCAUAGAUUAGCCUAACUCUUAUUUUGUUUGUUUGUUUGUUUUUUGUUUUUUUUUUUACUCCUUAAUGACCAGUCUUGAAUGACACUUUUAAAUAUAGAUAUUAUUAUUCACUGCUGCCUAAAGAAUGUUUUAAAGGAAAAAUUUAUAUACCUGUAGAAUUUUUUAAUUUUAGAUUUUUACUUGAGUCUGCAGUUAAUCUAUAUGAAUAUAUUUAUAUUUUUUUUCUAGGUGUUCAUUCGAUUUUUGACAACUAAUCGAUUUGUUUGAUCAUUUCUUACAUCCCUCUAAACUCAGUCUGGGAUUUGAAAAUAGCUAUUACACCGAACUAUCGAAGAACAAAAUGUUAGCUUUUGUAGUUGUUAUUUUUUAUUGGUAUUAUGAUAGAAUCCAGCCAUCUCUUUCUUAAUAUCAACUAAAAAAUGGUGUAAGUGGUAUUAUUUGGUUUUGUCUAUUAUAAUGACAAUAAUUGACUUUUAUCAAUAAAUUCUUAAAAUAUUUUUCUUACUUAUACUACAAUGUUAAGUAUUAUAUGCCACCUAUAUAAUAGUAAUGCAUAGUGAAUAUACAAAGUAUAUUUAUUUCAUCGACUACAUAUUAAAUACUAUUGAUACGAGCUAGGCUAUAUUUAGACUUUUCGGAUUUGUUUGUAAUAAAACUUGUAUUUACAAGAACGCACUUUGUUGACGCGGUAGAAAAAAUUUCGACUGUAGUAAAACCGAAAUUGGAGAAAACGGACAAUUCAUGCGUAUAAACAUUAUAUUCAUAUAUUAUUAGAUAGGUGUAUAGAAUAAGUGACAAUGGACGAGAUAUGAUAAUAGUAGUGAUGCGAUUCACGCUAAUGAGACGUUUUUCGACGGUAUCCCUCCUGCAACGUGUAGGUAUUGUUGUCAUUUUUAUACACCAAUAAUUUGUUUUAUUAUUAUUAUUUUUAUUAUUUAAACGCGUUCAAUGAUUAUCGGGAUAAGGCUCAGCGAGGGGCCAAAAACACGUCCUACCCUGUCAUCACACUAAUCUACACCUAUUCGACGAGAGUCCUUUUAUUCGUGUUCACGAGACCAUCAUCUUUAAAACCCUGUUCGCCCGGUGUUUGUGCAACUCAAUGAGCACCAGAAAAAAAAUACACAGAUGUGUGUGCGGUUAACCAAAUGUUGACACCUAUGUGUUGAAAAUACUUUUUUUUCUUCGUCAUUACACGGCGAUGGUCUAUCGUCGAGGGAUUCGAGCUCUCGACCUCAACGACAAUAAUAAUGAUAAGGAUACAAUAAUUAUUAUUUUAAUAAUAUUGUGUUAUCUUUCGAAUCUUUACGAUCCGCGUGUAUUAACAUGAUAUCGCCGUUUCGUCAAUUUGUAUAGCAUUUAACGCAAUAAUGGUACCCUACCUACCUAUUAAUUGUCGCGACUUGUUAAUCGUUCCUAACUUAUAAACAAUUAUUAAAUAUUUUAACACUAAUAUAUAAUAGGUAGGUACAUUAUAUUAUAUUAUUUUAGUCUCGACAUUUUAUUAUUUUAGGUUAUUUAUACAGGUGAAAAUAUGUACUCAUCAUAUAGUGUUUUAUAACGAUUCUAUAUAAAUUAUAUUUAUUUUACACACUUUCUUUAUCUAUAUAUUAUAGGUGCUUGCCGAUAAACAAAUAAAACAAACAUAUAUUAUAAUAUUAUAAUAAUUAUUGCCCAUAACAUGAAAUUAUUUAUGUCUAUAGUAAUGCGUUUUUUUUCAUAAUUUGAUUUAAUUUUGUUUUUAUAUUAUAAUGGUUAGAUUUCUAGAUUCUGAGUGAAGAGACAAAUGUAUUAGUUUUUUCUGAGAUAUUUGUGAGUAUGUGAAUGUAUGUACACCUGUAAACUGAUUUCUACCAGGAAUCUUGCUUUUAUCAAAAACUUUAUAGGAACUUUUUUGUAACAUUUUUGAUCUUGUCUGUGCGUUAAGAAAGUCAUUUUUUUGAUUUGCCCAGUUGAUUUCUGGUUAAUUAGGUUCUUUGGAAACAAGGGGAAGGGUAAAAAUACGACUAAUAAUAUUCUGCUCAAUAUCGUUUUUAAUUAGCAAUGGUUUAUCGUUGCGUACAGAUAUAACAAUUGGGACACCUAUCAACAAUAUCAGCCUUUCAGUUUUAUCUGUGUUAUUUAUAUUUUAUUAAACGAAAAUAUUUCGAAGUUAUAUAAAUAUAAUAUCAUCUAUAUAAUCACAUCUGCAGUUGAUCUUAAACUAUAAUGACGUGUAAACAGUUUACUGUAACACUUUAAUUUAUUUUUUUAUUUUUAUAACUUAUUCCGCAUAAUUGUUUAUCAUAUAUCACGGAAACCAUUUCGAUUUUUAAACAAUAUUUCGAUUGGUCUAUUUUAUUGGGGAGGUCGUCUUUUGAUUUCUGUUAAUUUUGAUUUUUUUUUUUUUUAUUUGUAGUUCGUUGAAAAAUAAUAAAUUGUUGAAACGUGAACAUUUAAAAGAAUACUUUUAUUUUCAGCACUUAUAGACAAGGUAACAUUUUAAAAAUAUUUUGGCAUUGUUUGAAUUCUCGAUACGACACUUAUUAUCGAAAGACGUAUUAACUUUUUUUGGAUUUUUUCACACAAUUUACGAAACAAAUAGUUCUAAAAUAUUACAUUGCCGUUAUUUUAUUCACUUUUCAAACAAUAAACUAAAUUGACAUUCGAUAGAUAUAAGAAGGUUUAGUUUGAAUAUAUUUUGAUGUUAAAAUAUUCAAUUUCUGUUUAUUCGUUAACGAAAAAUUUCACUUUGAAGUUUAGGUAGGGGGAUGGUAGAGGAACGAUAUUUAUACUCUGGCCGCUAAGCUACCACACAAAUGAUGAUCCACAUUCCCCCCCCCCCUAUUUAAAUUUGUAAAGUAUUCGAAUACAAAUUCUGAAUGUUUUUAUUAAAUAUUUUAUCAAAAUCUGUAUAGAAUAAUAGUCGAUAAUCUUGUAUAUCUUGUGGUCCAGGGUAGUCGAUUCGUUGCUGUUUUAUUCGUCCCGACACUAGAUAAAUUCUAAUCCUUAUAGUUGGAAAUUAGUUUUUGUUUUGGGGAGAGGGGUUAUGUUUUUUUAUUACCCAGGGAGAAGCGGUAUUCACCGAUCAUUUUGUUCGCAUCACAUAUAAAAUAAUACAUAAUAUUAAUACUAUAUUUGUAUCGUGUUUAAUGAAUUUCGAGUCUCGAGAUGAUGUCUGUAUAUAAGAGUAUAAUUCUCAUAUUUUUCAUAUAGAGCUUGCGAGGACCACGACGUUCACGUGGCAUUUUAUUACAAUAUUAUAAUAUUAUAUACACCUGUAAUAAUUUUAUAUAUUAAUUUAUAUCAUCGGCGCGUGUAUUAGAUCGGCGCGUCAAACAAUAUCCGUAGGCUAUAUUAUUUAUGUAUACGGUUUUUCGAUCUCGUGCCGGUAAAAAAUGAUAAACGAUCGCACGAGAUUAUAAAAUUAUUAUAUUAUUAUAUUAUAUCCGAACACCCGACUUGUAAUAUUUUUAUACUCAUAUCGAAUUACGUUCGGAGACUUGCUGUGGUUGUUCGUGACUGCGUCGUCGUCGUCGGCUUCGUCGCCGCCGCGGUGUGUACCUUUAUAUUAUAUUAAUACGGUGCGUGGGUCGAGAAUCGCGUCUCUGUAAUAUUAUAAUGUACAGAAAUCAAACACAUAAUAAUAUUAUCGCGCGUUCGGGCUAAUAGGUUUCGAUAGGUUACUAUGAUAAUAGUAAUAAUAAUAAUAAUAAUAAUAAAAAACUAAAUUAAAUAAAUAAAAAAAAUAAAUAAUGUAUACAUAACGAUAUUAUAUAGAGAUAUGUAUAUAUAUACAAAAACAAUGAUGCUCAAAUGGUCGCGUUCCUCUUCUCUCCCCUUCCCCUCCUCUCGUAAAUAUUACUCCGCACUCCUCCUAUAAAUAAUAGAGUAUUGCCGCCGUCUAUGUACUUGUCUAUAUAGGUAUCCGAAAUCCGAAUGUCCCGGCAGCGUAUUAACGUACUCUAUAUUCGAAACGAGUCGUGUACGAUAAUGCCAAUCUUCUAAUCGGCUCUUUAACUAUCGUCAAUCACACAUUUAUAAUACCGAUAACAUACGACGUACUCGGUUGUAUAGACGUGUUUUUCACCGUAGAUCCAAACCUGAUACUGCUCCGAGAAAGAUACAUAGUAUAAACCGUAAGACUUGGUCUUUGACAAUUCACGACAGGUUUAGAUUAAGCGGGGUAAAAACAACAUCCGUUAGCUGCGUAACUAGAGUCAACCUUUAUACCCCAGUUGACUUGUCUGUCGCCGUUGUAUUAUUCUAUUUUUUAAAACAUAUUUUUAUAAUAUUGAUCUAAAGUAGUUUUAGUCACCCGAGUUUUAUUACACUUUAGUCUGUAAAGGUAUUUAAAACCCAGUAUUUCCACAACGAAAACACGAUAUAUUUCAGCAUAAAAAUGGAUGGGUUAAAAGGCGAAUUUUCAAAAGACAUAUAGUUGACACUUACACUAUGCAUAUAUAACUUUGUAUCCUCAUGGCUAUACUUGGGAGUCUGUAGGAGUAGGGGUGUACAAGGCUAAAAAAAAAAACACCCUACACCUAAAAUAAUAUAUAGUUAAAUAUUCAUAUUGAUAUCCAAUCCAACUUUUAUUACUUUAUUCCGUCUAAAAAACGACUUUGAUUCUCAAGUUUGAGCUCAUUUGGUUCAGAGAGAGUUACCAGAAAUGUUCACAACUAGCGGGAAAAAAAUAUAUACGUAAUAUAAUAAUAGAAACGAUAUAGUUGCAAUAGCUUCUAUUUCGACAAAUUCAAAAUUCGAUAAAAACCCUGACUUUAAGUCGAAUUUAGUCUAUGAUCGUAGGAUUUGAACUUAAAAACCGAUAAAUACGCUAUCAAAUCAGAUUUUGAGUUAUAUAGCACCUAAAAACUUAACACGAAUAACGCCACGUCUGGAUGAUCAGAGUAUUCCAUAUUCGUCUUUGGCUUAUUUCAUGUAGGGAAUGUUAAUACGCGCCCAGCCAAGAUUUAAGGUCGUCUAGAUCACAGUGGGAUCACGGUACAUAUAAUAAUAAUAAUAAUAAUGCUCUGCCACAUUAAACAAUAAUCACAGUAUACGCGUAUAAAUACAAAUAAUAACAAUAGCAUUAUAUUAUUAUGAUAGCGAGGCGAAUAGCCGCGGAUACGAUAAACGGCCGGUAAUUAAUAUUAUUAUUACCAAAGGUAACCGUAGAGGUAACUACCGCGCCGCCGCCACCGCCGUCGUCAUCGUCGUGAAAAGCCAAUUAAUUAAAUAGAUCCGAGACCCCUUGAACCACCGCGGGACCAGCGCCACCACCACCGCCGUUCGAACCGCGGCACGUUCACGUGGGUAUGUAGAGGUAAAAAAAAAAAACUCGACGUCUAAGGAUUUUUAUUUUUUAUUAAUUUAACAAUGACACGGAAACCAUUAAUAUUUCGUUCGGUGUGCUCUACGCGGUAAAAAAAAAAAAAAACGCACAAAAUAUAAUAUUAUAUUAUAGUAGUGCGUUUAGCGUUAGGUACCUAUAUUUCGAUACGAACCAAAAAAAAAUUCCAUCGUAUACCUAAUAAUAAUAAUAAUAAUAUUAUUAUUAUUAUUAGGUGUAUAUAUAUAUAUUUUUUUUUUUAUCUGAAGAAGAAUAUUAUAGAAACUAUGUAUACAGUCGUCGUCGUCAUCGCGUGGUAUUUACACGCGGAUGAAUACCUUAACGCGUUUUAAUAAUAAUUGCCGUGGGAACACCUAGUAAUUUUGUCUAUGCGCCGAGCAUAAAACGCCGUUUUGUGUUAUUAUUAUCAUAUGGGUACGCAUUAUAAGGUGACAGGAAAACAAUAUAAUAAACUCGCUAGUUUUUGGAAUUUGUUAUAUUUUUUAGAUUCUGAGCGAAGCGAGAAAUGUGUAAUUGGUUUUACUACAAUAUUUUUUUGUGUUUCUGAAAACAACCAAUCAAAAUUGUACAGGAACUUUUAUGUAGACGUUUUGAUCUAGUUGAUACAUUGCAAGUGAUGUCGUGUUUGAUUUUCCUGGAAGUAAACCGGAAGUACUAGCAAUUGUAUUUGUACAAUUUAUUUUAUCGAAUUUUGAGUUAUUUGGAAACCCGUGAGAAAAAAUCCGACCACUAAUACUCUGCUCGUUUUUCGUUAACAAUGGUUUGUCAUUGCAUACGCAAUUGAAUGACUCAAUAUAUCUUCCAUUUCAAUUUCUUUACUAAAACAGUGGCAUCCCCUUCAGCUGUAUCAGCCUUUUGUUUUUAAAAAUAAUAUUUUUUCUUCUUCAAAAGGAACCUUGACGAGAAAAAGUACUCUCUAUACGAGUUUUAGCGGCCACUAAUACAAUAAUAUCACGCCACAAAUUGUAUACACUCGGCAUUCUCGGUGGAAGAGGACUCGCUUCAUUAUUCAUUGACCUUUUCCUCGGCUUGUAGCGCGGCAUUUUGUCUCGGGAUAUCCGAUAUCCGAUAAAAUGCUGUAGUUUUUAUUUUUUUUAUUAUUCAUUUUAUUUUCAAUAAUGUAUUAAUUUUUUUUACAGUAUAUUAAGUAAUACGCAAUAUUUUUUAUAUAGUUUACGAAAUCAUUAAAUGAAUUAUAAUACUAUUAUAAUAAACUCGAUAAACUGCUAUAACGUACUAUUCGUUAACAUUAACGUUAAUACGUUAACAUCGUAACAUUUUCUUAACGUAAAUUUACGUUCUUAUUAUUGCUUUUGUAUUUGUUUUCAGUUGUACACGGCGGGCAACGAAACCGACAGGCGUAGUUUUUUGGAUUCGCUGUUUAGUUACAUGCAAGAACAAGGUAAGUGAAACAAAAUACAUAUUAAAUCGCUAUUAAGUUUUUUUUAUUAAUAUUAUAAUUAUUUUAUUUUUGAAUUGGCAUGGGAAUAAUAUGAAUUUACUAUCAUAAGCGUUAAUAGCCCAAAUUUUUUUUUGUUUUUCGGGGGGAGGGAACUUAAGUUCCCAUAAUUUUGAUUACUAUUAUGCAUACUUAGUAUUUACUUGAUAACGACUUGAUUUUAGAGGGCUUGACAUGUGUACAAGAAUAGCGAUAACUUAAACGAAAUUGUUUAUUUCUGGCGGUCACCUAAUUAUUGGUUACAAAAAGGGGGAAAAAAUACGACUAAAUUCAAAUAAUCCGUAUGCCGAUUUACCAGUUAGCCCCAUUAAAAAUCGUUUUUGAUUGCAAUGAUUUAUCGUCAGCUUUAGUAUAUUAACUAUAAGUUAUCUACCUCUUACAUCUUUUAUCUUUCAGACUUUUCACACUGUAAAAGUAACCUACCCAUGAUGUAAAGUAUUUACGGUUUAUUUUCACUUUUCCAGUAUAGGUAACAGCUAAAGUAGGCAUUAUCAGUUAAUUUUCUUCAUAAGAUAAAUAAAUUUACACUAUGAGCUCGUAAUAAAUUGUAAGGAUUUUUAAAAUGUAAUGAUUUUUUACUGAUUAUGUGUUCUCAUAAAGUAUAGGUACACGCAGAAAAUACAAAUAUAGACAAGGAUACAAAUUCUAAGUGUGCAUAGAAAAAUAUGAACAUAAUAUUAUUAUUGUUAUAAUUGUUUUUUUUAUAACCCCACGAUUCUUUGUUAAUAGUUAUGCUUAUGAUGUUUCAAAGCAAAUUUUCAUAAGUCCCGAUGCCGAAAUCGUAAACGUGACAUUUAAAUCAGAUAUAAAAAAUAAAAAAAAUUCGACUAAAACGUAUAUUAUAGAUUUACGGCCUGCACUCGGCGGUUAUAAUAAAAAUAAUAUGCAUCGCCUCCUGCACGUCUGUUCCCAAUAAAACACGUCACAUAUUAUAAUAUAUUUUUCCGUUUUUGUUUUAUUUGGCUAUAAAAAGUAUCGGGUUUUUUUUUUGUAAAAAUAUUUUUUUAUUGUUAUUUCAUUUAAUAAUAAUGGACUCUGAGCCGCCCUAUAUGUGGUUUGUGUGCGCGUAACUAACCGAGUUAUAAUAUGCAAAAAAUAAAAUAUACUUAUAUUAAACGUUGCAACAUAAUAAUAUACCAUGAUUUCUAACAAGAAUAAUAGGUAAUAAUAAUUUAAACAGUAAUCAAUAGCUGCUGCAGUGUAUGAGUAUAUUAUGCUAUAUGUAUUUUAAGUGAAGCGAGAAGUAGGUUAUAUUGGGUAUAAGUACCUAUAUUGGUUUUAUUAUAAUGAUGCGUGUGUGUGUAUUUUUUGUGUCUAUAAACAACCCGCAGAAUUUUCGUCCGAUCAAAAAUUUUAUAGGAACUUUCCUUUCUUGUUGCAUUUUUGAUUUUGUAAGUGUAUAAUAUUGUCAAUAUUUUUUAUUAUCCUUGUAGCAUUCUUAAUAAAUGGGAAAAAAAUGUUGAUUUUUUUCUGGUUAUAUUGGAAAUAAUAAAUACUCUGUUCAGAAUUGUUUUUCGCUAGCAACGGUUUAUUGUUGCGUGCAAAUAUAAACUAUAGAUAUUCAAAAAUUCACGCUCUAGGUUCUUUUUUUUUCGGUUUUGAUUUUUGUUGAUUUCUACAGAGUUACCUUGACAACGAGGGGAAAAUAACACGACUAACAAUACUAUUCCAUUCAGAACCGUUUUGAUUCAAUGAUUUAUUAAAUUACACUACAGUUUUAUAUGUAUCCUUCCCUCCCAACUAACCACCUACAACAGUGGUUUGUCCGCGAACAGUGUCGACUUUUUAUUGAAAAUAAUAUUGGGUUUUUUUUCUUCGUAUUGCGUAUAAAACGCGAUAAUAUUUUGUUGAAGGUUGACGUUGUUAUACAAGUGUAUACCUUAUUAUAAUAUAUAUUGAACACGUCGUCGUCGUCGUGUACAUUUUUUAAACGGCCUAAAACUACCCAUAGCGCAAACACAUUAUUACAAAUAAAAAAAUAAAACAUAAAAAAGUAGGUGGAGUAUCGCGCGACGUGUCCGUAACGAUAAUUAUAAAAAAAAAAAAAAAAAUCAUAAUUACCGAAUAUAUUAAACGCGCGCGCGCACUCGUUAAUUUAUUAUUCCGAUCACCGCACGGGUGGUGGUGCGCAGUGCAAGAGCGCAGGGGAAACAAAACUCGAAUUCCCUAAUAAUAUAUAUAUACAUAAUAUAAACGACAAAUGCCAUCUAAUGAUGUUUUACAAAUUUGGUAAACUAUACAUAUGUAAAUAUUAAUUUUCGGUUCAUUACAAUAUUAAUAGUAGUAAUAUUAUGUAUAGUGUUGGUUUUAUGAUCGGGGGGAAAGCGAUAUUCCGAAGAAAAAAAUUAUAAUACGUACAAUGAUUUUCAUUUAAAAAAAAAAAAAUUAAAAAAAUAAAAAUAUGUGUGCCUGUACACAAUGCGUCGCGGCAACAAUCCUGCGUACAAGUAUAUUAUAGGUGUGUAUGAUAAUAAUAAUAAUAAACGGCAAUUGUAUAAAUGGGUAAUUAGCACAAAUACAAUAAAUUAAUUUACACACUAUUCACCUGUUGCGCGUUAUUUUCUAAACAAAAUGUACCUAUACUGUAUGUAAUACUAUAAUAAUAAUAUGUAUUUCUCGAAUAUAUAGUUGUAUAUACAAUACGCACACACACAUGCAUACAAUAAUAAUUUGUGAACGCAAAAUGUUAAUUUUUUAUUUCGAAAUUAUAUCAUUUUUUUUUUUUUUUUCGUUACCUACGCAACAUUUAAAAUGCUAUAAUAAUUAUUAUUACGCUCUUUAUUAUACGUACACGUAGUAGGCGUGUAUAGUGAAAAAAAUGUUUAUAUUUUUCUGAUCGCGAGAAUCCACGCGUCAACAUCAAUAUUCUGCCGAAACACAGUGACAUUGAGCAACAAAAUGUGAAAAAUGUUUUUUUUUUAUUUCGAAAUAUUUGUUGUUUUUUUCCUUUUCUAUAUUUUGGAUUCUUAGCAGAGAUACCAUAAAUACCAUAAACAUAUUUGAUAAUGAACUCGGUCAAAUGUAAAUGAGAAAGGCACUAGGAAAAAAGCCAAAAAAUCGUUUUUUUUUUGAAUCUGAGAAAAAACAUGUUUUUAGUUUUAAAACGAAACUAUUUUUUUUUUACAAUAGUUUAGAUUAAGUUCAAUGUUAAAUGUUAAACUUUGAAAUGUGACAUUAAGAAUUAAAUUACAUUUGAAACGUUGGGAACAAUCACAUUAAAAUAUAACAGAUUUUUUCUACAUUAUAUUCUAAAGUGUCUUUUCUGGUUUUUCAGUGUACGUAUUUUCAAAAUAAUAUACGAAAAAUAGUUGCUAAACAAAAAAUUCGUAUCUAACCAUAAUACGAUAAUUUGUGUUUGUACUGGCUUACAUACAAUAUAUAUGCAUAUAUAUAUUUUUAAACAGCCUGAAAGCUUUUAUUACAACGAUCAAAGAUAUUUAGUAUUACAUUACAAAGGUAUACAAGAAUACUAAUGUAUUAAUGCAUCAAAAAAAAAAAUAUAUAUAUAUAUUUGGUGGAGUCCUACUCCCAAUGGAGUAUCCCCCGCCUUAGUUUAAGAAUCUUAUACUUAAUCGAAUGGCCUUCAGCGUUUGAAACGCCUAGUGCUUUGAGAAUUGUCAAGUAUUUAAAUUGCUACUGGAUUGGUUUGUUGAAUGCUUUAGGUAUCUCAUAUUUCACAUCAUGGUGGAUAAAUUUAUUGAUUAUUGAAAAAAUAAUAAUAAGAAAACAGGGCGAUUUCAGAAGAAGUAGUUUUUCUCAAAACCAUUUUUUAUGUCACUUAGGUACUUUGACUUUUGACUUAGGAACAUAGUAUUAUAUUUUGAGGGGUAAAUUUGUUUUUAGUCAAGUAUUUUUUAUGAAAAACAAAAAUAUACAUAAUUUUUCGGUACUUUUUUUUUCAAAAACAACCUUCUUCUUCUUCAUGGCAUCACAAUUCUCCGAUAGUUCUUUUUAAUACGGACGUCGCAGCCUUUUCUUCAUUCUUGCAAAUUUACAACACCUAAUUUCUCUAAUUCUCAUUUCCACCCCUUGGCUUUUUUAGAUAUUUUCUAUAAGUUUCUUUCCUGGUGAUAGUCUCCGCUCGACUUCCAAACAUGGAUUUUUAUGUAUCCUAUAAAUAAUAUUUAAGCAAAACCUUGUUUAGUUAAAUUGACUACAUAAUAUUAUAGACUAUUAUAUUCGUAGAAUAUCAUAGAAUCAUAUAAUAUACAAAACUAAGAGCAUUUCUGAUUUCUGAACUACUAUUUCAUCUUAAUCAAUACGUUCAACAUGUUUGAUCAUUCACCCGCUCACCCAUUUUGAACAUAAGGCAAUGGUCUUAAAAAUAACCUGCUUCAGCACACCACUGCUAGACGGAAUUCGGGUGAAGACAACCAAAAUAUUAUAAACUAAUAAGUUUUAUCUUGAUAAUCGCUUUAUAUUUCAAUGCAUUUCCCCAGGGUUGAAUUUAUUGGGUAGUUACCAACUGCAUGUAUAUAGUGGAUACACAAUAAUAUAAUAUCGCCGUAGUGUUUUAUAACUCGUAGUGUGCAGCAAUGGUAAUAUGCAUCGUAUUAUAUUAGUGUUCAAUAAUAAUAUAAUAAUACCUAUGUUAAAAUUCAAAAGUAAUGAUAAAAAAAUAAAAUAUUAACACGUUGUAAUUUUUAGUUCCGAGAAAAAAGGAAUAUAAUAUAAUAUUUUAUGUUUGGUUUGAAAACGUGAAGUGGUAGUUGAAUAUAUUAUUAUUAUUAUUAUACGUAUACAAUAUAUAUAUACAGUUAAACAAUGACUAAUAUUUAUCAGAUUUUUUUAUGAACUAGUGUAAAAGUUUAUGGCUUUCAGACCGCAACAAUGUAGGUAGGUACCUGCAUGUACUGCACACGCGGCACACUGCGGCCAAUAUUAUUCUAGUAUUAUAUUAUUACUAUUAUUAUUAUUAUUAUUAUUUUUUUUUUUUUUAAUACUUGUACAUAAUAUCGCCAUUAAAUAUAAUAUCUAAUAAAAAAUAUUCAGUUGCAAUCGUUGCAAUGUUUAAUAAUAAUAACUGCGCGCGGGCAGUCGCGUACGGUGGUCGGCGCAGAAAUUUAUCGAGAAAUAAUGCAUUCCGGACGACAUGUAAACGCUGAUAACAUAAUAUAAUAUAAUAAUAUAAUAUUAUUUACCGAGCGUAUAUAAUAAGCUACGCAUACUUAAUAUCAUGUACGCGGGUAUUUUUUACUGUUUUUUGAUAACAAAAAAAAAAAAAAAAACAUUAUUUUGCGGUCGUUAAUUUGUAUAGGUGAUUUCCGUUAAUGAACAACAUUAUUCCGCGCGUACCUGUCGCGCGUAAAAACAAAUAUAAACAAAUAUUUUGAAUACGCACUGUUUCGAUCUGGUAUUUACUAUAAACGUUUUAUUAAUACAAAUAAUAUACGUAUUAUAUUAAAUUGAGCCGUAGAUUCUAAUGAUCUUUAGUUGAAUUUCAGUAAAUAAUAUCAUUAUCAUUUUACAUAGAUGUCCCACGUCUUGAAAAUCACCGGAUUUCAUAUGUCUUCAUGAAAAUUUCAAAUAUUUAAUAUUAAAAUAUUAUUAGUCUUCUCCUUCCUCCUCUAUUCUUCUUUUUAUUGAAGGCGUUUCCAGACGCUGCAAAUCUGGAUCUCCGUUCGUCUCUAUCCAUGUAGCCAAUCUCUUUACACCGGCAUACCGGAUGUAAUUAGACUGUCUAAUAAUUUCUUCGAUGUAUUCCUUCCUCGGUAAUAUUCUCCUUUUAUAACUGUUCAUUUGUCCGUCAAAUAUGUUUGUCAAAAACGGAUUAUUGUGCACAAGAAGGUUCUUUUUUCAUCUAUUUUAUGGUACUGAACAAAGUAAUUUGCUUUUCACUCCGCACAUUCCUAUGUUGUUUUUCAUUUCUGUUUAACUAACCUAUAUUAUUCUUCUUCAAAUUUCCAUUGUCUUUAACUUUUUAUUGUCUAGUUAAAUCUGUGCUCAUAUGUUUUUUUUCAUAUUUACAGUAUGUUUUUCAUUUGUAAGUAUUCGCAUAAGUAAUAACUAACGUUUUCGAAACAUUUUAAUAAAAAACAUAAAUUGCAUAAUUUUUGAUUAUAUCUAUACUAUUUUCUAAAUGAAACCAAUGCUAUACCAUUAUUUGUGUAAAACUCCAAGCUGCUGCAGCGUUUACCUACAUAUUUUAAAAUUUUCAAAAAACAACUAACCAUAAAAGAAUUUGAAUUAUGUUCUGCGUAAACUCUUACGAAAAAAAAAAACAAAAUUUUUAGGCCUGUUUGUUAUUAGAUAUAGGUAAUAUAAAUUAUUAUUAGGUACGUACUAUUUUAGUUCAUUAUUACUGUUGAAAUAUUAUUAUUAUUUUGUUCGCUUUUUUUACUUACCGUGCACCUGACCAUAUCUGUCAUUUUAUCCUAUAUUGUAUUAUAGCAAGCCUAUUCAAUUUUAAGUUUUUUUUAAAUUAUAAAGGUUUGCCCGUCAUGUUCAGAGUUUUAGUAUCAAUUAUACUCAGUUAUACAAUAACCAUCAUGCAGUAUAAUAACUGAUAAUAAUAAUUAUUACAACCGUUGAUAAAAUGCGCAAUAAUUAUUAUAGGCGUGUCGCUGAUGCUGAACGUCCAUUGUUUAAAAUAUUAUAAUGUGUAUAUUUAUAUAUAAUAUUAUUUAAGUGAGCCUUAAUACAAUAGUAAUGAAGUGCGUCAAGUAAACAUAACUUCUCGUUUACGAUUAUUGUUGUAAUUAGUUCAAAACAGCUAUGGUCCAAAAUAAAGCAGUAGUGAUGUACGCACACGACGUGUUCGGGACUUCGAUGAGUAUUUUUUUUUUUUUGUACACCUAUUUUCUACUCAAGUGGCAGCUACCGAUAAUAACCCACCAUCCCUUAUGAUCAUUGAAUAAUUUCUCACCUUUGUACUCUAUUUGUAUAAUCGUAAUAUCCAACUCAGAUAUUUUUUUUGUUUUUAUUUUAUGUUAUUAUGGUCUUGUUGCGUCGGUCGUAUAAAGCCAUGGCGUUAGACCAUUUUUUUCCCGUUGUUUAAACAAUCAAACGGAUUAUAGGAAGUGAUGUAUGUUAAUCUAAGAUUGUGUAGCAUUGAUGAUUUUCGUAAGGUGUAAGAUAAUUUUUUUGGGAGGAGAUACCAUUUUUGAGAUUGUUUUUUUUAAAUACAUUUUGUAAACUGCUUAUAACGAAUACGAUUUUAAGCGUUUUUUUUUUUUUUUUAUUUUGAUUUUAAGUGUUUUAAAUUCCAAAUCCUGUUCAUAAUAUUAUGCGUGUAUAUAAUAAUAAUAUCUUUGUAAUUAUUAUAAAUUCUCGUUUCAAAAAUCGAUCGUCGUCAUCGUACACUGCAACUGCAAUAAUAAUAAUAAUAAUAUUGAUGGACACAUUAACUAUCGUGGCCCGCUCCACCAUUAUCGUUAUUAAUAAUACUGCACGUCUAUGCAUAAAAUUAUUCUGAACCGUAUAACCGAAUAUAAUUACGUCUAUAUAAUUUUUAAUUUCCAAAUGCAAAUGGACGUUAUUUUCUUAUUAUUAUAUUCCUUAAGGUUUAAUUUUUGUUCUUUCGUCCUUAUAAUAUACGUACUAUACGUAGGCAUACGUUCUUAUCCACUACACAGGUACCUAUAAUACGAUAUAGUAGGUUCCAUUUUUUUUUUUACAUUGUAAAAUCCGAUAUGGGCAUCCCACCUCCUCCCCCUUCUCCGUAAUUACAUCAUCAUCAGAGUAAUAUUAGUAAUCGUAUUAUUAUUAUAUACGUCAUGUGUGCAAUGACGACUCCGUUUAUACCUAUACAAUAAUAAUAUAAUAAUAUUUCUCCAUCACGGCCGCGAUUUUUUAUUGCGUUUAUUUCCAGUCGAUAUCAAAAGACACCGCGAUUAUACAUAUAUAUAUAUAUAUAUUUAUAAAAAAAAAUCAUAUCAUAUAAUAUAUACGAAUAUUAUUAUAACGUUUAAUUUAUCUAUAUAUAUAUAUAUAGGUAUAUUACAUGCGUCUUGUAAAUCGGCCUUCGGCUGGUGUAUAUAAUAUUUAUCUAUAUAUGUAUAGCGUUGGAUUUUUCGGUUUUUUUUCUCCUCUUCUUCUCCUCCUUCAGCAGUAUACGCUAUACAGGGUGUUCCCGUGUUCACUAUCUAUCUAUGUAUAUAUAAUACGUUUGAUAUAAAAUAAUUAAAUUAAAUUAAAUUAUCGUAUAGGUGUUGCGGCGAGGUCUAUCCGUGAUAAUAUAAUAAUAAUAUUAUAAUAGUACAUUGUAUUCCGAAGAUUACGACGGCGGCGGCGAUAUUAAAAAAUGAAAACCGAUACUUUUAUUAUGUGUAUGUAUAGGUGCCUACGUUCAACGUCAAAAACACAAAUAUAUUAUUAAUCAUUGUUCGAAAUUAAACGAUCCGAACACGUUUUUUUUAUUAUUAUUAUUGUUAUUGACGUCAUGCUGCCAUAUCUCGUCGGCGUUCUAUAAUUUAGGUAUAUAGAAUCUAUAACAAUAUCGUGAAUUUAUAUACGAUUUUUUUCACGGUUAUUCCAAAGCGAAUUGACUUCGUCUAUACUUCUAUAAAAGUUUUUUAAAUGAUAAAAGUAUAGGUUUUUAUACAUAUCAUAAAAAAAAUCGUCCAAAAAGACACACCGUAUACUUAUAGACGGAUUCUGAGGUCACCCUAAUGAAUACUUUUAAGUUAUCGCGGAUGAUUUUAGUCCCUAUGCGACACUUCAUAAUUCAUUUGCCAAACGCGUUUUAUUCGUAUAUUAUAAUUUAUUUUAUAUAUUUCACAGAAUGUAUUGGAGGAGGGGUAGAUUAGUCAACCGUCAAUAGUUAUAAACGAUAACAAAUAAAGAUGGUUUAAUUGUUGGUUUUAAUAACUGAACAUAGAUAAUAUGUACCAAAAAUACAUAUUUAACAGCUAUAGAAAAAGUUAAGCAGUGGGUCGAAGCGUAAAGCGUAUAAAUAAUUACAUUAAUACAGCGCAUGGUAAAAUAAAAUUGAUAGAAAUGCCAAGUUCCCUUCCUCAUAGAUAUGACCGAUCAUCAGUCUAUGUGUAUAAUAUACGCGAAUGGUGGAAGAACAAUAUAAGUGCCUGCCAAAUUACUAUUAAAUGUCAAUGCGAUUUCUUAAUCCGGUUUUAUCGGUCGCUGACCGAUGAAAAAACAAUUGCUUAAAAUUCAAUAUCAAACGUGGAAUAGUGAAAUACUAUAUAUAAAAAAAAAACAUCAUUAUUUACACACUUUGUGCACACCCUGUGUCUGCAGUACGGUCUGAUGGCUUGAAUUAUCGUCGGUCUUUAGUGUGAUCCGAUUGUGGAGCCGGAGGCGCAUAUAUAUUUUUUAUAUGAACGUUUUCGAAUAAUUAAUUAUACAAUAGUCGUAGAAUUUUUAUUUUCAUUUUUUAUUUUCCAAAAAUAAUUAUCGCCGCUCUCGGAUAUUAUUCCCAUCAAUCAGCGGGGUCGUGAUUUCGGAUCAUUCGAUCACUUUCAUCUCUACCCUGACGUCGUCAUCAAUCCUCCGUGCGUACAUUUGGCGUCCGACCUAUAAUAUUAUCGUAUACAUUUAUACAUGGUGUGCGUAUAGACAGUAUAUAAUAUUAUAAUCGUGUGACCUCACGUGUCCGUCCGGAUAGUUAUAAACGCCGAAUAUAAAUAAAAAUCGAAAAAAAAAAAAGACCUAUAAACGUAAAACCCACAACGCUCACCUACGUGUCUAUAAUAUUAUUGUGUUGUAUUAUAUCAGUGUAUAUGUGCAGUAUAGGUACACAAAGACAAAACAAACGUAUAUUUGCGCACGGUUUAUUUUUUUUUUAUAUUCCGAUCGCGACGCGGAACGCAUUGGUUUUACUAUGAUCUACGCUUUUUUUCUGUCUGUGAACACCUUUUUUAUUAGUUAUCUUGCUCAGAUCAAAAAAAAAAAAAAGGAUUUUUUUGUAGCAGAUCGGCACACUGACGAGGUUGCCAAACAUCGUUUGAUUUUCUUUGCGGUUCACCUUAAGAAUAAGGAAAAAAACGUGGGGAAGACCGCACGAAUUUACGGCAAUGACGAUUUUAUUAUUGUAUAGUAUUUCAAUUAUGUAUUAUUUUCGAUCUUGUUUUUUUACCAAAAGUGUUAAAUUAGAUUUCCAGAACAGCUUUUUUUCUGAAAAACUACUCUGAAAAUUUGUAUAGGUCAUUUUUUGAUUUUCCUUGGAGUUUCCUUAAUAAUUGGGAUAUUGGGAAAACCCUUAGGAAAAACGGAAAAUAGCCAGUUUCAUUAAUUUUAGUUUUGUUCUUUCUGUCAUUAAUAAUCGUAGAGAUCUGUGUAAAUAAUGUUCAUAUAAGUAUUGUAUAGGCGUGAUAACAUUUUAAAUACAUUUUGAUUUUUGAGUUAUUAUUUGAAACUUUCGAAAUUUUUUUAGUUUUUCUAUCUAUCAGAAACAAUAUUUAAAAUAGUGUGGUGUGUAGCCAAUCAUUAAAUCUCAUGUGGUCUCGAAUGUUAACGCGGUAGCACAGUAAAGGACUUGUUUAGCCAAUAGUAGCCAGGAAGUCCAAAAACGAUUGACUGUCGGGUUGGUGUACUGUUCGGUUUUGCGCAUCUACGCAUAAUUGAUUAGGAAACGAUUUAAUUUAAUGUAUGAUGUACCACGUUAUAUCCAUGGUAUAUUUACAUCGCAGACUUAGGUAUAGAAUUAAUGGGACCUAUUUUGAUCUUAAUCUUAUCCGUGGUUUACAUAUUGUAUGCGAUUUUGAUUCUUCCAUUCAACUGCAGACGGCGACAAUGACUCGCGACGCUUAAAAUAUCAAUUGAUAUAGGGAAAUUUUAUCGUCUCGUCUCGGGACGUUUAAACCGUUUAAUAUGAUAUUAUGUGAAAAUUACGAUAUCAUAACAGCCACGAUUUUGUAUUGUGUGGUGUGUGUGUGUGUGUGUGUGUGUGUGUGUGUGUGUGUGUGUAUGUGUAUGUUUAAGUAUACUAAUAUUAUGUGUGCGCACGUAUGUCAUAAAUAUUAUCUUUUCUCGACUAAGACUCACAAACACCACAAACACCUAUUAUGACACCUCUCUCCCAUUCACGUCGCGAUCGGGACCGGUUAUGCACAUUCAAUGUAUAAUGUAUUAUAUAUACAUAAACCUAACGUAGCGUUCACGAUGAGUUAUGGAUCGAAAAGGCUAGGAGCCGAUGUGUUUAUUUUCGAGGCCAAUUAUAAUAUCGUAUAAUAUAGUGUACCGCACAUUUUCAACAAUGCAAUAUGCAAAUCGACCGACACGAUAAUAUUUAUAUUAAUUUUGGUUUUUUUUUUUUUUUUAUCAACCAAUAAUCCCGAAAUAUCGUCAGUUAUUUAAUAGUAAUUGAUUGCUUGCCUUUUUUUUACGUUCUUGGUUUGCAACUAAUGCUCAGAGAAAAAAAUACAAUUUGUUUAACGAUUCAAUACAUUUGUUUUAUACAUGGUUAUUAUUUGUAUGUAAUAUUAUUUGCAGAAAGUCUUUUAUGAUACUCAAUUACACUUGUGCGGUUUCUUUUAUUAUGAAUAUAAUAUAAUAUAUUACUGAAUGCUUUAGAGUGGUCCUCGUCGGGGAACCGCUUUUCACAAACUCUACAGCAAAAUGUUACGGAACUUGUCUGGUCUUUUUGUAUAGCCCCAUUGCGUUUCUUCGAAUAUAAGGGUAGUAAUUUGAAAUAAAAAAUAUCAAUGAUGUAUUUACGAUGGAGGGGGGGGGGAGAUUAGGGAGAUAUAUCUCUUGAACUUUUUUUUGUACCAAUUAUAUUUUAUAUAACUAGGUAGGUGCCUAUUUUUAAAUUCAAAUAUUUCAGUCAGAUAUCCAUCAGUCGAUUUCCAUAAUAUUUAAUACCUGGUCUUCCUAGAUAAACUACAAAAUACGCCACUUAAUAUUAUUAUUACAAAGGAAAAUGUAUAAUAUUUACCAGGUAUUUACGCCAUAUUUUUAAUCUUGGUUUUCAGUCUUGUGUCUUUUAACCUCAAAAAAUAAGUAAAACAAAAAAAAAAAAAAACUCAUAGGAAUCGUAAAAUAAUGUAUACUUUAGAAAUAUUUUAUUAUAUACAAAUAGAUCUACUAUUAUGUUGAAUAAUAUUAGUAUUAGAUGUGAAGACGAAGAAUAAACGAAAAUUGACGGUUUAGAAAACAGCAAAGUCGAGUUUAUUGAAUUUUCAUCGGUCGGGUUGCGGUUCGUCUGAAAUUACGUAAUGUGUAGUAACCAAGUUACGUAUUUAGCUAAUUUAUGAAUAAUAAUUGUUAUUUUUAAAUAAUAUUACGUUUUCUGGCCGCAAAUAGCCCGAGCAUUUUUAAAGAAAUUUUCUUUGUUCGAAUGUGCAUACAGUAAAGUACAUUGGACACGCCGCAGUAGAGUAAGAAUAUGCCUACCGUUUGAUCCACUAGUAAAUUAUUAAAUUGAUAGGUUUUGUAACGAAAUAUUUAAUUUUAUAUAAGAAAUAAACUCAAUGGCAACUGGGAAAAGUUUUUAAAUUAAAGAAGAAAGAACUUUCUUUUCGACUUUUCGACUUAUCUGCUAGUGGAGCUUUUUUUUAAUAAAAAGAAAUAAACAUGCAGCGGAUAUUAACUAGAAAUUUCUCGUGUGCCCGUGUGAAUGAAUUUAACAAUUAUACAAUUUUUUUUUUUGUAGUGAAAAAUCAAAUAUAAUUAACAUUUUUAAAUUACGGUGGUAUUGUGAUAAUAUUACCCUGGCACCUCUCGGAAAAAUCGUUGAAAAAUUUUUCAACGAGAAAUAUAUAAGUACGAAUUCUGAACCCAGUGGUAUAAAUUAUUAACCUAACAUUAUUAAUUUUGCUCCAAUUUUCAAAUGUAACAUUUUUUACGAAAGGAAAUUUGAUUGGGGAUGGUACUUUAAGGACGUUACUUUUUUAAUUUCCCCAGGGUUUCAUAAUAAACGGAAAAAACGUAGGAAAAACGGGAAAUCUACGAAGUAAUGUAUUUUUUUCAAUUCGUAAAUAUUACGGUCUUUUAAAACAUAUACAACACCAAACUCCGCUCAGAACCGUUUUUCGUUUGCAAAAUUCAAUCGUUGUGUACAGAUAUAUACAUUGAAUUCCCCUCUACAUCCUCUACCAGUUUGUCUCCGUAUCUUUUUAUCAUAUUAUCGUGCCGAAACGCUAAACAAAACGCAACGCGAAAAUCAACGGACGGAAUGAGUUCACGAGAAUUACGAAUCGUUUAACGUAGCCGCGCCGUCCAUCUAGUUGCAAAUAUGUUGCGCGUAUUUUGUAUAAAUUGUAAUCGUAAUGAUUUUUUUUUUUUUCAUACUGGAUACACGCCGAUAAAAACAGUAAGCGUAUACAUAAUAUUUUACUCGGGCGGUCACAAUGUCGCCAGUGGCCGGUCACGUCCUGAUAAUAAUAAUAAUAUUAUUGUUAUUAUUAUAGUCGUGCGUCGGAAAAUAUUGUCGAGAUGUAAUAGUUUUUUAUUGCGCGUAUAGGUAAUAAUAAUAAUAAUAUUUUGCGUACGUUAUUGGAAAACACGUACCCGUGUAUAAACCAAUCGAAAGAUAUGCCGAAAAAAAAUAAAAUAAAAUGUCCAGCACAUAUAUGUUUUAGUAUAAGAUUUAUCGCACCGCCUGCAGCGUAUAACUAUACGUUACAUGCUGCAGAGGCCACAACACAAACAAUCGCAAUUGUUCGGGAAAUCAAUUUUAAAGUUUAACAAUAAACCGAUGGUUUUUUUUUUUUGUUUUGUUUUAUCGCUCAGAAAAUAAUGUCGACGGCGGCGAUACGCGUAUAUUUAAAAUAAACAAUCGCAAUUGUUCGGGAAAUCAAUUUUAAAGUUUAACAAUAAACCGAUGGUUUUUUUUUUUUUUUUUUUUUUGUAAUUUUGCGUAACUAUAAUAAUAUACAAAUUGAACGAACAAAAGUCACGGUUUUUUUGGCUUUAUUGCGAUACCCGCAACUGUUACUAUCGAUUUUUCCGGCACUAUGAAUUAGUUUUAGAGAAUUAAUCGUAUUUCGAUUUAGACCAAACUACACUCGGGAAUCUAACAUGUAGGUACAGCUUUAAUAAUAAUUCACGUUCAACGGUUUUUGACGAAUAUUGUUUUUAUAUUAAUAUAUACAUAGAUGGCGAAACUGUAGGAAAAAGGGAAUACAAUAAAUAUUACAGAUUAUUUAUGACGUAUGUAUAAUGAUAGUCAUAAUAUCUCUCGAAUAUCGAUUCGAGAUAAAUGGUUCGUUGUUAUAAUAUUCUGAUAACGGAAAUUGAAGUACUGCAAUAAUCUAUUUUUGAUGGCAAUUUUGUUUUCUGUUUAAACAUUCGGGGAUUCUGUAGUAAUUAAAUAAUAAAUAUUCGUAAAGACUAGAUGUAUUGUUAUAACUAUAUGUAGGUAAUUGAAAUUAUCGAGUUUAUUUGGUAUUUUUUUUUUUUACAAUAUUACGUGAAUAAAACUGCGAGUUUGACUUCGUAUACACAUUUAAAAAUCCAAUAAAAUAUAAUUUCUUAAAUUCCGUGUAAAGUACUGUUAUAUAAUAAUAUCGAAUAUCUCUAUUGUUUUAAUUUGAUUAGCUUAAAAAGUUUAGAUUUUAACAAAAAUCGUGAAAAUCGCCAAAAUUUUAGAUGGUAUUUUUUCUUUUUCGAUUCAUAUAAACCGGAGUGCUGUAGCUUCAUAAUAAUGUUCAAAAUAUUGAUAAAAGGUUCAAAAUCAUAUAUUACGUUGUAUAGACUUAUUACAACAGUAAAUGAAAACAUUUGAGCUUACAUCAUUUUUAUUUAAGCCUUUAGAGUGCAGUCGUUUAUGAUCGAAUUCGUUAAAUAUUCAACGUCAUCAAUAUAGUUUAAUUUAUUUUGUUAUUACUAUAAUCGUCGGUACAAUAUUAUUAUUAAUUUAAGUUUAUCAAACUACGUGUUUAAUCGAACAAUGUUCCGAAUUGUUUCUCGUCUACAACGAUUUAUCGUUGCACAGAUAUAAAUCGAAUAAUAUUUAUCCUGUGUGUCCCGCCUUUGGAACUUCUCGCAUAUACAAAAAUAUGACCCACACGAGCAGUGCAGUCUUGCCUAUUUCGUAGAUUGUUUGCAGACUUUUAUAUACAAUAAGAAUUACACGUUUAUUCACGUUCACGCGUAUAUUUGUUUUGUUCAAAGUUUGCCGUUUUUUUUUGAAGAAUCGUUUCUAAAAUUGCCCGCUAGUGACCGUUUCUAUUACGUAUUAUUUAUAUUUGUGUAUUUAUUGUUAUUUUUUUUUUAAAUACGACAUAGUAUGUGGACCGUAACACAUCCCCGUACACUGUAUAUAUUAUUAUAUCAUAUAUAUGUAAGUAUAUAGGAAUUGCGUUUAGUGGUUUUAGCGAAAAUACAAUAAAUAAAUUUAAAAAAUAAAAAUAAACCCGUCACGUGUCCUUCGCGUACGUCGUAUCGGAAUAUUCGGAAAUUCGCCGACAAAAGCGGCGGCGGCGGCCCCGCACCCCAGAACUCGUUCGCAGAACAUAAAACGACAUAUCCGCUGCAACGAUAUUAUUCUCGAGGAGAGUAAAUAUCGAUUUUUAUACAUUUUUUUUUUUUUUUGUUCUGCGCCCGUAAACCACAACGGUCGGGCGCGUUAAUAAUACUUGUAUUACAAUUUGUGUUUUUCAUUUUUUUUUUCGUACCCCCGCAGCACCAAGAGAGAGGCAAUAAAACCGUUUUUAAUAGCUUGUCGGCAGGCUUAUACUCUCGCUCGCUCGCUCGCUGGCUCGUUCGCCGCCGCCUAUACCGGCCCGGGUCAGACUCAUUUUUUUAUGUUUGCUAUUAAACGUGUAUCGCGUAGAUUAAUAAUAUUUUUAGAUUAUACGAUUAUCAGAAACAUGUCGUUUAAAUCACCGGAGAAUGCUCCGCGGCCUGCACGGUGGCCCUCUCAACGCGACGCAAUACAGCUGCUAUAUAAUAUUAUAGCGACUUCACGAUGAUAUUUUCAAAGUCGUAAAAUAAUUCGUUCGAGCUACGCGCACCACCGCGACCGUAUACGUAUGCGUGUAUACACGGAUGUCGGUGAUGCGUGUAUAUAUACAACUUUUUAACCCGGCGGCCGGCAUUACGAUUUUUAUUAUUGUUAUUAUUAUUGUAUUUUUUUUUUUUUUUGCACAAUUGUUUGAAUUUUUCGACUCCAAGAUAUAGGCGCUAUAAAACGCGCGCGCAUAAUAAUAUAUGAUAUAAUAUUAUAUAGGUAUACCCGCAACUACAUACGAGCAGCGUUGCAGUGUACGCCGCGCUAAAUCGACGAAAAAUAAAUUGGUUUUCGAAUCAUAAAAUCGGAAUGUAAAAAAAAAAAAAAAUUGCCGCGAAGACGAAUGUAAUAAUAACAACAAAAAUAAAAUAAACGCGGUAAAUUAUUAAUGAACUGCGAUUUGUAAUAUUAUACUCUAUAUUACAAUAUAAUAUUAUAUUUUUUUUACAGCGAUCGAUAACUAUUAUUAUAUUGUUCCGCAUAUUUUACGAAAGAUUUACGGUUGUUGUCCUCCUCUAACGCAUUUUCGCCAAGUGAAAUGCUCCGAAUUUUCUCGGACUUCAAAAAUUCGCGAAGUUCUCGAUCGACGGUACUAUAACACAUUAUUUAAAACCUACAACUGUAUACCCCUUACAGUUCACCCUCGUAACGUUGUUAUAGUAUACGAGCGUGUUAUUUUUUUUUCUCGGAAAACGCUCCGAACUGUUCGUGGCGUCAUUCGUAUCUAUUAAUAAUAACAAAAAAAAAAAAUUGCUGAAUUCUCGUCUGUAUACUCGUUAUUUGAAACGAAUAUUCCUUGAUGCUCAAUAGUUUUUCCAAAUGAUUUAAAAAACCGACGACAAACUGUGUAUACGUAGGUUUUUAUUUUUGUUGAUUUCUGCAGCAGCUCCGCUUGACUAUUAUGCAAUAAGGGAUACACUAUAUACGCGGUAAUACUGUUUCGUUCAGAAUCUGUUGUUGAUUACGAAUACUAUACACAGUUGUUUAACGUGCGCGGUCAGGAGAAAAAACGUCCGGUUUGUUGUUUUUUUUUUUUCAAACAUAUAAUUUAUAUUUUAAAAACGCAUUAGUUUUCCAUCUGAGCAACAUUUACCGUAUACAUUAUAUUAAAGUCAUAUAGCACAUAAUAUAAUAACACGUAGCUAACCCGUAUAAUUUUCUGACAGUGUUUUAUUCGAUGUGUAAAUGAUUAAUAUUGUGAUUAUUGUAGGUAUUAUGGUUUUAUAUAUAUAUAUAUAUAUAUAAUAUUUUUUGUUUCGGGUACCUGUGUAUAAUAAUAAUAAUAAUAAUAAUAAUAAUAAUAUGAUUGUUGAUUUCAUGCGGUCGAUUCUUUACAGCAAAUCAAAUAAUAAUAAUAAUAAAAAAAAAAAAACAGAAAUUUAUAUAGAAACGUGUAUACCUAUACAGCUGCGACGCAUAAGCAUCAUCAUAAUAUUAUUAUUAUUAUCGAGAAUCCCACGUCGUCGUCGGCGUAUAUAAUAAUAUUAAUUUUUUUUCUCGAUUUGAUUAAAAACAUAAUACUAAUAAUAAAAUCGAGAACGAUCCGUUUUUACACACAUAAUAUAUACGCGCGCGCGCGUGUGUGUGUGUGUGCAUUCGUGUAUAGGUAAUAAUAUUAUGCGCGCGAGUCGUGUAAUAAAAAAAAAAAAAAAAAUUACGGUUUGGCCAAUAAAUCAAAAACCUUUUAUCUUUCUCGAUAUGCGGGCAAUUACGAUCUCUCCAGGGUUCCUUAUAUAUACUAUAUACGAAUACGAUGUGAUACCCGCGUCAACGUUUCUGUUUUAUAAUAAUAAUAAUAUUAAAACAGAAUUAUAUACAUUUAAUACGAUUGUAAUUUAUAGUGAUAUGAUAUAAAAUGAAAAAAAAAAACAGAAAAAAUACGCUAGAAAAUAUUAUUGAGUUUUUAAAGAAACGCGUACAACGUCGAAAAAAAAUGUAUUAUAAUAUUGAACGCGGUUUUAUUUAUAAAUUAAAAAAAAAAUAAAUACACACACACACACACACAUAUAUAUAUGUUCGAAUUUUUAUCAUAAUUAGAUGUGUAAAAAAAAAAAAAAACGAUACCAUAUAUAGGUAAUAAUAUUUCACGUUGCUGACUAUGUAUACAAUAAUAAUAUUUAAUUGAAAAAUCGUUCAAAGUUUACUGUACGCAUAACUUGAAAUAUUGCAGUGUUUUAUACAUUUUUUAUAAUCGCUUGUUUUAUUGAAUAUUUAUAAACCAAAAAUAAAAAUAAAAUAAAAGCUUAUUGUGCCUUUAAUUGGUGUGCCAAUGAUUUAGGAGGGAAGUGUGUAGAGUGAUUAUUCGAUUAGAAUCUGUAUGUUACGAUAAAUCAUAUCACCAACGACAAACGAUUCUGAGCAAAGUAUUAUUGAUUUUAGUUUUCACACGGUCGUUAUACCGUGCAUAAAUAUAUUUUGCGCCGUAUGCGCCGACUAGAUUAAAAAUUCUACAAGAAAGUUCCGAUAAAGUUUUCGAUUGAAACGAGAUUUCCGGUAGAAAAAUAGUUCGCGGACAGGAUAAAAAUAAAAUAAAAACACGCAUCGUAUUAUAUAGUAUAUACAAAACCUAAACGUUCCUGGCUUCGUUUAGAACCUAAAAUAGAAAAUUAUCUAAUUAUCAUAAUCUCGUAUAACUAUAAUGUAUUUUACAAUAUUAUCAGGCGCGUUAUGAAAUAGGUAAUUUUUUUUUAAUGUUUCUAAAGUAAAACAAUGGGGGCCUCAUACGUUCUGAGGAAUCGUCCGCUUAUUAUUUGUCUUGUAGCGGUCCUCUUAACAUGAUGCGGCGGCGGCGGCGUCGUCGUCGUUGUAUAUAGAAACGUAAACCGAAAGAACAAAAAGUAUAAUUUGUUCAUAUUAUGUACAUUUAAAAAAUAUUACCAUUUCGAAAAGUAUUGUACCGUUAGUAGUACCCAGUAUAAUAUUAUUUAUGAUUUUCUCAAAGAAUAAUCAUAUGUUGGUAUAUGUAUAUAAUAGGUAUUAAUUUUUUGUCAGUUUUUUUUUUUAAAGCGAUUUGAAAAAAAACCGUGUUCCACACACAAUUCAUUGCAAUUAUUAUUGGUAUCGAAUGUUUAGAAUGACGGAAAUAGGUUUGGAAACUUUGGAAUUAUACGCUUUUAUAAUAUAGUAGGCACGUUUCGUUGUGUUCAUUUGCAGGGUACAUCUAUGCGGAAUAUAAUCCAAACACGUUUAAAUUCUAUAGGUAACAAUACACGACAGUUGUACGAUUGAUGUCUUAUCAUAUCGACUCGGAUACUUUAAAUACAAAAAUAAUAUUUAGGGUUUUAAUUAAUACACCGUUUUAUAUUACAUAUAGGUAAAUAAUAUACACUAAAAGAUAUGAAAACUGUAAGAUUACAAUUUAUUAUUGUAUAUCUACAUGUAUAGAAUAAUUCAAUUUCGAUCAGGAUCUGGAAGUUGACGGCGUUAAAAAGUUAAGUUGACUUUUGAAUUUGAAUUUGAAUUUUUUUUUUUUAACCGUUUAUUUUUACUAACUCACAUUUAUACUCAAUACAAAUAUAUCGAGCUAAUUUUAUAAUUACUAAACUCGGUGUUAUGAUUUUUAAUACUUGAUAUUUCAUUUACAAUCAUUUAUGCACUAUAUUUAAGUGUAUACGAUAUUGUGUGUAAACAUUAUUUUGAUUUUAAUGCGCGCGGAGUUUCGAGUUUUAAACAUAUAAUUAUUAUAUCCCUCGAAUUGAUCGUUAACUCGGUUCGGUUAUCGUCUAACUUUUAACGCAACUCGUUAGCGCUUUAUUCUCCAAUUAACUUAGUUUACGGAAUUGAUAUUGUAUUAAUCCGAACGGUUUACAGGUGGUCCCUUCAACAUUUUUGAUUUUUUUUUAUGAAUUUUAUACGUAAAUCGUAUCGUUUCAUUAUUAUUAUUAUUAUUUUUUUUUGGAAUUCUAACAGACAUUUUCUUGAAGUUUUUUGAAAUAAAAUAAAGGGACCCGCGGAAAUAUGAUAUUAUACUAUAUCGUAUUCAGUAUAAUAAUAUAAUUAUUCUUCUGAAUGUCUGUCCGGAAAUUUUCUCGAAAUCCGUAUGGACGCCCCGAAAUAUGUGAACGCGGGUUUCGCCGUCGAUACACGCGUCUAUACGUAUAAUUUUACGAAAUCGAGUUUAAAACAAUACGAUAUUUUAUCGCGAGACGUUCUUAUAAUAAUAAUAAUAUUAUAAUAUUACUAUCGUUGACCCGGAACCCGCAGACUUUACGAUAAUAAUGCGUAUUAGAAUCGAAAAAAAAAAAAAUAAUAUUAUGUAAGUAUCCGUCUCGUGCGACUGCAAAACACGUGGCCGACACAUUUGUGUCCCCCCGUGAGUGUAUAAUGUGUGUAUGUACGCGACAAAAGACCGGUGUGCGGAUGCCAAAACCCAGACGGCCCGUGUUUUUUUUUUCCCCUGUAAAAUCGUUUGCGCUUAGUGGUUUUACAUGGUUUUCUUUCUAUUAUAUUAUGUAUAUAUGUUAUUCGAUAAUCUUAUAAACGAACACAUGGCGGCGGCGGUGCUCAGCCUCAUAUCAUUAUAAUAGGACGAAUGUCGCGCGCGCCCGCGCGAUCGCGCAGUGAACGCGACGGCGAAACGCAUUAAUUAAUCGUUAACGAAUGAAAAUUUCGACACGGCCAUUUAAUGUAACAAUAAUAAUAAUAAUAAUAAUACGUUACGUAACAAAAUAAUUUUAUAGUUUACCGAAUAAUUUGAAACGCGAUUCGCGUUUUAAACAUUAUUGUUUGGUAUUUCGGUCAACACAUUUGUCUUUUAUGCGGUGAAAUUGACAAAAUAGAAAAAAAAAUCCUGUAAUCCACCAUGCAUGCUGCAAAUGUGUAGUAUUUAGUAUAUUAUUUAAAUAUUAAAUAAUCGUGAACCUUUUAGUGAUUAUUGAGAAAUCUGUUUAGUUUUAUUAACAUCCCGCUACUGGCUUUUUACGAAAUGACAAAAUAUUAUUAUAAUAUGUACCUACAAUUAUACAACAAGUUUUAACAAUUCUUUUUUAUGAAUAAUAUUACUCAAACUGAUUUGAUUUUUGUAUCGAGGGGUUGAUAAUUUUAUUUUUCUAUCGGAAAGGGCGAAACUUUCUCGAAUGGUUUUAUUCAAAAAAAAAAAAAAAUAAAUAAAUAAUGAAAAUCGAUCAUAUUUACUGUGAUAAAUCUUCCUCUCAUAAGACAAAUAAAUAAAUAUUUCAAAUAAAAUAUACAACGCGUCAUGAUCGAAAUCGGUUCACUCUACGCGAGACGCGAGUUUUUCCAUUAAUGCGCGUGUUUACGAGCUAAAAAACUGGUCGCACGCCGGCCCCUUAAUUCAGUUUUACGUAAUCCGCGGUCAUCGUAAAAUAUGCCUUUGCGUAUAAUGUAUUACCUAUAAAUAUUGUGUAAUCAAGGUAGCAGUAUCGAAUAAAAACGUAUAUAAUAUUUUUAUUUCGUCGGGUUUAUACCGCGUCGUUUCCGAGAGCUAUAUCGUGUCGUAUUAAAUACCUUAUUGUUUAUCGCAGACAGUUAAAAGAUUUUUAUGUUUAAAAAAUGACUAUUCGUACAUUUUCAUUAAAGUCUAAGGCAAUUUAGGUGUUUUUUUUUUUUUUUUAGUACAUUUGUACAUAGAAGUGUUGUAGGUACAGUAUAAUUUGUGUUUAUGUAUUUGUAUUAUAUAGGCAGGUAUAUUGUACGAUAGUGAGUAAUAUUUUUAACUGCUGUAGGUAUACUCGUUUAUUACUUGCUAAAGGCAUUCCGCGUUAUUGAUGCGCAUUAGUAUAAAAUAAUAAUAAUAAUAUUAAAUAUACACACAAUAUAGUAAAUCUGUAUAUAAUCCGAUAGUCGGGUGGGCUGUGUACGAUACCCGCCGUAUAGGUGUUAUCGCGGUAUAUAUACAUAUUAUAAUAGUAUUAUUUCGUAUCUCGUUAAUUAUUUAUUUAGCCUCGAAAAUGGAUUUCGUUUUCGGUAGGUACCAACAAUAAUAAUACUAAAAUAUUGACGUUAGAAUUAUACGAAUACCUACGUGAACGUUUACAGAAAAAAAAAAAGUCAUAGGCAUUCUCUUAUUCGAUUUAUUUGAUUAACGCGCCCGCCGCCGUGUUGUACCUACAUAAUUUUACCUACCUAUACACACAUAAUAUUAUACAUACCUACACACACAUAUUGCUUUGCGCCGCGCGAUAGGGGAAAACAAGGGCGGACGGGCGAAGUUCUAAUAUUUCUGAUAAGAAUAAUAUAAACAAUAAUACAUAUAAUAAUAAUGAAAAAAAAAAUAAUAGUAAUAGUAACGCAUAAAAUACGACGUAUCUACCUGUGUAUACGAGUAUACGUACCUAUAUAGGAAAUCAAAAGGAUCGCAUCCAGACGGCCGUGUAAACACCGUAUUAAAAUAUUACGAUGUAUAACCGCUUGGAAGAAAAAAAAUCGAUCGCGUCGCUUUGAAUAUCCGUACGUUCAUUAUAAAAAUACAUACACACACACACACACAACACACACAUACACCCCGUUCACAGUAUGUAUAAUACACGAUAGUGGCGUGUAUUAUUGGUGUACCCGCCUGUAUAUUAUAAUAUUGUUUGCCCCGGCCGGCAAUAUAAAAUAUCGUGUUGUACUUGCCGCCUGUAUACGAUAUUAUUAUUAUUAUAGGUACCUAUAAUAUUUGCUCCGGUCCUUUUGAUUGGACAUUUCGCCGCUAAAAGCCAUUCGGAUAAAAAAAAAAAAAAAUAUCGGUUGUGUAUACAAUAAAUAUAAUAAUAAUAUAUACCGUGUGUAUAUAAUAUUAUUAUAACGCGACGACGACGAACGUACACACACACACACACAUUAUACAUAUAAAUAUUAUAGGUUAGGUUAAUAUUAUAUAUAUAUAUGUAUAUUUAGGCAAACAUUCGGGUCCACCACACCCAUCACCAUAAUAAUAAUAAUAAUAAUAUUAUAGCUAUAGCCGGCCGGCAUCCAUACAGGCAUCGUAUAGGUAAAUAUUUGUCUUAAUACCGCCUCGGCUGUGUGCGUGAUGGGCCCCGGGAUAACAGGAACCGAACGAUCCGUAGUCGUAUACGCGUAUAAUGUUUUUACUAUAUUAUUUUAAUAAUUAAACGACAUCACAAUAAUCGUAGAUUUUGUAGAGAGAGCCAUUGCCAGCAGCCGCACGCACGAGAGCAUCUCCCAUCAUGUCAAUGGUGACACGGCAAAAAGGUCUAAGCGACACAAUUCGUAGUUUUCUGGAGAGUCGAAAAACAUUUAUUUGUGAUUUUAACAUUUUUUUCUUAUUUUUUUCUUAGAUUGAUAAUAACUUUUUUUUGGUUGGAAUAUGAAAUUAUCUCAUUGAAUACAUUUUUUUUGUUCAUACGUCCUUAAUACGCAUUGUUGAUUAGCUUUUAAUGUCGUUUAGACCCUACAUAAUUGAGAAGACAAAAUAAAAAGUAUACAAAUUAUCGUGUAUAUCCCGAAUUUAAAAUUUAAAUUGUUCGUUAAAUAAUGUCCAUAACUGUUUUUGCGCACGCGCAAUGGACGAAUAAAUAAAAUAAAUAAAGGCCUAUGCGUUUGGUGAAUUGGGGCGUUAAACUCCCCACAUUACUCAGCUAAGCUUCCCUCUAGAUUUAGUCCUUAUCAAGUAAAUACUAAGUGUACGUAAUCGACAUAAAUCAAUAACCAGGUGGCUUAACCCUCCAAAAUAUUUUGGGUUAUUUGUGCGUGUGAUAUAUUAUAUAUAUAUAUAGCCCCCUCAGACUACGAUCGGCUUACUCCGAUUCUGACUAUGGGUAACAAAAAGAAUAUGUCUGCCAAUAUACGAGUACCUAUAUAGUUAUUACUUACAUAUAUUAUUCAUGCGCGAUGUAUACCUAAUUGGAAUAAAACAGUUUUAAAAAUCUCGGCAACACUUCAAAUAUACCGCGGAUACGCCUAAAUAGUUUGAGCACGUGUACCUGCAGUAUACAUACUUGUAAACUCUACGUGCUCGUUCCCCCGAUCGUUGCCAUCUGAACUUUGUAGGCGGUGACGGCGGUCAACUAUAUUACAGUUGUAUACGAGAGGUGACACAACAACAAUACGUACCUUAAUGAAAGCGUAUUAUUAUAGUAUUCAAAACAAUCAAAGCGUUUCUUAUAUAUUAUUUUGUUUUUUUUAUACAUCUCUAUAUAUAUUCUCUACUACUACUACUACUACUAAUAUUACUAUACUACUGCAUUCUCCUAUGCGUAAGGUUCAUCUUAAAAUAAUAAUAUAUUAUAAUACGCUCUGGACAAAAUAACAUAGGUGUAGAGAAUAUUUACAACUACGACGAACGCGACUAUAAAAAUAAUAUGUCCUAUCAACGCGCUAUAUAAUACUAUACUAUUAUAAUAUUAUUAUAAUAACACGUAUAGGUAUAUAUUAAGCGAUAAUAAUUUAUACGGUUUUCUCCACCUCCUCCGAACACAUCAUUCAACUUACACUCGUGUAAUAAUUGUUAUCCGAAAUACCGUUUACGGGUUAGACGUUAUCGAUUUUUUUUUUUCAAAAUACAUGACUGUGCAGUACAACUAUUGUGUACUAAGCUGAACAAGUACUACAAAUAUGCAAUGGUUAUUAUUAUAUUAGUGUCAAUUUUUCAACGCUGAAUAGUCUGUUUUUAUUUGAUAUGGCUCCUAUGGGGGAUCCAUACCCUCCUUUGUCCUCCUCCUAUGUUUGCCACUGAUCUAUAUCCAGUAACUAUAUAAUGUACAAGACGAUACUAAUCGCACAUAGGUAUAAUAUUAUUAUUAUUUGUUAUACAAAUGACUCUGCAUAAUAUUAAUUUAUUAUCUUCGAGUAAUGCAUGGCAUAAAAAAUUCGCAUUCAGCAGAACCAAUUUUGCGCUAUAUUGUAUACAUAGGAAAGACUAAAAUGGGCGAUCCAAAAAAAAAAGUGUUAAAGAGAUCAAUGCGCAAAUAAAACACUACCCCGAGGAGCGUUGGAUUGACGUUAACUCUAUAGUAAAUAGAUAUAGGUAAUCUAUAUGCUAUAGUCUACGCUCUAAAGAUUUAUAAAAUUAUAGUCUAAUCGAGUUGAAAAAAUAACAAGGAAAUUAACGUAUAGUGGCAAUGAGUUUGGGUGAAAUGGAUAAUCGAGAUGAAUGUAAGGAUUUGGAUGAAACAAUAUAUAAAGUGUACACGGCUUUUAUGAAACCAAGAAAAAUGGACAUAUAAUGUUGUUUCAUUAUUUAUUUUUAAACGAUAAAAUAUUACAUAAUUUAAAUGUUGGUAUAGGUAUAAUAAUUUGUACAAUAGUUUUUAAUAUGGCCACUGCUGCAUUAGAACUAUUACGAGUCGUACUGUAUGAAGGUGUUUUAUUUAUUAUAUAUGUGCCUUAUAAAUCUUCCACUAACGAUAUUUUGCGAAAAAUUAAACAGAUUUUCAAAACAUUUAAUAUGUAUAAUAUGUAUGCAGUACGCUGUACAAUACAUCAAUUAUUUUAAAGUAGCAGUGCAUUUUUGGAUUCCCUAGAGCAAUGCAUUCUAUUUACACGUAUAACAUUAUAAUGUAUAAUUCGAUUCACAUAGCAGAUACUUAAAAGAGUAAUAUUUCCAUAUUUUUUCGAGGAUUUUUAUAAACAACUUUAUUACCGAAUCGCCUGGGCCGGCAUCGGAUUUUUCGCCCGUAAGCCACGCCGCCGCCGCGCCGGCGCAUAUAACAUAUAUUCCGUCUUUAUACCGUUCGCCGUGGGUUUCCCCCCUCGUGCGGCGAAGGCCGGAUGAGUAGGUUGAUAUAAAACGGGCGUGUUUUAAUUCGAUCGGACGCGGGCCAAUGGGAACGGUCCAAUGGAGAAAAUAAUAAAAUAAUGCGGUUCGGUAUAAUAACAGUGGUAUAAUACAUACAUCUAAUAAUGUACUAUAAAUCGGCGCAUAUGCGCAUAUCUAUUAGUUUUUGUAGUUUAUAGAAUGUUCAAAGAACAUUUUUAGAUAAACGACACUUAACGCGACUGUGUAUUGUCGUAUUUUAUUGGACGAGGUACCGGGUUUUGAUAUGAGUAUAUUACUAGCAGUAUGAAGCGUUAUAAUUUUCGUGUUUGACGGUGUAACCGUGAGUCUGCGUCAGUGGCGGUUUUUAUAAAACAUCAAGGGGGAGGGGGGCGAUUUAAAAUUUAUUGAGGUUCAUAUUAUAUAAAGUAAAGGAUACAAUUUGCUUAUGGUCCUAUCAUAAAUAACACAUAACUUUUAUUUUAGAUUCUGAGUGGAGCGAAGAAACUUAUUGUUUUACAAAUGUGAAAAACCUGGAAAAACAUAGGAAAACGGGAAAAUCGGUACAAUAUUAAACAAAUAUUAUUAAAUGAAAUAUAUAAUGUUUAUUUAAUUAUUUUAACGUAAUUUGACAUAUAUAUAUUGUUGAUAAAGCAUCACUAUCAACUGAACUCCGCUCAGAAUCGUUUUUUCGUUAGCAAUGAUUUAUCAUUGCUUACUUACAACACAUACCUAACAGUUGACAAAAAAAAAAAAAUAAAAAUAGGAUCGCCCCCCCCCCUAAAAAUCAUCACUGGUCUUCGUUCAGAAUACAAAACACUUGUUUCGCUAUUAUGCUAUGAUAAUAAUUAGAGGUGGGCCAAUACGUAAAACGGUACACAGACAGAACUGGCUUUUAUAUACAAGUAAAAGAUUAUUUAUAUACGUUUUAAAUAAUGGCUAAUGUAUACUACAGUGACGUGGCGAACUAUUUUAAUUGAUUGGGCCGUUUAUUUUUCUGCAAACGUACCCUGCUUAUUUUAUAAUAUCACUCGGAAGACAAUUUUUUUUUUGCUCACAGCAACACCUGACUGAAUGUAUACUGCAGUAUACUCAGUAUAUUAUAAUAUCUGAUUGUAUUUUAACACGGUAAAUUCGAAGGGGGGAAACUUAUAAUAAGUCCCCUUAUCUAUCUCCCUCCUCUGGUACGCCAACCACUAUAGAGGUCGGGAUUUUAAUGCUCUCUAAAAUGUGCUGUUAAUAUUCUUUUCAUAUAUAUAUAUAUAUAUAUAUAUAUAUAUAGUUUGAUAAUUUUAGAAAUAAUUAAUUAAUGGAAAAAAAUCCUCUUUUCGUAUACUUAUAUUCAUCGGUUUUUCUAGCGUUACGCAGAAUAUUUAUUUUGACGAAAACGGGAAUCGUGCCAUUUGCUUUUUUUGGCGGAAAAGGGCUGUAUCCAUUCUUUUUAAAACUCAAAAUAAUGCGUUUUAUGUAUUGUAAAAUAGAGAGGGAUGGAGGAAAUCAUGUAUUAUCACGUUUCACGAAUUGUAAAGAUAAUUAUAUUUUCUAUUAGUAUCUAUUACUGCCGUUCAAUAAAAAAACGCACUGAUGUCAGAACUGCAAAUAUAAUAUUAUGCAAAAUCGUAAACCUCCGAGUAUUGAAGUAUUGAAAACAAAAAAAUUAUUUAUUUCGUAUUAUAUACAUAUAUGUAUUAUAACAAGUACUUAUAUUAUAGAUACAUGUUUUUUUUUUUUUAUAGAUAUUUUCAACAAUAAACGUAAGUAUAUUAUUUUUAAGAUGUUUACCGCGCAAUAUUAUUAUAUACGCUGCCGCAUAGUGCACGGCCGGGUGUACUCGCUGUACACACGAAAAGUAAUGAUAAUAAAAUAUUGAUUACGUAAAAAAUAUACCUACCCAUGUUUACUGUCAUUAUUAUACCUAUAUUUGUAAUAAUAUAUAAUACCGGGAAAUGUGAAAUUUCAAACGCUAUAAAAAAUAUAUUGCGGACGCCGUUAUACACGGAAUCGUAAAAAAAUAACAAAAAAAAAAACAACGAAAUUCUUAGAAAUCGAGCGAAAACAUUUUAAUAUAUUUUGUAAGCCCAUUGAUUGGAAUUAAAAUUGUUUCAAAAUUAUUUCGCUAUAAUAAUAUGUGUAUAGGUACACGUUAUAAAAUAUUUAUUGGGUUCAAUCGGAAUUUCCUAUGUAUACCGCCUACGUAUACAAAUAAUAAUGAUCAUAUAACAUUAUAAUAUCUAAUAUUAUUGUAAAUAAUAUGAUAGAAUUUAUUUUCUAGUUUCGAUAAUGUUUAUACCUAUUCGUCGUAAAAACGAUAAUCGUUCGUAUUUACGUGAAAGUUUAUAUUACAUAACGUACAUAUUGUGAUAUACUCAUCACUUGAAUAUUUUUUUUUUGUCAAUACUUAUUUUUUAGGCAUUUUAGUAUAUCGUCCUUACCUUGAAGCCGCGUAUAGCAUUCACCUCUCUCAUUUUUUUUUUUUUUUUUUAACAAGAAUGUUUUCAUGCUUGUUCAGUAUAUAAUAAUAUAGUAACUGCAUAGUAAUUGAUAAUAUUAUAUUAUAAUUUGUAAAUCGUAUAUUAUUAAUUCGAUCUGUGUAAUACUCGUAUACUAUAGAUAAUACGCAUCCUGUAUAUAAGUAUUUAAAACGCGGGUCUUCCCUCUGACAUUUCCUUCUAUAAUUAAUUGUUCAACAGAACUCACUGUGUCUGAUUAAGAACAUGAUCGAUCUGCAGUAUCUUAAAUACCUAUUAUCUAAGACUCAAAUGUCUCUUGUAUCGCGAUAUAAUUAUUCUGAAAAGUAUCGAAUAACUCGUAUCGCGAUCCUGAAAUAAAUAUAUUUACUAUCGAGUAUCUUCAUAUGCUCUUUUUGAAGUAGCUUGCUUGCGCAUUCUCGACCAAGAGUAUAUAAUCCGCUCGUUUCGUCUUCUAAUCUAACUUUUCCAUGCAACGUUUUCCGAUACUCUCCAAUAUUUAGAACUUGAGUAUAACUUGUUAUUUUCCCGCCUUCACAUUUUUACCGUUCCCUUUUAACAUUUCAAAUGUCUCUAAUCUUUCUUUUUGUUCUUCUAUAUUUAGUGUAGAUAUCGUCCAGGUUUAAACUCGCAUUAUACUAUAUGUAUAAGUAAUAUUGGUUAAUAAUUGUUAGGAAUACUUUUUCGCGUUUCUAUUCGGACACAGUUUAUUGUUAUUCGCCGCUCGUGCAGUGUGUAUUUAUAUUAUAUUAUUUUCCAUUUUUUUCUCCCCAUUUUUAUUACCACGUGGGGCAGUUUUAUAUUAUACGCAUGCACUAUAACCUAUAGCUAUUGUUGCACGCGGAGAGCUCUAAUUUCAUUUUAUAAAUGAUUCCGACAUCGUAUACAUACGUACGCGAGUAUAGUAUUGCGUCGCGCAGCCCGUAAUUAUAAGUCGUAAAAAAAAAAGCUGGUAAACGCGCGUAUAGAACUGUUGGCUAUUAUAGGCUAUAAUAUUAUUAUGUUGGAGUCAAUGAGCUGCCCGUCGACACACGCCACACAAAUAACAUUAUUAUAUUUUUUAAUAAUAUACCUAUAUUAUAUGCUAUACGCGAGUAAGCAUAUAUACCUAAUAUAUAAUAUUGCAUUAGCAGUACUCGAUUUUAUAUUAGUUUAUUUGCCAUUAUUAUAAUAAAACACAAUGCGCAUUUACCAUACAAACGGUAAUAUAAUAAUGUACAGGGUGUUUCUCGAAUGAUAAUGUACAAGUAUGACUUGUUACGCGGUGUAUAAGGUGAAACAUUUUUUCCGUUUUUUUAAUUAUUAUAAUUUUUUUUUUUUUAAAUCUAUCUACAAUUUCGUAAUUGAAUCGUUUACUCGUUAAAUAUAUUACUUAAAACUGAAAAUAACCUGUGGCACGUGAUUCAUUGUUAAAUUCUACCCUAUAAAAUAAUGGGUAUAUAGCGUUAUUUUUCAUGAAAAUGGCGUAGACACCAAGAUAGUGAUUAAUGAUUACAGCGGGCCGUGGCAUUUUAAUUUUGAUACAGGGAAGAUUUUAAAUGGAAUCCAAUGAUGUGACCCAUUAUUUAAGGUAAAGUUUUGCUGUAAACCGUGUAGUGUACGUUACAAUUUAAUAUUGUGUCAUAAUUAAUGAUUAUACCUAUACAAACGAAUCAAUAUAAAUAAAUAAAUCGAUAAAUCGAAGAUAACAAAAACGGUGAUACUGCUGAUGGCUGUCAUAUGCCGGUUUUAGGAGGGUGGUUGGGAUGAAGGAUAUAUAUAGAGUAACUUAAUGUGUAUUUGUGCGCAAAAGAGAAACCAUUGAGGACAAAUAGUUAUCGUCAUUUUUUCGCACUACUAGUUCUUUGGAGUUAAUUUCGUGGCCAAUUCUGAAAUAAAUAAUAAUUCAAUAAUAUUAUUACCUUUACUUACCAUAUAUUACUUAAAGUAUUUAAAGUGUUGUCUGUGUUUAAUAACUUGGACAUUUAUCAUUUUCGAUUCACAGGAACUCCGAUAAGCCGACUACCGAUUAUGGCCAAACGCGUAUUGGAUUUGUACACGUUGUACAAACUGGUCGUACAAAGAGGCGGAAUCGUGGCGGUCAUAACCAAAAAACUUUGGCAAGAGAUAAUUCGAGGACUCGGUCUGCCGCCGUCCAUCACGAGCGCGGCUUUUACGUUGCGCACACAGUAAGUACCUAUACAAUUGUAUGUAAUAAUAAUUUACAACAUAUAGUAUUAAAACUAUAUUAUGUUUUUAUAUGUAAUUGACAAUAUAAAAAAAAAAAACUGGCGUUUUCUUCCUGUAUGUCCUUCUUAAACUCCUGUCGGAAGUCGGAUCACUGAUCUUUUCCCUCUACACAUCUAUCUCAUAUUUAUCCGCUCAAUAAAAAUGUCUCAUUUAGUAUAAAAGUUUAGGUAUCUUGAUGUUAUAUCCAGAAUAAAGUGUAUAGUUACAAGAUAAAAUUUACCGGCAUUUCGAGUUGCAAACUUUGUAUUAUUUUUGCUUUGAGAUGAAGUUAAUUAUAACAAAAAAAAAAAACCUACUAUUUAAUCGCGUCGUAAAAGAUUAAGGGUUUGCUCGAAAUUUGGUGCCCUGGUCUGUGCCCUAUUUUCCCCUCUUAAAUAUGUCUCUAUACAUCUGCCUGCAGUACAUAUCGCCUCUCUUUUUAUUAGGCUCUUCUCUUUCCUGGCGUCUAUAUAAGUUAUACCUCAUCAGUCUUAUCGACCAUGAUCCCAUGUCUUUGAUUAUCUCUAAGCUCCAUCAUGUGCAUCACCGCUGGCCACACAAGAGUAUUACGAAAAAACUUCCGCCAUUUUAUCUAUAUGCUUAUAAUGAGGGCACAUAUUUUUAUUUGUUUGCUUAGGUAUUCUAUAUUCUUAGUUAAUCGAGUUAAAAAUCGGUGCUCUAUGGUUUUAUUUUUUUAUUUUUUGGAUAUUAUAUUGAGUGUUCGAUUUAGCACCUACGACUGCGCAUCACUACUAUAUAGUUGUAGUCCUUAUCACGCAACACUCCUGUCAUUUUUCUCCACAUCGUCCGGCCACACUUGAUUCGUAUUGCUCUAUGCAAUUCAAAAUCCGUUUUAUCCGUUCUAUGGCACCGUCGAAGCCCAAAUACUUUUGUGAAUUUCUCGGUUCGAUUCGUUCUCCACGUAGUACACCUAUGCACACCGUGAUAUUGUAAUAUUAUAAUAUCGUACGAUUUGCUCGCGUUUUCACAGAUACGUCAAGUACUUGUACGCGUACGAGUCGAAAAUGAACCAGUUCAGUUCCGUGGACGAACUGAACAUGGCCAUCGCGGGAAAUCGGCGCGAGGGCCGGCGCAACAAAUCGCUGCUGUCAGAGUAUUUGCCGUCGCUCCCGGUGUCCGUGGCCGCCGGACAUCACAUGUCCGCGUCGUUGCAAGUAUCGCCGGGUUCGUCGGCAGCCGCGGCGCACCAUCACCACCAACAGCAGCAACAGCAACAGCAUCAGCAGCAGCAGCAGCAGCAACAGCAACAGCAUUAUGCCAACGUGCUGGCCGCCGACGAUCGGUUCCGUCACCUGGCCGCCGCCAUCAUAGACAACAGACACCGUGUCGCGGAACAAGCGGCCAGACAAUUGCCGCCGCGGCCGUCGUCGUCGUCGUCGUCGCCCCGGCCGGGAAGUCCGCAGCGGCUGGUACAACAGCUGCCGCCUACGGUUUCCGCGGUCGUCGAAUCGUCGCCGUUCAACGGCCACCUCCAACCGCCGCCGUAUCAAUCGGCCUCAAUGAUCGCCGCUCACCAAGCUACGGCCACUGAACACAACAAUAAACAGAGAGGUAAUUGAAAUUGAAUGCGCUAAAAAAACUUUUUUUUUUUAAGAAAAAACCACUCGAGAAAAAUGGCUCGAAACGCUUUUAAAGUUCCGAUUGAUUAUUCGUUAAUGAAAACGCGACAACACAUUUACUGUUUCGAAAAUAAUUACCGAGACGCGGUAAAAUUCAAUAUUUUUUUAAUAUCGCGAAAAACCAUGUAAAUAGACCGUCUCUCUUUUUCUCUUUUACCGUCACGAAAACGUCCGAUCGCUGAUGUAUAACUAUAAUUCGACUAAUUUAUAAGUUGAUUUUGUAUCUCUUGAUUCACCGUGAUCAAUUUUAUGGGGUGAUAUUAAUAGCAUAUUUUACGUCGAGUGUGUUUAUGAUUAUUUUUAUACUUUUUCUAUAAAAAAUACGCAAGUUAAUUUUGUCUCCAAGUCCAAGUUUUAAUUUUUUGAGAUUUAGUUAAUCAGUGAUAAUAGAUCCUACGGAUCUAAAAUUGAUUCUUUAAAUGUCCAAAACUUACCAAAAGUACUUGGCUAUUCAUUACUCGAAAUCCUUACAGAUACUUGUAUUGCUUUAGCUCAAUGACAUUAUACUUAGGGGAGGGGGACAUUUUUUCUUAUAAUUUAGACAUAUGGAUAUUUUAUAAGCGAAUCGAUUUUUUCUUCAGAAACUCCCAAAGUAUAGAUAUAUGACAAUUGAGAAAAUUAAUAAAAAAAAAAAUGUAUGCGACGGCACUCAUUGGAUCUCUGCGGCAAAUGAACAUGUGAACACCAUAGAAAAGUUAGGGAUCCGAUUCUCGAUGGGAUUUCCGUUGUAAACUGUGUGUUUAUUUUCCCAAACUAUCAGUUAAACGCGAAAUAAUCCAUUUUGUCUGCAUAGGGUUUCUGAACUAAGCCAUUCAAUUAUUAUGAAUAAAAAUACAUUCCUAUCGCUUCGCUCAGAAUCUAAAAAAUCUAUAGCUAUAGUAGGAAAUUUAACAAAAAGCGAUAAAUUAUUCGUUUUUAAAACAUUUUUUUAUGCUAUAUUAUAAUACAUUUCACAGACAUGUUGCAUAUUAUUGCGUUGAAGUUUCAUUAGUCGUUUUUAUAAUAUAUUGUAUAUCGAAAACAAGUCAUUUGAUUGGCUGUAUUAUUCAUGUUUGGUAAAUGUUUUGUUGAUUGGCGUUUUUUUUUUUACUUUUUAUUUUAAUUUGUCGUUGCUAUACGUAAGUUUUUACUUACGUGGAUAUAUAUAAGAGAUCGUUCAUUAAAAUUAGGAUUAUUGUCAAUUUAAAAUAUAUUUGAAUGAACAUAAAUCACACGUUUCAAAAAUGAAACAAUCACUGUAAACUUUCUCUUUGGACAUUACCUAUAUUAUAUAGCCAGAUAGACUAUUAUAGGUAGUAUAUUUUUAAUAAAAUUAAAAUAAUAUUUUUAAGCGUUGCGGUUUAUAUAAAAAAAAAAAAAAAUGUCCGACCGUCUAUAACUAUAGUUUAGCUCCGUUACCAUUUCUAUAAUUAUGUAAUUAAAUCUGAAGUUUAUUUAAGAGGGGGUGAACUAGUAGUAUAUAGAAUCUAUAUACUACUAGUUCACCCCCCUAUAUUAUAGAUACUCAAAACGAAUUUUAGGAGGCAAGGUGUAUGUGCUUAUAUUUUUCACGUUCAAAACCGGAAACUCCCUCCCUUGAGUUAAAAUCUCGCCGGUUAUAAUUUAUAUAAAGAUGACGUAACGGCUAACCACUGAUUUUAAAGUUUGUAAUACUAUAGUUUGAACGGAAUCUAUUUGUUUACGAGUAGUAUCCCAGUUGAGCAAAAAAUGACUAAAUUUUUUAAAAAUUUAAAACAUUUUUUAUUAAAAAAAUUUAAAAUUUAAAUAUACAUUUUGUUCAAUUUUGGUUUUAAUCAAGAAAUAACGUAUUAAUCGGUUCAUGAACAAUUUAUAACAUCACUUUGAAAUGUUUUUCGUACGCAAAUAGGGAUGAAAUAUAAAAACGGUUUUCACUAAUUUACAUUUUGCACGUUUUUUUUACUAAAACCACUGUCUAAAUAUAAAAUAUAACGGCGGCGGAGUGAUAGUUUUAGAACAUUUAUUUAUAUAUAUAUAACGAUAUUAACACAAUAUAAUGACUUUUCGAGGAAAUCGUCAAUAGAAACAUCUAUGCAACACCGAAGAUGAUACGCACAUCUUAAUGUUUUAUAACAUGGUUCUUAUUGCCCACAGCGGCGAUGUAGCGGUGAUAUAAACAUUUUUGAAGUGAAUUUUUUUUUUAGUGUUUUUGUAGUUUUCCCUUUAGUAAUGAGCAAAAGUGAUAAAUUGUUGCAUAAUUAUUAUCGUUGUUAUCUCGGGUUACUGCGGAAAAAUAUUCAACUAAUAAUACUCCGCUCAGAGUCGUUUUUCGUUAUGCAAUAGCAAUAGUUUAUCGUUCCGUACGUACAUAAAUUAAAUAUUUACUGUAUAUCGUCCGAUCCGACUCGUCUCCUCUAAAACAGCGGCACAGCGAAUGUCUCGGCCUUCUUUCGGUUUUUUAUUUUUAUUUCACGCGCUGGUAUUUUUGUAAUAUCAUACAGACGUGCACGUUUAAAAACCGUUAUAUACGCGAUGAUUGUGUGCAGCGUAUUCUAUAUACAAAUAAUAUCACGUGAUAAUAACGUUUUACUAUACUUACCUGGUCUAAAUUUAGCGUGAACCACGCGCUAUACUAAACGUUGCAAUGUCAAUCAGAGCGCGGCUCUUUUAUAUAUUUUUCGAACAAUGCGUAUGAUAUACUCGGAGAAAUCAACAAUAAUAGUCACGCGCGCAAAGCAUUUGUUUUUUCUCGCCGGGGUUUUUUUUUUUUUUUUAUAUUUAUUUAUUUUGUUUCUUUUCUGUUGUAUAGCAGUAGGUAUACAAACUUUGUGACAUUUUUUUUCGAUUUUCUGUUUAUAUAAUAAUACGACGGGGACGGUCCGGUGCCAAGAAAAUGUAUAAAAAAGGAUAAGAGCCGCGGGGGGAAAUCGCGCGGCGCGCACUAUACGGUAAACACACUGACAACUAACAAUCCCCUUGACAGGUGUGUCCGUCCGCCGCCGCCGCAACACCAGACGCGGUACCCCAAAAAUAAAAAUGUUCAAUUUCAUUUCUCUAGUAUUUUUAAUAAUAAUUUCACCUUUACGCGCUACUUUUAAAUGCGUGUGCGAGUGUAUACAUCGACGACGACGACGUCGUCUUUUUGUAUCUAUUCAUUCUGUUUUAAUGUAUUUUUGAAACGUUACCAACGAACGAGUGAAAAAAAAAAACUAUCACGACGACUACGACGUGUUCUAAUUUCAUUAGGAAUAAUAUUCUCUCUGUCUCUCGCACACACACACACACAACACGUCUAUCUCUCUCUUUGUAUAAUAUAAAGAUCUGCUUUGCUCAUUCAUCAAGUGCCCUUCAUUAGUGAGAACAAAAAAAAAAAAAAAAACAAGCGUAGCGAAAAUCAAAAUAAUAUACGACUUAUAAAUGUUUUGAAAAAAAAUAAAACUGAUACUGCUUUUAGGUGUGCUACUGUUUCAGGAGGGAAGUUGGAAUAGACGGUGUUAUAUAAUAGAAUGGUUAAAUUUAUAUUUCUUUUAUUCGACCGUAAGCACCGAUAUAAUAAACCAUUGCUUUUCUCAGUCGUUGUCAAUGUAUAACCUAAAUAUCGAUAAAAAUUAUGUUUGAAAAUUGCUGCUUUUUCCGUCUGUUAAAAAAAAAUGAAAAAAAAAAUGAUCUCCUAAUGCAUCGUCUAUAGAUUAAAAAUUCUCCAAGAAUGUUCCUACGUGGAGUUUCUGAUUGAAACACAAUUUCUGGUGGAAAAAUACAACACGAAAAAAAAAAAGGAAACGCACAAAAUAUAGUAAAUUUAAUACGUUACAUGAAUUCUAAAAAACAAAAACAUCACAUUGAAAUGCUAUUAUAAAAAUCGUAAAAAAAAAAAAAUUAUUUUCGUAUUUUCAAUUAUAUAUAGACAAAUAUUAGACCCGAGUUUGUUUCAUUAUGGUACUUGUUAAUAUAACGCUGAACAGUUAACUAUGUAAUCGCGAGAUACGUCGUGUAGUGAUAAAUGAAUUUACCGUCCAAUUAAAAUUGGAAUUUUUUGUAACUAUAUUUAACGCUACAAAAUGAUUCAUAAUUUAUAAAAAUCGCACGCCGUAUCUUGUUUUAAAAGGUGCAAAUUUAUACAGGAUGGGUACAUUAUUUGAAAUUAAAUUUCUAGACGAUUUUUCUAUAAAAAAAAAAAAUUACAAUUAAUAUCGAUACAUCGGCUUUAAACUUGUUGUUCAUGUAAAUAUUCACUUACAAGAUCGGAUUUCAUUUGGGUUAAAAAAAAAAAAGAUUAUGAUCGAAGUGUAUUUGAACCAAAAGGGUAUUUCAAGAAAUCGUUUUCAAAAAAAAAAAAAAAAAAAAACAACUUAAUUUAAAAGUUUUAAAAAUACCGAUUUCCCUUCGCGUUUACAAAUGUAAUAAUCAUAAGUGUGAAUUGAAUAUUGCAAUUAUUCGACCAACCCUAUACAUCCACUAGUGAAAUUCGAUCGAUCGGGGGAGGGGAGGGACGGUAAAAUGUCACUAUAGUGAUUAACGACGAUCGGCCCUCUAGUGAAAUGUACCCUCCGGGUCAAUUAUCGCGGGGGUAAAGAAUCACCGGCACUCUACUGGUCCGGCCCGGUACUAUUGUUCAUUUCAUCGGCCCGGUUCGGUCUCAGGUUUUUAAUUUCUCUUCAUCGGUUACUGUCCGGUCGUGAAACUCUAGAGCUCUAGCGUAUGUGUGUUUGCGUGUGUAUAUUGUGUGUACUGUUUAUGUGUGACGUGCAGUACGCCGAUUAGCUACGGUUGUCCGACCGUGCUAGUUCUGUAGUUAUAUUCGGCCGCGCGGUCCUAUAAUAUUAUUGUAACAAUAUGACUUUCUUAUUUUCGCUACGUUACAAAUAAUGAACUAUUGAUAUAAAUAUUACACGCGCGAUGUUUGUGUUGUGCCGACCGUGCGUUGGGAAUUUUUCGACACGGCAAAACCGCGAUCGGCGAUGGUAUUAUUACGAACUUCUUAAAACCGCGUUUAUUCGUGUUAUUUUAUUAUAAUAUAUCGCAUUAACAUAAUAAUGUCCGAUGAUUAUUGUACCGUACACACGAAAACGUAUCACAAUAUCAUCGAUAAUUUCAACGUUAUACGCCUAUAGACACCAGCAAUUAUGCGAUUUCGGCUGUAGUUUUCAACAACAGAAGAACGCGCCGAAAUCGGCAACGCGUAUAAUAGCUGAUAUCGUUAAACACGCGUUGUUCUAGAACGCCCGCGGUGUUUACGUUUUUCGUUUUGGACAUUUUUCUGUCCGUCCGCUGGGGACGAAUUCGCGACGAACCACCCCUCGCGUUAGACUUUCGACCGUGUUACUGCGGGACGAUAGUAAUUUUAUCCGCAUAAUACCCGAAUAAUGUACGCGGUUCACACGUACGAUACCCCGGAAAACUCGUUCCUUUCGAACAUGUUAUAGCGACUUUGUUCCGUCGACUUGGGUGUGCCCGAUCGAACUGCCGGAUCGAGCUAUUAUUGUUCCAAGUAAUCAUCGCGUGUAGAGUUUUUCAUGCGUACGUUUUUCGACAACUACAUCGAUUCAUUAUCACAGCGCGAAAUUUGGACGUUCGUCAAGUAUGUACUGCAGUAAUUAAAAACGCGAUAAUUUUAUUUAAUAAGAUUCAAUUAGUUUCAACGAGUAUCGCGUGUACGGUAGGUAAACGAGUGUACAAUAUUCACGUUUACUUCUUCCUGAAUGUACCUACCAUUUUGUAUAAACAAUAUUAUAUUUCCUAAUCGUUUAUAGUAAAUUCAUUUCAAAGCAUAUACGAUUUCAAUUUAUUCAUAGCUGCAGCAUACACACGCGUAGAUGGUUGUAUAUUAUAUAGGUACAAUAAUAAAAUUAACUCAUUGUUGAAACCACGUACGUUAGUUAAUAAUACAGAGGGUUUUUAUAAUAUUAUGCUUAUGCAUUCUAAAUUAAAUAAUAUAUUGUACUACAGUCAUUAUUUUAGAUUCUGAGCGGAACGAACAGAGUAUUAGUUUUACUAAAAAAAUUUUUUUUAAAAAUAUCUGUUCUGUCUGUUAACAACUUUACUGCCAAAUAUAUUGCUCGGAUUAUCGAGUGUAGCAUUUUUUUUUUCUUUAAAUUUUUUAUAAUUUUUUGUUUUUCCUAAUAAUUGUGAAAAACUGAGAAUAAACGUAGGUGAAACGGCAAAGUUCAAGCAAUAACGUUUCUUUUUUUUUUAUUACUGUGAUUCGGUUUAAAAUAACCGUAGAUUUUACCAAUAUAAUUAUACCAAUUUUUAAGCUAUUUAUAGGCAUUUAACAUUUUCUUGUAUUUUUAGUUUUGUGUGGAUCAAAUAAAAUUUUCAAGAUGAGUUGUAUUGUAAUAGUUUUUAUAGGCUUUUUUAAGUUCAAUUUCUUUACAAAACUCGUAAAAAUCACGGCGUUAUAAAAUAUGUUUAAUAUCUAACUUCGCUCAGGGUCGUAUUUCUUGCAGUUUAGCAAUGAUUAAAUAAUGAUAUAAAUUAAAUAACUCUAUAUGUAUAUACUAGCUACCCAACUUCUCAACUACAACAGUGGCACACUCACCAGUAUAGUGUCAGUUUAUUGUUAAUUUUUUUUUUAAAUCAAAAAUGUAUAUAAUAUUACAUGGUUUCACAGACUGCUCGCGUCGUAGUUUCCCAGUAGUUUUCAAUGUAGAAAUAAUAGUUGUUAGUAUAGCGUUUAUGCUUUGUCUAGGGGGGGGGAGAGUUGAUGAAUGGGAUCGUUUUCGAUUAUGUUUUAUAAAAAGAAUAUUUUAAUUAUAUUGUUACACAGAGCAUGGAAAGCAUCUUAUUCUUAGCGUUUUAAACGCAUAAUAAUUCGGUCUCUAUGUAGAUUAUGUUAUAAUAACAAUGGUAUAAUCUUCGAUCGAUUGUUUACGUCCGGUGUGUGAGGUCAGGUUAUAAUAUUAUAGUGAUGUUCAUAUCAUUUUUUAUCGUUUAUCCGCAGCAUCGCGGUAUCGAUUUUAUUUAUAUACCUACCACCUAUUAUAUACAUAUACACCACAUGUGGAGAUCUUACGAUAUCAAAGGGCUUUAUAAGGUCAUAAUAUUAUUGUUAUUAUAAUUGUAAUAAUUUAUACGAUUAUCAUCAUUAUUAUUACCGGGUUUUGUGUACGGUUCCCGACACUUUGUCCCCGCGGUCCGACACUCCGCACGUAUCCGAUAACCUCUUCGGUCGUCCGGGGCAGACCGGCAGUGUUCUCGUCAAUGUUCUCAAAUUUACGUACUUACCUAAACACAUUGUCAUAAUACUCUCGUCCCCGUUAGCGUAUAAACGUUUCCUAACUCGAAACGAGCCACAGACGCAAAUAGAAUCUUACAAUUGGCCUUGUAUUUUAUCAUACAACUCAACAUUAUAAAAACGUUCUGACGGUGUUCAAGCACGAUGUUUUCGGAUUCGAAUCUGACCAAAUUAUUUGGGGUUUUUUCACCUCUUCCCUUCACUUUAUUAAAACCCUUCAUGGUUUUUCAUUAAACAAACGGUAAAAAACAGGCAAUAGUAGGUUAUAAUAUAGGUUUAUAUUCGGGAAAGUAUAUUAAUUAUAAUAACUCCCCGUGGAGCCUUAUCUGCAGUUAUCAGAUUCGAACUAACGCUGUUAGUAUAUCAGUAAUUUAAAUCGUGUUAUCAAUACGAUAUAAACUUGUGACGAGCAAUCAUAUAGGCUCGGAAAAUAAAAUCAAAAGGAUUCCGUUUGUGUCUGAUACUCGUUUCUAUAGUGUCGGUAUAGGGAACGUUAAUAUGCUUCCCGUUACGUACCUAUAGAUACGCAGCGCGUGCGCGUCUGUAACACUUGUUUUUUUUUUUUUUUUCUGAUACGACGACGAGACGAUGUGUGACGACGAAUCUCCCGCGCGCGCUCGUUUUUGAAUAAAUCAAUUUACACCGUGACACCGUAGUGUUAUUCGUUUCAUAAAUCCAUAAUAAUAGUAUAAUAAUGUGUUAUUAUAAUAUUAUACGUGUGCCCCUUUUGAUAUUCAAAUAUAUUCGAAUGCCGAUAGAGCGCACAAUAUUACACCUAUCUACCAUAUAGUGUUGUUGGUUUUUCUUUCUUUUAAUGUAUACGCAAGUAUACACUCGGCCUCAUACAUUAAUUUAUAGUCGCGUAUAGCGCGAACGCUUGUUAUCCUUAUGAUUAAGACGAGGAGGAGUAGGAGUAAAAGGAAGAGGAGGAGAAAAAACGAAAUAAUAAUACAAAAAAAAAAAAAAAUCAUGUAACAUAAAUUACAGACACUUGUUCGUUUGCUGCUGCACGACUCAACUCGCGCGCGCCGCAUUGUUAUAUAUAGUUUUACACGCGUCUUAGAUUGUACAUAUUAACAAAUUAAUAUUCACAUUUCAUACACGGUGACUAAUUGAAAAAAAAAGAGAGAAUUAUAAAAUUACUGGUUAAUCCGACGAAUAAUAUAAUACAUAAUAUCAGACGACCGUUGUCUGGCCCAGACGACAUUUCGUCACGUCCAUUAUACAGCAGGUCCCAUCAACGUAGACGUUUACGUCAGACAUCAUAUUAUUAUAAUUUUACACGCGCGCAUUCAGAUUAAAAUUAUAAUAUACAUACCUAAUCAUUAUUAUAUUAUUGUUGUAUUGUAUAAAUCGGGUUACGGCCGGCCGUCGUUUAGUAUUAUUACCGGGUUUUUGUUACCACCGUGACUCGCUUGAUAAUACUUACUCGUAUUGUAAUUCUGUUCAGUAAGGUUAAUUUAUUAAUAACGUGUCGAUUGAUUUUACCAUUUAACAGGGAAAUAUAGAGAAGAUUUCUUGUGAUAGCUAAGGUCUUACUGGGAGUUUUAAACUGAGAAAUAAGAACAAGAUAAUCAAACAAAUGGAUCAAUAAUGUAUUUGUAUUUUUCACCGUAUUCAGCCUGCUUCUUUUUCCUGGCAUCACAACGCAUUGAAAAUUUUUGCCGUUCCUGAUACUGUCUUCCAUUAUUCACUUGUCUAUCCUCUAUUGCUAGUUCAUAAGUAUCAGGUAUACAACUAAUUCAUUCAUCCGUUGAUUUUUGGACGUCCUUUAGGUUUCUCUAUCUAUUUUCCACUCGGUUACCUCCUUUAAAUUCGCUGAUUCCGGUGUCCUAGUCACAAUAUGUUCAAACUAUUGGAAUCUCUAUGCCUUCACAUAAUUCGUUAUUUUCAUUCUUCAGUAUUCUUGUUCAGUCUAUCGGAUUUCCUUGUUUUUCUUCUCACGCGCUCAUUGUCAUUAGACGUGUACAGAUAAUUCUCAGACAUUUGUUCUCAAACGACGUUCGUUUUUUAUUUCGCCAUUCGCCAUAUACAAUCCAUAUCACGCAACCGCAUAUGUUAGAGUUCAUCUAACAAUUGCCAUGUAAAUGCGCGCUUUGAUUAUUUUUUACCGUAUAUUAUCUAUAAAAAUAAUUCUAUUUUGUUGUUUUUAAAUAAAAAAGAUAACUUAAAUUUGCGUGCAGUUUUUUUUUUUAAUUACUUUACAAAAUAAAACAUACAUCUCAAAUACAUUUUCAGAGCGUAUCUAUCUAUCUAUAUAUAUAUAUAUAUAUAUUCUAUAUACUUUAUACUUAAACUACUAUAAAUUGUAAUUUUAUUUGUAUAUUUUUAUUUUUCAGAAAUUCUUAGCAUGCUAAUGUGGAUGGAUUUGAUGCGAGCCAAUCAAACAGCGAUUCCGAGACUUCCAAUACCAAGUGCGUUUAAAUACUUAUGCUAUUUACCUACACAUACAUAUAUCUUACACUCGAACUAUACAAGAACAAUAUGUGUUUUUAUCAGGUUUUUUUUUUACAAUACGAGUAUAUAGUAUUAUUAUUAUUUGAUCACGUAUUGAGCAAAAUAUUUAUAGUUAUACAUAUCUGAAUGAAUUUCACCACGUGAUUUUUCUAAUUAAAUUUAAUAUUUUUUAAGACUGAAAUAUCGAUUAAUAUUUUCUGAGAUUUCACAUUUUCUAGUUUUUUAAAAUUUUUAUUUGGUUUUUUUUUUUUACGAAAAAAAACUUGGAAAAUAAAGUACCCACCGGGUGGAAAAUCCGCAUUUUUUUUUAUCAUUUAUACUACUUUCAAACCGAAAAAAUAUUUUUUAAGAAGGGUAAAAUAUGUAUAUUAAAAACACGUGUAUUUCUUCUAUAUUCGGUGUGCACCCGGAAUCUAAAAACAAAUUAAUACCCACUCUUGUUAUGAGAAAUGAUUUUCAUUUCGUUUAUUAAAUACCGUGUUUUUUUUCGCCUUCCCCUUUAUUCCCCCCGCAAUGUAGAUUUGCAGCAAUCCGCUCCGUCGCCGUACGCAGCCGCCGCGGCCGCCGCGCUGAAUCUGUCGCCGGCCGUCGUCAUGCAGAAAGUUCCUGUGCCGGAACAGUGCGAGGCGUUGAAUCUGGGGAAAAAAAAUCCCGCAGGAACGAAUAACAACAACGCCGGCGAAAACGACGAAGAAUCGCAACCACCGCCGUCGAAACGGAUCAAAACCGAAUGGUCGCCACCAUUGUCGCUGCACAAGGUCCAGGCAGUGGCCAGUCGUCCGGCCAGCCCCAAAAACGCCGCGGCGGUCAGUCCCAGACCGACCGGCAGUCCGGUGCGAGAGUCUAUUUCGUCGCCGGGACGGAGUGGCGGCGAGGAUGACGACGAUGACAACACUGACGCCAACAGCGACAACAACAUGAUCGAAAUGGACAUCGACGUUUCCGCCGGUAAGUUUUCUUAUAUCGUCGUAAGAGUCUACGAAAAAAAUCUAGAAGUAAAUGCUGAGGAGUUUCGAGGGUUAACCCCCGGUCCUGAAAUAUCAGGUAAGAUCGAACCUGUAACGCCGUGUGUUAAUUGCAUAUGACAAACACAAAUGCGUGCAAUUUUUUCAACCCCUUCGCUCCUCGAAACCCUUUCUUCUUGCGCUCCGAUCUGGAAUAUUUUAAUUUCAGCGCAGGACCGUAAAAAUAUUACCAAUCAAUUUUAAAAAAAAAAAUUGAAUAUAUUAUUAUAACAAAAAAUGUACUGGAUUCGUCAAAUUAUAUAUACCUAAUCCUGUGUAAUGGCGGAUCCAGGUGGAGGCUUUUUUCUUCGGUUGCUCCCUAAUGUACUCUUAAAAUUUAAUUUUAAUCAUAAACGUGUGCCUUAGAUGCGAUUAAAAAAUCGCUCCCCCGUUAUCUUAUCCUGGAUCCGCACUUGACCCCUAGGUAUACGAAAUGAGAAUUUAUUGCUGAACUACGAAUUGGUAAAGCACGAGCAGAUACAUUGAAAUGAACAUAUUUAUUUGAUUGAAAAAAAUAUAUUUAAUAUUUAUGUUUUCUAAGUCUAUACCUAAUCUAACCUAUGUACUAUAAAAAACAUUUUCAAUUGUUCGUAUUGUUUAUAAUAAUUUUUUCCGCGAAAAAACGUGAAAAAAAUCAUUAUAAAAAACACCGUCUGCGCAGAAAAUUUCAAUAACAUUUUUUUUUUUUUUAAAUAUAAAUAUUUUUAUGUCAUAUACGUAUAAUUUGAUGUUUACCGUGACACCGAAAAGAAACUUAACGACCCAGAAUAUUAAUAUAAUAUUAUGUAUAUUAUUACCAUUGCAUUUGCACGCGCAUAUUAUUAUUGAAUAUUUGAGAAGACGAUUUAAAUUUCUCGAGUUUUAUUCUCGCGUAUACUCAGCAAUAAUAAUCAUUUUUUUUUUCAAAUGUUUUUUUUUUUUUUUUAAUAUUUAAAUGUCGAACAGAUAAUACUUUACCGUUGAUUUCGGUUAAUGGGCAUGCAUAAAUCUUAAUGUAUAAUAAUCAAACUGCAUGCAGUGUCGGGCGUUCAUGAUACAUUCUACGCGUUUCCCAUCGCGUCGUAUUACUAUUCUAAAUUAUAAUAAUAUACUCAACGACCUAAAAACGAGUAAAUAUAUCAUGGCCUUUAAAAAUUAUUUUAUCUAAAUUGUUUUUAAAUCGAUAGUAAGUCUUGUAUUGAAAGUCCUGAUGCUUGUGGUUUUUAUUUUUUUUUUACGAAUUGUUAGAAGCGAAUUAUUAUUAUUACCUUUCGCGAUUAACAAGACUUAUUCGAUCAGUACAUUAAUAUUUUAUAUAAACCCACGAUCUGUUUUCUUUCGUUCAAAACAUGCUCUUUACAAUAAUAACUCGUAAAUGUCUCGUAGAUUGAUCGGAUGUAGAACAUUUUUUUUUUUUGUCAGGAAGACAAAAACAUCCUACAGGCCACAAUAGACUGAUUUUUUUGUUUACUACAAGUAUGUAAUCAGAACCGUGAAUAAAACUACUAUGCAUUUUAAAACAUUCCGGCGCGUUUUUUAAUUAUUUUAAGCCAUGUAUAUAGAAUGUUUAGCUUUUUUUUUUUUUAUAAAUACAUUAAAUAGAAAAUCAAUUUUGAAAUUUUGUAGGUAUGCCUAGUGGUCUGAAAAUAUGCGUUUGUAAAAGAACAAAACACGGAAUCUACAAAGGUCAACUCGUCAAAGUCGAGUCUACUAUAAACGGAGGUAAUAUAUGAUACGAAUACCGUAGUAUUAGUAUACCAAUAAAAAGCUUUUUUCUCUAAUCACGUACAAUAUACUAACGUAAUAUAUAGAUAAUAAUGUAUACUUGAAGUAUUUUUAGGAACUUUUAAAAAAAAAUGGGUAGGUUUAAAAUACAAAGGUGAGCACUCAUCAACAGUUAGAAUUUUAGUUUCAAAGUUAAUUUUAUUUAUAAAUUAUAAACUUACAACAGAUCGAUUUAAACAUUAAAUUAAUGAUAUAACUUAACGCGUUAUUGUCACUGCUGCUGCUACCAAAAUUUUUUUAGAAGAAAUCAGCUAGUAUUAUAUUUUUUUUGAAAUUUGAUUCAAUAAUUUCGACUUGAUUCCUAACUUUUUUUCUAAUUCGAGUUAUUAUUUUUACCGGAUAACUUCUAAUUUGAUUAUCGUAAGUUUGAAUGUGUGAAGAUUUAAAAAACCAACUUUAUUCUAAAUUGUUUUUUUUAUUUAAAUUAUUUCUUCUCCUUAUCAGUUUAACGGACCAUGUAAAGUUUGUCCCCACUGCAUCCUUCCAUCAGUUCCUAUAUCCUCCAUUCACACAUUUUUACGGAUUAUUUCUAAAUCUAUUUCGGUUAAUCUACUGAAUAAACUUUAACAAUUUAUUGGUCCAAUAGUAGAUCGCCCAGUUUUGAUAAGUUUUUUUUUUUAUAUGUUUUCCGAGUAAAAUAUUCUUAUAUUAUUAUAUUUUAGGGGCGAAAAACACGGCUACUAGUCCCUUUAUAUUACGCCUGAACGGUGAACUCUACAAGGGAUGUCUACAACUACAAAACAAUAAUAAUCUUCAAAAUCACAAUAAUGACGAGAAAAACUUUAGUUAAUGCGACAAAUAUUUUGGAACAACGUUUCGCCGUGUAUAUAGAAAAUAUUGAAUAAUACGAGUAGUAUAGCAUUUAAAAGAUUAAGUGAAUAGGUACGUGUAUAUAUAGUAUAUGUAUUACAUAAAAUAUCAAAUAAGUAUUAUUUUAGCAUUUUGUUAUUGAUAACAAUAAUAUUGUCGGUUAAGAUAUUAUUAAUUCAGAAAAUCAAUCAUUGUACAUUAUAAUAAGUUAUAAUUAAACGUUUGUGUGUUUUAAAAUCAUUGAUUUUUAAAAAUUUUUUUUUUUAAAUAUGAGUGAAGAAAAUAUUAGCGCAUGUACAAUAUUAUUAUUUUAUUGAAUAUCUUACGCAAUAUCUUACAAUAUUGUAUAAAAAAUUUAAUUAAUUAAUUAAUAUAAUAUUACUAUUACUAUACGAGUAAAAUAUAAUUAAUAUAAUAUUAAUAUUAUUUUAUAUAAUAUUUUACUACCUAUACGAAUACUAUAGGUAUAGGAGAGAUUUUUUUUUGUUUUUUACGUUUUAUUUUAACAUUUACAAUAUACUUAUAGUUAUAAUUAUUAUUAAUUUAAAAAUUAGGUACGUAUGUAAAUUAUUGCGAGUUUAUACAAUUAUUAUUAUUAUUAAUUUUAAGGCUGUGCGUUCUUUAGAUCUCGUCCUAAUGGGAAAAACUGCGAAUAAUUUAUCACUAUAAUAAUAAUAUUGUAAAAUACACCCGCAUUUCGGAUUUAAAUAUUAAUUAUAUAAUCAGUAUUAGCGUCGUAAAUGUUUUAUAAUAAUAUUAUAUAUGAAUAAAUUACGAUAUAUUUUUUUUUUUUUUUUACUAUAACUUUACUAUAUUACGCUUGUAUCAUAUUAUUUAUUGUAAUUAUUAUUUUCAGGAAUAAAAUUAGAAAAAG
Cinara cedri is the source of this 94323-nucleotide messenger RNA. NCBI's taxonomy places the organism in Eukaryota, Metazoa, Arthropoda, Insecta, Hemiptera, Aphididae. The record is from the annotation of a GenBank genome assembly.